Pelobates cultripes (western spadefoot toad) is the source of this 97263-nucleotide messenger RNA. Lineage: Eukaryota; Metazoa; Chordata; Amphibia; Anura; Pelobatidae. The record is from the annotation of a GenBank genome assembly.
AUGGUGUCCCAUUCCAGAAGAACCAUAAGGAGGGACGACUGCCAUUGUCUACUGGUACAGGCAAGUAGGCGACUUUAAGUCCAGGUGAGUAAACCAGUCUCCUUCUUGCCGGAGGUGCCGCAAUAGAUGGAUACCUUGGUAUGUAAAAAUGUUUAACCAGGAAAGACACAUUCAGAUAUUUCUGCUUUCUAAGAAACGAACAACCCAAAGGGAAACUACUGAACGCUGAUGAUGUGCGUUCGGGAGUAGAACAGUCCAAAGGGUCGACCAAGAAGGAAUACAAACCACCAAAUGUGCAUUGGUUUGAAUACGCGUUCAGUAGUUUGAAAAACGAAAAGCAGGCGUAGGCGACACAUGAACCCGUGCGAAUGCCUGAUAGAAAAUACAAACCGCUGAGUGCACAUAGAUAUACGCGUUUGGUAGAUUGAAAAUGAGAGAAUAGGCGAAUGCGGGCAUACUUUUAAAGCGUGCAAACGCAGAAGCCCUGAGGAGAGCGUGUGGCGGUGGGAGAGCGCCUGUGGAGUGGUGAGCGUAGCCACAAGAACACUUUAUAAGAGGGGCUCACCCUCUAAUAACAAAAUUAUCAAUAUCAGUAUUGGCCUGAGUUUAUAAGAGGGGCUAACUCUCUAAUAAUGAAAUCAGUAUCAUGCACUGACAUAAACUGUAAGAUAAACCAGAACUGACAGGAAGCAGUAUAAAUAUCAAUAUUGGGCUGAGUUUAUGAGAGGGGCUAAUCCUCUAAUAAUCAGUAUUGUGUACUGACAAACUGUAAAAUAAACAAAGAACUGACAGGAACCAGUAUAAAUAUCAAUAUUAGGCUUAGUUUAUGAGAGGGUCUCACCCUUUAAUAAUGAGAUCAGUAUCAUGUACUAACAUAAACUGUAAGAUAAACAAAAACUGACCGGAAAUAAAGUAGGUACACAGACAUCCUAAGUCUAUACCCUACAAAACAAAACCAGCAUUCCCACUAUCAGAUAACGAAUACAUACAUACAUAAACCCUACAUAAAUACAAAUACAGUAAGAAAAGAAAGAAAUCAAUCAAGUAAGUAAGUAAAAUUAAGUAAAUAUAACAAGAAAAGCCAACAAAGUGUAGAUACAAUAUUCUGACCUGAGUUGUAAUGGAGCAGCAAUGAAAGAGGAAAUGACUCAGUGGAAGGCAUAUCUUAUACUCUCUGCCUGUCUCUGAUUGGUUCCUUUUUUUCUCUAUAUGUCUUUGCUGCUAUGGAGUAGUAAAGAAAGAUUAUGCAAAAUAUGAAGCCUCCUGUCAUGUGAUAAAAUUAUAUGUAACUUACUUUAGAAGUUUUUAUCUCCUGCUCUGUAAAUUUAAAUUUAAUCACACAAAGGAGUCUCAUGCAGGCUCUAGAAGGCUAUUAACAAAGCAGGGGAUAAGAAAUCCUAACGUAAGCAGGAACAAAGGAAGUAUAAAUAUCAGAUCUCUCUUUCCCUGACAUGUUUAGGCAGGCUGUGCAAGUCACAUGCAGAGACAAAGUGAGCCCCCAGAUUACAGAGAAUUUAUCAGUUAGACAUGAUCUAUACACCAGACCACUCCAUUAAGCAAAACUUGUUUUGUUGCUUAUAGUGUUCCUAUAACCCCUUAGUGACUAAGGACGUAUCAAGUACGUCCGACAAAAACUGGCCAUUAAUAACCUUGGACGUACCUGAUACGUCCGCGGCACAUUUGAGCACUGGAAGCGAUCAUGAUCUCUUCCAGCCACUCUAAGGGUAUUGCAGCAAUGCCUCGAUAUCCUGCAAUACCCUCAUCACUGCUGGGCCGCCAGGUGAUCGCUCCCCUGGAGCGAUCACUUCCGGGUUCCCCCACGUGCCACCCGGCAGUGAGGCAGAGCAUCGGAAGCCAUCAGGCAGGCUUUCGAUGCUCUGCAUGUGUGCUGAGAGGCACUCAGUGAAGAAUAAAAUAAAUAAUAAAAAAAAAUAUUAACCCCCCUCCACCCUCCCUCCAUUCCCAUCCACUUACCCAAUCACUGCCGUUCCCCCACUGGCGAUCAGUCUUCUUCUCCACUGGGGGGGACUGUCUGACAGCCCAGACAGUCCCCUCUCUGCAAAAUAGGACCCCAAGGGCCAUGUGAUCGCCCUGAAAGAGCGGUCACAUGGCCGCAAUAGGCGUCCAUAGUGUUGCCUGCAGGAGACUGCCUGAACUGACAUAAAAAUGUUUUACAAAAAAAGUUUUAAAAUAAAAAAAAUUAAGUUAAUUAAAACAAAUAUAUAUAUAUAUAUAUAUAUAUAUAUAGGAAAAUGUAUUCAUACCAUAAUUUUCUUUUCCUGGUCAUAGGCCAUGGCAGCACAACAAUGGGUAGCUCCUCCCCAUCCCUAGUUAGACAGGAACUAAUUAAAACAAGGGUAUAAGAAGGAAUACAAACCACUGAACAUGCAUUGGUUUGAAUACGCGUUCAGUAGUUUGAAAAACGAAAAGCAGGCGUAGGCGACACAUGAACUGUGCGAAUGCCUGAUAGAAAAUACAAACCGCUGAGUGCACAUAGAUAUAUGCGUUUGGUAGAUUGAAAAUGAGAGAAUAGGCGAAUGCGGGCAUACUUUUAAAGCAAACGCAGAAGCCCUGAGGAGAGCGUGUGGCGGUGGGAGAGCGCCUGUGGAGUGGUGAGCGUACCCUCAGUCUUGUAUUCCAGCAAAAUCCUUGGACGGGAUCUUUGUGCUGCCAUGGCCUAUGACCAGGAAAAGAAAAUAACGGUAAGUAUGAAUAAAUUUUCCUCUUUCCUGGCCAUGUCCAUGGCAGCACAAUAAUGGGUAAUACCCAAGCAAAACGAAGGGAGGGAAAAAAAAUACACGGACUCAAAAUAUUUCGUAAUGCAAGUGUAUUAGCACAUCUAUAAGUGAAAUCAUACAAAAGAAAGACAUUAUUUGGAUGCUGAAAGGACACUUUUACCAAACUUGUCCCAUUGACCCGCUCUGACAUCUAGUUGAUAAUGUCAAAUAAAGGUGUUCACCAAAGACCAUGUAGCUGCUCUGGAGAUAUUCUCGCUGCGGCUGCCCUAGAGGAGGAAAGGGACCUGGUCGAGUGAGCCUUUAGACUGCUAGGUACUGGAACCCCACUGGCCCCGUAAGCCUGAAUGGUAGCGGAGACAAUCCAUCUGCUCACGGCCUCUUUAGAAGCUUGGCGACCUUUCCUAGCCCCAUUCGGGAUGAUGAAUAGCUGAUCCGACGAAUGCCAGCCAAGAGAUCUGUCAAUAUAGAUUCUUAAACAUCUUACCAAAUCUAGCAGAGAAGAACCUCCUUCUUGCAUCAGGGCUGGAAGCACUAUGUCUUCAUUCACAUGAAAGGCCGUGUUUACCUUAGGGCAAAAUUCGGGAAUGGUUCUUAGAAUCACCCUGUCUCUGUGAAACACCGUGAAAGGCUCCUUGACUGAUAAGGCACUGAGCUCCUAAACCCUUCUCCCUGAUGCUAACGCCACCAGUAAAACGGCCUUGAUGGUAAGGAGAUGAGGAGAGAUGGACUCCAAGGGUUCGAAGGGAGCUGACUUCAUAGCUUGCAAUACCCGUGGUAGAUACCAUAGGGGAGCAAAUGGCUUGAUCGGAGGUUUAAUCUUGAGGACUGCAGCAAGAAACCUGGAUACAUCUGGAUUAAAGGCCCAUUUACAUAGAAACAUAGAAUGUGACGGCAGAUAAGAACCAUUCGGCCCAUCUAGUCUGCCCAAUUUUCUAAAUACUUUCAUUAGUCCCUGGCCUUAUCUUAUAGUUAGGAUAGCCUUAUGCCUAUCCCAUGCAUGCUUAAACUCCUUUACUGUGUUAAGCUCUACCACUUCACCUGGAAGGCUAUUCCAUGCAUCCACUACCCUCUCGGUAAAAUACUUCCUGAUAUUAUUUUUAAACCUUUGACCCUCUAAUUUUAUGUCCUCUUGUUGUGGUAGCUUUUCUUCUUUUAAAUAUAGUCUCCUCCUUUACUGUGUUGAUUCCCUUUAUGUAUUUAAAUGUUUCUAUCAUAUCCCCCCGUCUCAUCUUUCCUCCAAGCUAUACAUGUUAAGAUCCAUUAACCUUUCCUGGUAAGUUUUAUCCCGCAAUCCAUGAACCAGUUUAGUAGCCCUUCUCUGAACCCUCUCUAAGGUAUCAAUACCCUUCUGAAGAUACGGUCUCCGGUACUGUGUACAAUACUCCAAGUGAGGUCUCACCAGUGUUCUGUACAAUGGCAUGAGGACUUCCCUCUUCCUACUGCUAAUACCUCUCCCUAUACAACCAAGCAUUCUGCUAGCAUUUCCUGCUGCUCUAUUACAUUGUCUGCCUACCUUUAAGUCAUCAGAAAUAAUCACCCCUAAAUCCCUUUCCUCAUAUGUUGAGGUUAGGACUCUAUCAAAUAUUCUGUACUCUGCCCUUGGGUUUUUACGUCCAAGAUGCAUUAUCUUGCACUUAUCCACAUUAAAUGUCAGUUGCCACAAUUCUGACCAUUUUUCUAGUUUACCUAAAUCAUUUGCCAUUUGGCUUAUCCCUCCUGGAACAUCAACCCUGUUACAUAACUUAGUAUCAUCAGCAAAAAGACAUACCUUACCAUCAAGACCUUCUGCAAUAUCACUAAUAAAAAUAUUAAAGAGAAUGGGUCCAAGUACAGAUCCCUGAGGUACCCCACUGGUGACAAGUCCAAGCUUCGAAUAUAUUCCAUUAACUACAACCCUCUGUUGCCUGUCACUCAGCCACUGCCUUACCCAUUCAGCAAUAUUGGAAUCCAAACUUAAAGAUUUCAGUUUAUUCAUAAGCCUUCUAUGUGCAACAGUGUCAAAAGCCUUACUGAAAUCUAGGUAAGCAAUGUCUACUGCACCACCCUGAUCUAUAAUUUUAGUUACCCAAUCAAAAAAAUCAAUAAGAUUAGUUUGGCAUGAUCUCCCUGAAGUAAACCCAUGUUGUCUCUGAUCUUGAAAUCCAUGUGUUUUUAGAUGUUCAUCAAUCCUAUCCUUUAACAUGGUUUCCAUCACUUUCCCCACUACUGAAGUAAGGCUUACUGGCCUAUAGUUGCCCAACUCCUCCCUAUUACCUUUCUUGUAAAUGGGCACAACAUUCGCUAACUUCCAAUCUUCUGGGACUACUCCUGUUAACAAUGAUUGGUUAAAUAAAUCUGUUAAUGGUUUUGCUAGUACACCACUAAGCUCUUUUAAUAGCUUUGGGUGUAUUCAAUCAGGUCCCAUUGACUUAUUUGUCUUUACUUUUGACAGUUGAAAUAGAACCUCUUCCUCUGUAAACUAACGUGUAAUAAAUGACUCAUUUAUCCUUUUUCUCAACUGAUGUCCCUUUCCUUCAUUUUCAUCUGUAAAUACAGAACAAAAAUAUUCAUUGAGGCAGUCAGCUAGACCUUUAUCCUCUUCUACAUACCUUCCUUCUUUUGUUUUUAAUCUAACUAAUCCUUGUUUUACUUUUCUUUUCUCAUUUAUGUAUCUAAAAAAAGUUCCCCCCCUUUUUUACUGACUGUGCUAUUUUCUCUUCUGUGUGUUAUUUGGAAGCUCUUAUAACUUGCUUAGCCUCUUUCUGCCUAAUCUUAUAGAUCAUUUUGUCUUCCUCGCUCUGGGUUUUUUUAUAAUUACUAAAUACUAACAUUUUGUUUUUAACUAUUUUGGCCACAUCUGCAGAGUACCACAGUGGUUUCUAGAAUUUUUUGCUUUUACUGACAAGCCUAAAGCAAUUUUCUGUUGCCUUCAAUAGUGCAACUUUUAAAUAAUCCCAUUUCUCUUGGACUCCAUUUAAAUUGCUCCAGUCUGAUAAUGACUCCUCUACACUUAUUCUAAUGUUAGAAAAGUCUGUUUUUCUAAAGUCUAAAACUUUUGUUUUUGUGUGGUGUGACUCAGUCACUGUUCUUAUAUUAAACCACACUGACUGAUGAUCACUGGAUCCUAAACUUUCACCUACAGUAAUAUUUGAUACCAAAUCUCCAUUUGUUUACACUAAAUCUAGUAUGACCUCUUUACGAGUUGGCUCCUCAACAACUUGUCUUAGAGACAAUCCCAGUAGGGAGUUUAGAAUAUGUGUGCUCCUGGCACAAGUAGCUAAUUUUGUUUUCCAAUUUACAUCAGGAAGAUUAAAGUCACCCAUGAUGAUAACUUCCCCUUCAUUGUCAUUUUAGCUAUUUCCUCAACUAGUAGAUUAUCUAACUCUUCAAUUUGUCCUGGGGGCCUAUAAAUCACACCUACACGAGUUACUGUGUGAUUACCAAAUUCUAACGUAACCCAAACAGACUCUAUGUUUGCCUCACUAACUUUUAUUAGGUUAGAUUUUAUGCUAUCCUUCACAUACAAGGCCAUCCCUCCCCCUUUCUUGCCUUCCCUAUCUUUCCUGUAUAAAGAGUACCCUGGUAUUGCUAUGUCCCAGUCAUUUUUCUCAUUAUACCAUGUCUCUGUAACAGCAACUAAAUCUACACUAUCAGUUGCCAUUAUUGCCCCAAGUUCAUGGAUCUUAUUCCCUAAACUGCGAGCAUUUGUAGACAUGACUCUAAGCUUAUCAUUUUUUAACACACUUGCUACAGUCACCUUCUGUCCUUGUUUUGGGGGACAAUUGGAUUGAUGUUUUAUCACCCUUUUGCCCCCCCCUCCUAGUUUAAAUACAUCCUAGCAAAACCUCUGAACUGCUCACUGAGAACAUUUGUUCCCUUUUGAGAAAGAUGCAAACCAUCUUUUUUGUACAGCUCAUCUCCAUUCCAAACAGCUACCAUGAGAAAUAAAGCCAAAUCUUUGCUCCUGACACCAUUCACCAAGCCACAAAUUAAAGUCCCUAAUACGCAUCCGCCUGUCGUUCUGAGUGUUAUGCACAGGAAGAACUUCAGGGAAUGACAGUGUGGAAGCAACCUGCCGUAUAUCAUUGGCAAAAACACUAAAAACUUCCUUAACCUCUGAAACCUCAUUGCAAGCCAAGUCAUUUGUCCCUAGAUGGACAAGUACAUCCAAUUCCCCUUCCUGCUUUGCUUGCUUAACAAUAUUACAGAUACGUCUCCUGUCUCUGUGAGUAGUAGCUCCGGGAAGACACCUCACAAGACCCCCAUUGUCUAUCUCCACACCUCUUAUGAUGGAAUCCCCCAACAAUUGCUUUCUAUUAGGCCUCACCAUAGUCUCCAAGCCGGUCUUCACAACACCACUAGCCUCAGUGCCCCUCUCCACAACACCACUAGCCUCAGUGCCCCUCUCCACAGCACCACUAGCUUCAGUACCCCUCUCCACAACACCACUAGCCUCAGUGCCUCUCUCCACAACACCAUUACGCUCUGAAAGAGCAGAAAAUGAAUUAUGUAGAGCAACAGACCGUGCUAUAUGCCUUUUAUCCACAACUCUAAGUCUACCAGAUCCUACAGUAAUCCAUCUGCCAUUCCUAGUAUGUCUCUGCGGCAGUGGCUUUGCAGCAGUUCCAGUCUGAGUUUGUUCACCAGAUAAUUUACAUAUCUCAGACUUCAAAAAUACAAUCUCCUGCAGCAAGAUAGAGAACUGUCUACAGAUUAGACAACAACCAAACCUCCAAAAAGUGGAACAUGAAACAAAUGCAUAGCAACUAUUACACUGAACUAAGUCUGCCAUUCCAAUGAGGAGAAUAAUUUAAAUCAAAUUAAUCUUAACUUUUUAUCUAUCCUCCUGAAUACCUCAGAUUACCUCCAGUUUCUCUCCAGAAUAUCUCCAACCACACACUUAGAAGCAACACUUAGAUGAAGCAACCAAGCUAUAUUAGCCAAGCUAAAGACAACAACCCUUAUAUAACUCCUAAAAUCACCACCCACUAGGAAUGUUUAACACCUGGGUAGGCCUCUGCUUAUUUGCAAACAAUAGCUAAUUUAAACAGCAAUCAAUAGCAAGUUGCCAACUAAUCAAAUCAAAUGCCUUAUAAUUACCAACAGGAAUUCAAACCUUGUGCAAUCAGUAACCUUUUCCUACAGAUGAAUCUUACCUGUAACAGUAGAAAAGAAAGCUCUUAGCACAACCCCUGUUAGACAGUUGAAGCUUCUGUAAAACUCUCCAGAAUAUCUCCAACCACACACUUAGAAGCAAAACUUAGAUGAAGCAACCAAGCUAUAUAUUUGUGGUCAGUGAGAGCUGAAAGAGCGGAGACAUGUACCUUUAAGGUGUUGUAGCUCAAACCCUUAUCCAGACCGGUUUGUAGACACUCCAAGAUGUCUUUAAUAGCAGGAUGCUGUAUGUUAAUCUGCUUAGGAGAGGCCCAGGAAGAAAAUGCGUCCUAAAUUCUAUAGUAGGUAGAGGAAGUGGAACGCUUCCGAGCCUGUAACAAGGUAUCUGUGACUGCAGCCGAGAAACCCUUCUCUAGAAGCCUUUCCCUUUCAACCUCCAGGCCUUCAGGUUGAGUGAUACUGGGUCUGUGUGUAGGAUAGGACCCUGGUGCAGAAGAGAAGGAACUGCUGGAAGGUCCCACGGAGGUUCCGGACAGAGGCUCAGAAGAAGAGGAAACCAAGGCCGGCAAGGCCAGUAUGAGGCAAUCAGGAUCAUAAAUACUGGUUCCUGCCAAAUCCUUCUUAGUAGAGGAAAUAUGAGGGGAGUGGAAGGAGAUGCAUACCCGCAAGGUUCUUCUGUACCCAAGACAUCAGGGGAAUCAACCUUACCAUACUGCGUCUUCGGGUACCUCCUUGAUGAUUGAUCUGUGCUACUACUGUAGCAUUGUCCGUUCUCACCUUCACUCACUUGUGCUGUAGUGAACGCUGAAAGUGCUUUAGUGCUCUGAAAACUGCCAGACGUUCCAGAAGGUUUGAGUGGGUCUUGUGUGCAGGAAACUCCCACUUCCCCUGGGUGACCUCAUUCUGCAGGUAGGCUCCCCAACCCCAGUGAACGGCAUCUGUUGUUAUAGUUAUCCAGGCAAUGUUCCCCAGGGGGAACCCUGAGAACAAAGCCUUCUUGUUCAUCUACGAUGUCAGACUUAGAUGGACCGGGGUGGGAAUCCUGAUGGGCUGGAGUAGAUUCUUCCCUCUGUAUUGGGAAAGGAAAUUCCUCUGGAGUGUUCUCAUUCUCCAUUGCGCCCAUCUUGUCAAGCCUAUGGUUGAUGACAUGGAUCCUAGUAGGCUCAAGACUUUCUCUGCCGUGGCGACCUGGACUUGUCGUAUAUCCUUUACCUUUCUGAUGAGCUUUACUUCUCUUUCUCUUGAGAGCUGAACUGUCCCCAGUGCAGUGUUGAACAGGGCUCCUGGAUAAAGCAUGGACUGUGAAGGAAUAAGGUGACUCUUUUUCCAAUUUAUCUUCCAUCCGUGUUCCUGCAGGAACUGAAUGCAGAUUGAGAGUGUACCUGUCCUCUGAUAGCACCAGGAUGUCGUCCAGAUAAUGAAAAAUGGCAAUGCCCCUCUUUCUUAAUUCUGCGAUCAGGACCACCAGGAUCUUUGAGAAAGUGCGAGGAGCUGUACUGAAGCCAAAGGUAAGGGCUCGGAACUGGAAAUGCCCUCCUUCUACUGCGACUCUCAGAUAUCUUUGAUGCAGUUGAGCGAUCGGAACAUGGAAGCAGGCAUCUUGCAGAUCUACAGACAUUAGCCAUUGCCCUGGGAAGACUGCUUUGAUGGACUGAAACGACUCCAUUUUGAAUCUUCUUACGUUCAAUCGCUUGUUGAGUGUGAAGAUCUAGAAUAGGUCUCCAUGCUCCUGAGGACUUUCUUGUGAUGAAUAGGUGAGAAUAAAACCCGUGUGUUCUUUCCUCCUUUGGAACUUCCAUAAUGACGCCUUCCUGCUGCAGGGAAGAAAUAAACUCCAGAAGAGCCAAUCUCUUGUCUCUGUCUCCCGGCCAUCUUGUAAGUUAAAAACUGUGACAAGGUGGGGUAUCUCUGAAUUCUAAAAGAUAUCCUCUUUUGAUGAUGUCCAGCACCCACUUGUCUUUGGUAGAAGACUCCCAUCUCUUUCGGAAUAGGAGGAGGCGUGCUCCUACCCCUCCAGGCUGGGAGAUCAACCCGUCAUAAAGCUCUCGUAUUCCUGCUGAAUGCAGAGCCUCUCGAUCUUCCUCCCCUGACUGAAGACUGCCCCCCUCUCCAAGGCUGGGAUCUUCUGUAUUCUCUACCCAGUCUGUAGGAUUUGAAGUCCCGAAAGGAAGAUUGAUCUGAAGGUCUUUUGGGCCGAAAGGAUCUCUUAGGUCUACGAUCUUGGGGUAGAAAAGCAUUCUUGCCAUCUGCCACUUUCUUAAUGCAAUCAUCCAGGUUCUUACCAAAGAGCAUAUCUCCAUAGAACGGUAAAGAGCAGAGGCUGUUCUUAGAUGAAGCAUCUGCUGACCAGGAUCUAAGCCACAAAGCCCGUCUAGCCGAGAUGGAAAAUGCCAUGUUCCUGGCCACUGCUUUGACCAUAUUUCAGUAGUGAAAUCUAUGGCCAGUUUAAUGUCUUGUAGACUACCCAUGAGGUUGGAUCUGCUUAUGCCCUCUUUGAUAUCCUGCCCCAGGCCUUCUAGCUAGAUCUUCAAAGCUCUGGAGACUGAGGUAAGGGCUACCGCGGGGUGGAGGCCUGUGCCUGCUGCCACAUAGGCCCUGGACAGGUUGGAGUCCAUCUUCUAAUCCAUGGAGACUCUUAGAGAUUCUGCAUUAUCCACUGGCAAUGUCGUGCGCUUGGCCAGUCUUACCACCGCUGCAUCCACUUUAGGGGCUGACUCCCAGUGGCCUGCGUCCUUUUUGUUAAAAGGAUAGAGGCGAGAAAUUCUCCCUUGAUUGGGAAGCUUCCUCUCUGUCUUGAAGUAGUCGGGAGGAUCUGGAAAUCUAGGCCUUUUGUGGGCUCUGCUCGCCUCUUUAAUGCCUUGGGAUACAGCAUUCUGAAUAAUUUGCAUAAAAUCCGGGGUGGAUGAUGCGGGACAUCCUGCGGCCUGUAGGCAAUCUGAGCAUAGGCGCUUCCCCUCCAGGGCCCUCUUGGCACAUGCUUUGCAUAGGGACCUUGCGGGAGACUUCCCUUUUGAUGUUCCAGCUGUCUUUUUCCCUUUAGUACUACUAUAAUAAGGGAAAAAUAUUAGCCCUCACUCUUUUGUUUAGAAGAAAAAUUGGCAAAACUAGACCAUAGAAGAAAAAAUGAUAUAGGAAAUGGCUUACCCCUGAGAUUUAGAUAGUGACCGUUUACUUUGAACUGAUGAGUCUGAGUUAAGCCCAUAAAAUAAGGCUUAAAAAUGAGGUUCAAAAAACAUCAACUGACUAAAAAACAAAAAACAGACAAACUGUGCCUUUAAAAGACUUACCUUCAGUCUGCAACACAAAACUGGGUGAAGACCUCACUGUACUGCCUUAAGUUAGCAAGGGAGUGUGUUGAAAAGUUAAAUUUCAGUAUUGGCGCUUUAAAAAGGGCGCCCAAACUUACUGAAUGACGUCAUCAGAACCUCGGACAUACCGCGCAUACACAACCGGUAAUUCCACGCAUGCGCGAAAUCGGCAUGGCGCAAACCGGACGCCAAGCCAGCAAGGAGACCCAUGGUCUCCCAACCUCUGCAGACCGCCAGAAAUACAGCGAAAAUGCCGCGAAUAGGGACAGGGGGAACCCUAGAUCACCAGGGAAACCCUGCACUCCCCCAGAAGGCAGAAAUAAAUACUAGGCAGAGAACUGCCGAAUCAAAGAGGAGGAAUGCCUCCAAAUCCGAGAGAAGGCAGAUAACCAGGAAAUUGAAGGUAGAAGGGGGUAUAUCCAUACUGUUUAUGCCUUGCCCAUACCUUCUACCCCUAGGGUCACUGCAAUAAUGUCACAUAUUCAUCCGCUUAUAGAAAUGUGGUUAAUGACAUUUACUGUCCACACAGGAAAAGUUGUGCCGAGCAGCAACCUAAUCCACAGAAGGGUUAAUGCUGAGCAGUAAUUGUGCAAAUGAAACCUGGUGUCAUGUAUUCAUCCACUUAGAGAAAAGUGAUUAAUGACAUUUACUGUCCACACAGGAAAAGUUGUGCCGAGCAGCAACCUAAUCCACAGAAGGGUUAAUGCUGAGCAGCAAUUAUGCAAAUGAAACCUGGUAACUGACUUUGGGGUCAAAGGCCGGUUACAGCCUAUCAGAACUAAAGGAGGGGUAUUUAGGCCCAGUUCUCAGCCUGCUCAGUGCCCUGUCGUGGUUUCCCUUGUGGUUGUCCGAGAGCGCGUUCCUGUUUAUAGUUUUCUACCUGGUUUUUGACUUUGGCUUUGUUUAUUGACUUCUCUAUAUUCUGGUAUCCUGACUCCUGGCUUUCCUCAUCGCUGUGUCCCUUUCUGUGUUCCCUGACCUCGGCUAGUAUUUUUGACUAUUCUUUGUACGUUAAAUCCGGCCAUUCUAAGGACCGGUAAUACGUUACUUAUUUGUCAUCCGUGCUGUACAGUUCUACGUGCUGGAUCAAACAGUAAUCCUGACAUUACGACAUGGCCAUAGAUCCUGUAGAACUGUGUCAGCACAUAGCUGCUUGCGAGAGGAAAUUAGAGGAGAAUGAUCACCGCAUGGAUCAAUUCACUCAGGCUUUAAGUACGCUUCUCGCUAGAACGGAGCAUCUGCAGCCUGCAGCAUCUCCUCCUAUAGCACCUCUACCCUGUGUACCUCCACCCACUGUUAAUAGGACUCCUUGCAUCUCCUUAUCACCAUCCCUACAGUUUGAUGGCAAUAUCCAGGAAUGCAGGGGUUUUCUUAAUCAGGUGGAGUACCAUUUUGAGGCCUCACCAGGGUCAUUCCCCACGGACAGAGCAAGAAUUGGUUAUCUAAUGAAUCAAUUAAAGGGCAAGGCCCUUGCCUGGGCUAAUCCGUUGUGGGAGAGUAAUCGGAGCAUAGCUCAUAAUUACCAGGAAUUCCUUGCCGAAUUCAAGCUCACGUUUGAGCCAUUGGGUAGAGAGGAUGACGCCUCCACUGCCCUAAUGCACAUCAGACAAGGUAACCGGUCUAUCUCGGAUUAUGCUAUUGAAUUCCGUACCUUAGCUUCCGAGGUAGACUGGACUAACAAUGGGUUAAUCUCAGCAUUCAAAAAGGGUCUCUCAGAGACUAUACUAGAUGAGAUAGCCGCUAAAGAAUUACCUAAGAGUCUUAACGAAUUUAUUACGUUUGUCAUGCAUAUUGAUAAUAGGUUAAGACUCAGAGAAGUCACCAGAAGCAAGACCAGACGUACGGCUAUGUCCCUAGCACCUCAAUUCUCUAAACCUGUUUUGUCUAACCUCCCUGUACAGUCCGAACCCGAACCUAUGCAGUUGGGGGUCACUAGACUGUCAGAGGCCGAAAAACAGUAUAGGAGAAGGGAGGGGUUAUGCCUAUAUUGCGGUAGAAAGGGACAUAUGAUAACUAAUUGUCCAGUGCGUCCGGAAAACUUCCGCACCUAAGAACCUUAAGGGGACAGAUCUUAGGUGUGAUGGAGUUGUUGUCCUCUAACAAAAACAAAAGUAGAUUCCUCCUUGAGGUAUGAUAACUUUCCCUUGAUAACAAGAAGUUUUCUUGCAGUGCCCUAAUGGACUCAGGUGCUGCUGGAAAUGUUAUUGAUGUCCAGUUUAUUAGGGGUAAUGAGAUACCAGUCAGGGAGAGACCUACGCCGCUAGCUGUAGAGGCUAUUGAUGGUAGACCACUCACACAACCGCUUAUAACCCACGAAACUGUCCCUAUUACGAUCUCCAUUGGGGCCUCCCAUAGGGAGGAGAUGACGUUUCAGGUUAUUACUUCUCCAUCAUGUCCUAUCAUAUUAGGGUUUCCGUGGCUGAGUAAGCACAAUCCCUAUAUUGACUGGGCUAAUGGGGAGAUAUUAGAAUGGGGUAAAGAGUGUAUGGGGAGAUGUAUAAAACUAGUACUAAAGAGAUUGGAUACUAUUGACCUUCCCACUACCACUCCCCAAACUCCUGGAGUUCCCAUACAAUACCGAGAACUUCAGGAGGUGUUUAACAAGGCUCAAUCCGAUGUAUUGCCUCCCCACAGAGCAUAUGACUGUGCCAUUAACCUGUUUCCAGGCGCUAUGCCACCUAAGGGGGCAGUUUAUGCCUUAUCUCCACAGGAGAGUAAAAUAAUGGAGGAAUACAUCAAAGAAUCCUUGAGCAAAGGGCACAUAAGAAAGUCAUCCUCACCAGCUGGUGCAGGAUUCUUUUUUGUUGAGAAAAAGGGUGGUGAGUUACGCCCUUGCAUAGACUACAGGGCACUUAAUAAAAUCACUGUAAAAAAUGCAUACCCUAUUCCACUCAUUUCCGAAUUGUUCGAUAGACUUCAGGGAGCUAAAGUAUUUACUAAGCUUGACCUUAGGAGCGCUUACAAUUUGGUUAGAAUUAAAGAGAAUCAUGAGUGGAAGACGGCAUUUAAUACCCGUAGUGGACACUAUGAAUAUCUGGUAAUGCCAUUUGGGUUAUGCAACGCCCCGGCCGUAUUCCAAGACUUUAUAAAUGAUGUACUCAGGGAAUUCAUUUACUCAUUUGUCUUGGUUUAUUUGGACGAUAUUUUGGUGUAUUCCCCUGAUCUUCAAACUCACCACUCCCAUGUGAAACAGGUUCUGCAGACAUUGUUGAAAAAUAAACUUUAUUGUAAAUUAGAAAAGUGCAUAUUUGACCAGCCUGAAGUCCACUUUUUGGGUUACAACAUCUCUGCAUCGGGAUUUCAAAUGGAUCCUAAAAAACUAGAGGCUGUACUACACUGGCCAUUACCCUCUGGUUUAAAAGCCAUUCAAAGGUUUAUUGGUUUUGCCAACUAUUACAGAAGAUUCAUCAAGGGAUUUUCUUCUGUAAUAGCCCCAAUCACAAAUAUGACUCGCAAAGGGGUUAGUAGCACGGUAUGGUCCAAAGAGGCUGUGAAUGCUUUUGAGACUCUUAAACAAAGAUUUGCCUCUGCGGACAUACUAAAACAUCCUGACACCAGUAAACCUUUUAUAUUGGAGGUUGAUGCAUCCGAGACAGGGGUAGGGGCUGUUCUCUCUCAGAGAGAAAGCCAGGGAACACCAUUGUAUCCUUGUGGCUACUUCUCCAGAAAGAUGUCUCCUGCUGAGCGCAACUAUGAUAUUGGCAAUAGAGAACUGUUGGCCAUUAUUCUUGCCCUCAAGGAGUGGCGACAUCUUUUGGAGGGUUCCAAGGACCCCCUGUUGAUCAUAACCGACCACAAAAAUCUGGCAUAUAUAGGGGAUGCCAAACGUUUGUCUUCCAGACAGGCUAGAUGGUCACUGUUCCUUUCACGUUUUAACUUUCUCAUUACUUAUAGACCUGGUUCUAAAAAUACCAAGGCUGAUGCCUUGUCCAGGCAAUUUGAUAAUGAGUCAGCUCCGGAACAGAUGACAUCUCCUAUUAUUCCAGCAGAGUGUAUUAUUGCUACUACUGUCCUCUCACUGUCUUCUCCACUGCUUGGCACCAUACUGGAGGCCCAGCCUCAGGCGCCCAGUGGUAAACCGUGUGAUAAACUGUUCGUUCCCCUAUGUGAAAGGGUUAAUAUCAUGAAAGUGUUCCAUGACAAUAUAACUGCUGGACACCCGGGCAUCAAUAAGUCCACUGCCGCGAUCACUAGAUCAUUUUGGUGGGAUUCACUCAGGAAAGAUGUAAAGGAGUAUGUGCAGGCAUGUUCUGUGUGUGCAGUUUCUAAGGUGACUCAUGCACUUCCUUGUGGCCUGUUGCAGCCUCUUCCUGUUCCUGAGAUUCCAUGGUCCCACCUAUCCAUGGACUUUAUUGUUGAGCUUCCUAGCUCUGCUGGGUUCACUACUAUUCUCAUGGUUGUAGACCGAUUUUCUAAGAUGGCUCACUUCAUUCCUCUCAAGAAGUUGCCAUCUUCGCAAGAUUUGGUCCUAAUUUUCAUACGUGAAAUUGUCCGUUUGCAUGGCAUCCCCCACAAUAUUGUGUCUGAUAGGGGCUCUCAGUUUGUGUCCAGGUUCUGGAGGGCGUUCAGUAAACAAUUGGGGAUUGAUCUCUCCUUCUCCUCCUCCUACCAUCCACAGACCAAUGGUACAGCUGAGAGGGCUAACCAGUCAUUAGAAGUUUAUUUGCGUUGUUUUAUUAAUAGCACACAAGACAAUUGGUCCAAACUACUCCCGUGGGCCGAGUUCGCUAGAAACAAUGCUGUUCAUGACUCCUCUGGGCACAGUCCAUUUUUUGUCAAUAAUGGUAGGCAUCCUACGGUUCUCCCUGCGGUAUUUUCUGAUACUGCCAUUCCUGCUCUGGAUGAGCGUCUGGCCUCCAUUUGGGAUACCUGGGUUAAGGUUCAAACUGCUCUAGGGGCUGCUGCUGAACGCUUCAAACAUUUUGCUGAUAAGCGUAGGAGUGCCAACCCGGUGUACCAAGUGGGGGACCGGGUUUGGUUGUCAUCUCGCAACAUCAAGCUUAAGGUCCCUAGCAUGAAGUUUGCCCCCAGAUUCCUUGGUCCCUAUAGAGUGCUUCGUAGGAUCAAUCCAGUGUCUUACUCUCUGGCUCUUCCUGCAUCUUUAGGGAUUCCCAACACUUUUCAUGUGUCCUUACUCAAACCUCUUGUCUGCAAUAGAUAUACUGUUCCUUGUGUUCCUCCCCCUCCGGUGGUGGUGGGUGGUCAGGAAGAGUAUGAGGUAUCUUCUAUCGUGGAUUCUAGGUUUUCUCGGGGCACUUUACAGUACUUGGUUGUUUGGAAAGGUUACGGUCCUGCUGAUCGUUCUUGGGUUUCGGCUCCUGACCUGCAUGCGGGCCGUAAGAUCCGCGCUUUUCACGCUAAAUUUCCUCUCAAGCCUGGUCCUGUCCGCCCGGUGGGCGUUCUUCAGGUGGGGGUAAUGUCACAUAUUCAUCCGCUUAUAGAAAUGUGGUUAAUGACAUUUACUGUCCACACAGGAAAAGUUGUGCCGAGCAGCAACCUAAUCCACAGAAGGGUUAAUGCUGAGCAGUAAUUGUGCAAAUGAAACCUGGUGUCAUGUAUUCAUCCACUUAGAGAAAAGUGAUUAAUGACAUUUACUGUCCACACAGGAAAAGUUGUGCCGAGUAGCAACCUAAUCCACAGAAGGGUUAAUGCUGAGCAGCAAUUAUGCAAAUGAAACCUGGUAACUGACUUUGGGGUCAAAGGCCGGUUACAGCCUAUCAGAACUAAAGGAGGGGUAUUUAGGCCAAGUUCUUAGCCUGCUCAGUGCCCUGUCGUGGUUUCCCUUGUGGUUGUCUGAGAGCGCGUUCCUGUUUAGUUUUCUACCUGGUUUUUGACUUUGGCUUUGUUUAUUGACUUCUUUAUAUUCUGGUAUCCUGACUCGAUCCUUUCCUCAUCGCUGUGUCCCUUUCUGUGUUCCCUGACCUCGGCUAGUAUUUUUGACUAUUCUUUGUACGUUAAAUCCGGCCAUUCUAAGGACCGGUAAUACGUUACUUAUUUGUCAUCCGUGCUGUACAGUUCUACGUGCUGGAUCAAACAGUAAUCCUGACAAAUAAGUAGGGUAAUGGCUCCUUAUGCUUGCUACCCCUAGGGUCACUGCAAGCUUUCCCCCGGUCACUGGGGGGUUCUCCAGGGGGACACCUUUGCACAGGCCCGUAUACUGGAGCUUCCCAAGGAAGAGAGGCUUAACUCCCCUGGGGCCAAGGGUAAAAACCCUUAAAUUAAGCCAUAAAAAAAUAGUUCUCAGUCUGAAAAGACUAAUCUGUCCUAGAGAUAGGACAGGAACAAAAAGACUGAGGGUAGGAGGGGGUACUUAUACCCUUGUUUUAAUUAGUUCCUGUCUAACUAGGGAUGGGGAGGAGCUACUCAUUGUUGUGCUGCCAUGGAUAUGGCCAGGAAAUGUAUAUAUACACCUUAUAUAUAACUUCAUACUAAGUGCAUUUUUUUUACUAAUAUAUACAUAUAUUAAUAUAAAAAUCACACUUAGAGUAAAAUUACACAAGUAAUAUAUAUAUAUAUAUAUAUAUAUAUAUAUAUAUAUAUAUACACACACACACACACUAUUAUAACAAAUAAAUAACUAAUUAAAAAUAAAUGUAAAAAUAAAAAACUUUUUUUACAUUAUAUAUAUAUAUGUUUCAUUUUAUUCUAACUGUAUUUUGAUAAUAUAUAUAUAAAUAAAUUUAAUUCAAAAUACACUUAGAAAUUUAUCUAUGUAUAUAAAAAUAAAUAAAAAUAAAUACAAAUUUACAUAUGUCCAUUUGCAUAAUUACAUAAAUAAUUUCAUAAAUAUACACGUAGACUUCAAAUAUAUAAAUAUGUAUAUAUAUUUAAAUUUUAUACGUGCAUAUUUAUGUAAUAUUUUUACAUAAUUAAGUAAUUUAAUUGAUUGCAAUUUGGGGGACCUGCCUGACAACCCAGGCUGAAAGUAAGGAGAAUUUAAUUUGCUAGCACUAUAUUUAACCCUGUAACUUGCCAAGACACCCUAAAACCUGUACAUGUGGGGUACUGUUUUACUCUGCAGACUUCACUGAACACAAAUAUUAGUGUUUCAAAACAGUAAAACAUAUCACAGCGAUGAUAUUUUCAGUGAAAGUGAAUUUUUAUGCAUUUUUCACACACAAACGGCACUUUCACUGAUGAUAUUGUUGUGAUACAUCUUACUGUUUUGAAACACUAAUAUUUAUGUUCAGAAAAGUCUCCUGAGUAUAAUCAAACCCCCCAUGUACAGGUUUUAUAGUGUUUUUAAAAGUUACAGUGUCAAAUAUAAGGUUUGAUUUUCUGUUUUUUCACAUUGAAUUUGCCAGAUUGGUUAUGUUGCCUUUGAGAGCGUAUGGCAGCCCAGGAAUGAGAAUUACCCUCAUGAUGGCAUACCAUUUGCAAAAGAAAACAACCCAAGGUAUUGCAUAUGGGAUAUGUUCAGUCUUUUUCAGUAGCCACUUAGUCACAAACACUGGCUAAAUUUAGCGUUCAUAAUUGUUUUUUGCAUUUUUAACACACAAACAAAUAUAAUGCUAACUUUGGCCAGUGUUUGUGACCAAAUGACUACUUAAAAAGACUGGACACACCCCACAUUGAAUAACCCUGGGUUAUCUACUUAAAAAAAAAAAAUUAUGUACAUGUGAGGUGUAAUUCAGAUAUUUGACAGAUAUGUGUUACACUGUCACUAUUGAUGCAUUUUAAAAAUAUAUAUUUUAAAACAGCAAUGUCCUACAUGUACUUAUAGCCCUAUAACUGGCAAAAAAAAGGUAAGAACAUGUUAACAUUGGGUAUUUCUAAACUCAGGACAAAAUUAAUAAACUAUUUAGCACGGGUGUUUUUUGGCGGUUGUAGAUGCAUAACAGAUUUUGGGGGUCAACGUUAGAAAAAGUGGGUUUUUAAAAAAAUGUUCAUCAUAUUUUAUAAUUGUUUUUAUAGUUAAUUAUAUGAUAUGAUGAUAAUAAUGGUAUCUUUAGAAAGACCAUUUAAUGGCGAGAGAAACUGUAUAUAAUAUGUGUGGGUACAGUAAAUGAGUAAGAGAAAAAUUACAGCUAAACACAAACACCGCAGAAAUGUAAAAACAGCCUUCGUGACGGUCUGGUCACUAAGGGGUUAAUAUUACUUGUAUCCAGGAUUGUGCAUGCUUUAGUCACACUUUCUAAAGUGGUAAGAAAAGCAGUUGGGCCCACUGAAUUAGGUAUCAUUGGACGCUAAUUAUGAAGUUGAGAAGAUAGAAAUGUUUGUGUCUGUCUAUUUAUUAAUCUAUGGACUUCACUGUCUAAGCAGUGGGUUGGGGCAAAAAAAAACAGCUUCUAGCCAGAAUGUCAACUUAUUGCUUCUCCAUAUAGGUCUCUGUAUGUGGAUGAUUAAAAAGUAAUGACCUGAAUAACAAAGAGAAUGUAGGUGCUUAAUGUUGAGUCUACUAAACAGCUCCAUUUGUUAUCAUGUAAUAUAGGUAAAUAUAUCCCUGACAAAUGUACUGCAUUUUCUGAGUCAUCUUAAGCAUUCUUUGCCAACUGUAGCCUUGUUUUUUUUUUUAAAUAAUUCACUUAUGGUCCGGAUCAUGAUCAUGAGUUACUCUGAGAGCUGAAAGCUCUCUCUCUUCAUUUAUAGAAAGAAAUAAGAAAAGAGAUGUGCCAACAACACCAACAAAAAGGAAAACACUGGAAAGAGAGAGUGAAUAGGCAAGUGACGACCACUAACCUGUUUUAUCCCUGGUGCAAAGCAUACAAAUUUCUUAUAUCCUUGGCAUGGGGAGCAGACUUCAAGAGCUUAAACACAGUGUCCGAGCAUUAACUGGCUGCACAGGCGUGGUGCCAGGUGUUGUCACACCACAGACAGUCAAAUGGGAGAACCUAACCACCACUUUUGAGGACAUUUGGAAAUCAGGGUAAAAAUUAAGGAAAUAGAAGAAACAGAUAAAAAAAAAAAAAAAAACAACCAAGGAAUAAGAAAAGAGAUGUGUCACCACCACAUACAGAAAAGAAUAAAGUGGAAGAAAAAGACCUAGUAGUCUAUCCCAUGUAGGGCAGAAGCCCUCAGCCCCCCCAACUAACCUACAUCUUGUUUAUCCUCUAAAUAGAUUCAAAUCAAUUUAAACUAAAUAUAGCUAAUUAAAAACAGAGGUAGCAAUUAGCAAAAAGAAAGAAUAUAAAACACAUGGAUUCAGCAGGCAGGUAGCCAUUGUGAGGAAAAUGCUGCUCAGCCCAAUAGUGCACACAGCACAGAAAAUACAGAAAGAAAAAAAAAAAGUCUCAGCCUCUCUAAUAGUACUGAGAAUGGCUAGCUCACCAGCCAAUGAAAUGGCAAAUAAGUGAAUUGCAAUGGGGCUAGCACAGCAGUGUACCACCAUCAACGCUCAAUUAGACUCUAGAAAAAACUAAGCACGUGCUUUCCAUAUAUAGUAUUUCCACAACCUGCUUUUAAGAAAAAAAAUCAACUCACUUUCCCCUUUAUGUGAUAAUAAUAAAGUUUGGCAUGCAUUAGUUCAUUCUGACAUUUGAAAGGAUAAAAAAAAAAUGGCCGAUUUUCAUCCAAAUAGCAUCCGGUUUGAAAACUAUUGCCUUUGUCUGGUAUUUAAUCACAUUACCUAAAGAGACUUAUUUGAUAGUAUUUUAAUACAUAAAAAUUAAAUUGUGCUUUGUGGCUUUUGAUACUAGAGUUAAGUGUGGGUGGUGUUAAGAGGGAUUACACUCCCAGAACCAAUUUGCGGGCACAUCUGAAGUAGUGUGCUCUAUACACUGAUGAUUUAUAAUAUAUUAAUGAUCCAUGGGGUAUCAAAGCCUCCUGACCCAAACGUGGUGCUCCACAAUGAUUUAAACUGAAAUUUGCAGUAUUCUGUAUAUUUUGCAACCAUAUUUAUUAUUAUUGUAAUAGUUUUGAGGCGAUAAAAUCCUAGGUCUGUAGGCCCAUAAAGAAGCUAAUGUGAGUGCCAGAAGAUCGGGUCAAAGGUCCAGAAGAUAAAUUAAAAAAGAUGAAUAAUUUUUGUGUAUGUAGAGUAGGUUCCAAUAAAUAAAUACAUUAUUGACAUGGACAAAAGAUCCAAUACUUAAAUUCAGGGGAACCCAAAUUGAUAUCAGGCACCUGGAGAAGCAAUUAACACACGGCACAAAUGGUUGUGAGACCAGAAUUACUUCCUGUACGUUUAUUCAAAGUAGGGUGUAUUUAUACACAAAAUUGUUGCAGCUUAGCUUAAAGGUUUAAAAAUAGAAAAGUAAAAAAAAAAAAAAAAAUUUGUUAAUGUGGCUACAUAUUUCAUAAGAUAUAAAAUUAGUUUACAAAACAAUAUGCGUUACAUAUUUCAUAAGAUAGGAAGGUCGCAGAUAAAAUUAGCUAGCAAACCGUCACACAAUGUACAGUUUCUCAAAAUAAGUACUCCGGUGGGGGCUAGAAUACACAGAGAACACAAUUUAGGCUGACACGUAUACAGCAUUUUACAGAGAAAAUGUUCAUUACAUAUAAAGAACAUCAGAUGUAGGCCUUAAUCAUUGGAACCAAGAUAAAUUCCCUCCCAAUUAUAUAUAUAUAUAUAUAUAUAUAUAUAUAUAUAUAUAUAUAUAUAUUUGUAUAAUUCCAGUUGUGACACUAGCUUGAUGAUAUUCAAAUGUUGUGUAACCAGCUGUUUUGUUAGAUGACGGUCUCUUAUUUAUCCAUAGUUCCCACAUAUGUUUCGUAUAGCCCCUCCCAUUGGGUCUGCUGUAGUAGCAUUCAAUCCAUUCUAUGUUGUAGUUUUGUGUCCAGGAAUGGUUUGUUCCAAUUGCCCAUUUGUUGUCAGAUUACGCUUGUUUCGUUUUAAUCUGGUCGACGUCCGAGCCGGCAUGUUCGUGUUACUCUCAUAUUGUUGAGGUGUAUGUGUGCUAAGCAGCAAUUUCAAGUCUCACAGAAUGUAAUAGUUUUAUUUAAAAACACCUCACCCAGGCAAAAAAUAAUGGGGGUUUAGUUAAAGGUAUUGAUCAUACAUUGCAUAAGCCUGCCACAACGUCAAUGUACCCCAUUCUUGGCAGGUCCUACUCUAGCAGCCUAAUGCCUACUCUUAUGAGAUUAAUCCACUUACUUGGGAAUUUCUUCCUCCUGUGACUCUGCAGCUCAAGGAUAAAUAGGGCCAUGGAAUGAGGCACCUGUGACAGGGAGGAGUGCAAAACCAAGGAGUUGGCCUGGACUCCCAAAUAUAUAAAUGGAAUCAAGGGGUCUGCACUCACCUGAACAUGCAUACAUUAUACGGUAAUUCUGGGGUCAAUUUAUACAACAUACAAAAUCCAGUGCACUUGCUCAUUCACUAAACAGCAUGUUCAGGUGAGAACCUACCACUCUCUGACUGGCUCUGGUGGGACUUAGGUCCCUGUCUCCCACUUUCUGCCUCUACACUAUGGAGCCUGCUCUUCUGGGAAGAUUCCAGAGGCUGGCUUAGUCACAUUGUUUGCUUGUUUGCAGAGGACUUGUGGUAAGCACAUGUGCUACCUUUCAGUGAUGAUCACUUCCAGGAAGAAGAAUCAAUUAAUCAGGACCACCCUACUUAAACAGAGCUCUCUAGUUUAUCAGCACUUUUGUGGUUCCAGAAUCCUUGGAACUAUUUUGUUCUCUUUUAAUCUCUGUUAUUAUUGGCCAAGCUCGCCUUGAACACACUUCUGUUCUCCUGACCUUGUAAACUUGACCUAUCCCGUUUACUUUCCUGCCUACUUCAUGUCUUCUGGCUUGUCUGACUACCCUGCCUGUGUACUAGUACCGGGCUUGUUUACAGACUAUUCUCUGUACAUAUUAAAUUAGGCCCUGCGCUCAAACUCCCACUACUCCUAGGGGCAGCAAUAAUUAAAGUACACAUCAGCCGCAAUACAUACAAUAAAAAACAAAGAAAAUAGUUACUUGUGCAUUAUCCUAUAUCACUAUGCACAUUUAAAUAACUGGAGUUUUUUUAGUAGCACUCCAAAGGCCAUUUUAGUAUAAACUCACCUGCCACGUCAAGACAAAACUUCUUAGUUGAGUCCUACAACAAUAAUUCACUUUGCUGUCUUCGGCUAACAGGUAAGAACCUCUGAGACAGAGAGGGGCAUUUUUCUAAAUCCCUACACAUUUAUUAACCCUUAAUACGGAACACAUGGGAUAGAUGGCAACACUGUAACAUGGCUGUGUAAUACAAAAGAAGUUCAAACAUACAAAAGCCCUGCACUCAAACUCCCACUACUCCUGGACGUCAACAAUGACUAUAGUACAAUAUAUACAAUAAAAAAAAAAAAAAAGUUACUUGUGCACUAUGCCAAAUCCCUAUUCAUACAGGGAGUGCAGAAUUAUUAGGCAAGUUGUAUUUUUGAGGAUUAAUUUUAUUAUUGAACAACAACCAUGUUCUCAAUGAACCCAAAAAACUCAUUAAUAUCAAAGCUGAAUAUUUUUGGAAGUAGUUUUUAGUUUGUUUUUAGUUUUAGCUAUGUUAGGGGGAUAUCUGUGUGUGCAGGUGACUAUUACUGUGCAUAAUUAUUAGGCAACUUAACAAAAAACAAAUAUAUACCCAUUUCAAUUAUUUAUUAUUACCAGUGAAACCAAUAUAACAUCUCAACAUUCACAAAUAUACAUUUCUGACAUUCAAAAACAAAACAAAAACAAAUCAGUGACCAAUAUAGCCACCUUUCUUUGCAAGGACACUCAAAAGCCUGCCAUCCAUGGAUUCUGUCAGUGUUUUGAUCUGUUCACCAUCAACAUUGCGUGCAGCAGCAACCACAGCCUCCCAGACACUGUUCAGAGAGGUGUACUGUUUUCCCUCCUUGUAAAUCUCACAUUUGAUGAUGGACCACAGGUUCUCAAUGGGGUUCAGAUCAGGUGAACAAGGAGGCCAUGUCAUUAGAUUUUCUUCUUUUAUACCCUUUCUUGCCAGCCACGCUGUGGAGUACUUGGACGCGUGUGAUGGAGCAUUGUCCUGCAUGAAAAUCAUGUUUUUCUUGAAGGAUGCAGACUUCUUCCUGUACCACUGCUUGAAGAAGGUGUCUUCCAGGAACUGGCAGUAGGACUGGGAGUUGAGCUUGACUCCAUCCUCAACCCGAAAAGGCCCCACAAGCUCAUCUUUGAUGAUACCAGCCCAAACCAGUACUCCACCUCCACCUUGCUGGCGUCUGAGUCGGACUGGAGCUCUCUGCCCUUUACCAAUCCAGCCACGGGCCCAUCCAUCUGGCCCAUCAAGACUCACUCUCAUUUCAUCAGUCCAUAAAACCUUAGAAAAAUCAGUCUUGAGAUAUUUCUUGGCCCAGUCUUGACGUUUCAGCUUGUGUGUCUUGUUCAGUGGUGGUCGUCUUUCAGCCUUUCUUACCUUGGCCAUGUCUCUGAGUAUUGCACACCUUGUGCUUUUGGGCACUCCAGUGAUGUUGCAGCUCUGAAAUAUGGCCAAACUGGUGGCAAGUGGCAUCGUGGCAGCUGCACGCUUGACUUUUCUCAGUUCAUGGGCAGUUAUUUUGCGCCUUGGUUUUUCCACACGCUUCUUGCGACCCUGUUGACUAUUUUGAAUGAAACGCUUGAUUGUUCGAUGAUCACGCUUCAGAAGCUUUGCAAUUUUAAGAGUGCUGCAUCCCUCUGCAAGAUAUCUCACUAUUUUUGACUUUUCUGAGCCUGUCAAGUCCUUCUUUUGACCCAUUUUGCCAAAGGAAAGGAAGUUGCCUAAUAAUUAUGCACACCUGAUAUAGGGUGUUGAUGUCAUUAGACCACACCCCUUCUCAUUACAGAGAUGCACAUCACCUAAUAUGCUUAAUUGGUAGUAGGCUUUCGAGCCUAUACAGCUUGGAGUAAGACAACAUGCAUAAAGAGGAUGAUGUGGUCAAAAUACUCAUUUGCCUAAUAAUUCUGCACUCCCUGUAUAAGUGUGAAGAUCCACUAUAACCUAUUGGCACAUGGGAUACUUCAUUUUAAGCCAUUAACAUGUAAGGAUCUAUUAUUCCAUCCCAGGUGAACAACAUAUGAAAAGUAAUCAUUCAGCUAUUACAAUGUAUUUCACCUUAAGGGUAUAAUACCUGUGUUUUAAACUUUACCUUGUGGCAGUAGUCACCAGCACUGGGGGCUGAAGAUGGACACUUCAUGUAGGUUCCCAGGUUAUUCUUAUGUCUUAGACACUUUGUUCUCAUUAUAGGUGCAGACCGUGCAGUGGAUGUAUAAUGCAUUACUCAUUAUUAAAAUGUUUGUGUGCUUUCCUGUCCAACUAUUGGAUUUGCAUUUUGAGCCUGUACAACGACAUAUGUUGGUUACCAGGAACUAGGAACAGCUAUAUGCACUACGUGAAUAGCAAGCCUUGUAAAUUUGAAUAUUUAGGUAGAUUUGCAUAUUAGGAUUUCUGCAGGCAGGGGCGAUAGUUUGAGUUAGUUAUUUUCCCACCUCUUGAUAAAUAUGUUAUAGUGUUAUUGUUGAGUUUCUGUGUGUUUCCCCAUAUGAUUAACUAUAAGUUAAUCGUAAGUUAAAUGUAAUGGGCAUAUGGGCUAGUACUGAGUUCCAAUAAAGCUGAGUUUGGGAGUUCCUUUUGGAACGGCUUGUUCCGCUGGAUUUGUUCACAGAUCCCAGUAACAAAGUAUUCGGACCUGUUGGCUGUCUGCAUGGUCUCUGUAGUUUGGGACAAUUCAAAAAGAGCUAUGCCUGAAAUCAGCAAGUGCCUUUAUAAAGGCAGAAGCUUGUCUUGAUGCAGGCAGAGGUGUAAAUACUUGCCUAGGAGUGCUGCAGAGGAAUUGGCAGCGGGGAUAGUACCUAUCUGGAAGAAUAGAGCUGGAGCCUGGUUGGGUAGAAGAGCACCCUCUGUUAUUGUUAUUUUUUGUCACUUUGGACAAGUUUGUUUGUUUUUUCCCUCCGAACCUAAUCCAAUUACUCAUUAAAUGGAAUUAGAUGAAUAAUGCGUACAUGUAGUUGUAAGACGUAAUUUAUCUGUAAUAAAAUUCGUAAUACAAACGCUCAACCACAUAUUCGGUCUUGUACACCUAAAAAAGGCAUAAUUGAUGUUUUGCAUUGUAACUCAGAAGCUGGUCAUUAGCUUCUGAAGUGAUAUUACAAAUGUUGUGCCUUGUUUGUCAACACUAUGCUCAACAUUUUAAAGCAUCAACAUUAUAGGUAUUAUAAAUAGAACACAUUUAAAAAAAAAAAGUAUUUCCAACAUGCCGAUAAGACACUGGUUUGAACUGGCCUGAAUAAUGUUAUCCACACGGAGAGUGUGAAGAAAGGGUCAGCAAAGAGAGGCUAACUUUAGAAACAAGUUUUGGAAAGAGUUUUAUCUGUGACAGACAUAAAGAUGCUACCCUAGUCAAACACAGCUCAACCUGCCAAGAAUAAAGGCUUGUUAAGUGUCCUGAAUUCAGAAGGAUAAAAGCCGCAGUAAAUAAGAGACUGCAGAAAGCACAAAUUAUUUAGCAGACUUCAAGCCGCAUUUGAGAGGAAAGGAAUAUCCCGUUUACUAAUUUAUUCAAAACAGAUUUAAUUUGGAAAACAUUUUACAUCAUAUAUCAUUUAAGGUACAGUAUUUUUUCAGUAUUUCAACUUAUUUAAUUGAACUUGUUUAUGGCACAUUCUGAUCAGGAACAUCUCUCUAAAAACUUUGAUUUACCUGUUGAUGUUUAUAAACUGAUAUUUAAAGUGUCCCACUAUUUCAGAGGCUUGUUGUGUGAGGCCGUAUUUCACUGCUAAUAUGACCUACCGAUUGCUUAAACUUUGCAUAUUAAAACUAAACACAAAUCCAAGAGACUGUAUAAAUGGUUAUAAAAAUGUGGUGAAUAAUGCUACAAAAUGUAGUUUAUGUUAUUGAGUCUUUUAAAUGAGUGAAUAAUGUUUUAUUGCAAUAGGCAUUGUUGCAAAGCACUGUACUAUACUUUGAACGCUAGAUUCUGUUUGCAGAACAUGUAGUUCAUGCAGUUCAUGUAGUAUUGAGUGUUUUAAAUGAGUGAAUAAUGUUUUAUUACAAUAGGCAUUGUUGCAAAGCACUGUACUAUACGUUAGACGCUAGGAUGUUUUUGCUGAAGAUUAUAGUUCAUGAACCAAACAAAUUACAAAUUCAACAUUCUUUGCAUGUUAUUUUAAAUAGUAACGUGAUACACUGUUGAUUCCAAACAUAUGAUUUUCAAUGUGGAUAUAAUACUAUGAAGUCUAUUCACUAAACAGUGCUAUGAUGAAUAGACAACUAACUUACGAACUUCAGACCAAAUUAAUAGACUUGUAAGAUACAUUGGGGAAAAGAAAGUAAUAUCUUUCAUUUUGCAAGAUGGUUUUAGUACUCACUGUUUAGUGAAUAAACAUUGUCCCUCACAAAUAAAAAAAAAAAUCAUGUGAUUAGGCACUAACAAAUGCUCAUAAAGUUUAACUAUUGUCUUUUUCAAAUUAUAUCCUUGUUCAUGGGUAAGCCUAUGGAUAUUGAGAUGUAGGCUAAAAGAGGUGCAACAGAUUUUCUUGUUUAAGUAGUAAUAUGCCCAAUUAUAUCACCAUCCUUUAAUUCCACUAUAUUUUUUCAUCACUUAUUUAUAUUUUUUCAUCACUCCAGGCACAAAGAUUGGCCUAAAACAGACUUUAACAAGCUCAUUGUAGAGACAAUAUUUCGGUUCUACUACAGAGCCAUUGUCAAGUAUUGAUAAAAAACGUUGACAAAACAGAGCCGAAAACCCGAGUUGUCAUGGGAGCACCUGAAGUUUUGUGGUAUUGUGGACAUAUACAAUUCCCUUUUAGUUCACCUAAUAUAUUAUAACUUGUUAUAAUCAUAAUUUACUUUUCCCACUACAAAUUAAACUGAGCAAAUUGAUUUUGUUAAUUCUUAAAUAUAGAAAAUAAUUGUAGGCUUGCAAAACGUUCAUGUAAACACUCUUAUAGAGAAAAAUCCUGUGGAAAUAGGUCUCAAUGAAUUUGGCCAUAUAUCAGAUUAAAAUGUUGUCUCAGUCCCCAUGUCAGUUAUUUAUUUGAUCUUACUGUCUCUAAAACAAACAUGGCACCAUUAAAUUAAUUUCUGUGAUAUAUGUUACUGAUAUAAUUAUGUCUCUGUUUUCUGUCUUCAAUGCUGCUAGUAGAGUGGACCAGAAAAUGUAAAAACCUACAGUUUGUCACAUGUAUUCAGGUUUAAAUGCAAAUUAAAAUGUCUCGACAAGAAAACCUGAAAUGCAAAAAGCUUGUGUUUUUUGGAGGCGGACCUAGCAGCCGUGCUGACUGGUCGCACUUCUUGUAACUCCGUGCUUAAACGCUUUUAUUCAGCUAAAUUCACUGCACUUAUCCCGGGAUUUCAGUUACAGCGGUGCUCCAGAGAAGGGAAAUACCUGCUGCAAUGGCAUCCAUAAUGAUAUUGACCGAGAUCGACGGCUUUUAACAGGGAUAGACCUGCAGCCUACAAGAGGACUACUCAGACAGAGCAAGGCAGGCGGUCGAUCCCUCAGCCUGUAACUGCCCGCUUCACUCGAGGUCUCCCGUUCACAUGCUUUCCCCCCAGCCGGUGAGGGAUAUCCCAGCAACCUCCUCCAGGGUUACAGUGGCUACAUACCUACCCCAACUUACCUGCAACAACAAGCCUGCUGAAAACAAUAUGGCGGACGCCUCAAGCAAACCGAGACCCGCAACCUACCCUCGAAAAAAACUGGAUCGCCUGUUUGUCAACUUCUGGGCCAAGCUGUCCUGUCCUCUGGGCACUCCUGACACAGCCCCAACUCUCCAGCAGAGUUCACAACACUCUGCAUCCCCUCAGCAAGGAACCGACACUGCAUUGAGACAGCAGCUUGUGCAGAGAGAAACACGAUGGGCGCCCAAGUUUCAGCUCAGCAUUCCAUGAGAUCAUUUCCUAAGCGUCUUAUUCACCCUCGGAAGGUCACAGUUUAUCGGAAGAGGUGACAGCCUGAUAGAAGACCCAGAGACCGAGCUUGCCAAAGCCAGGAGACUGCAGCUCUCAUAUCCCUGCUCGGGCGGAGACCCUCCAUGAGACACCAACACCACCACUAGGCAUGUAUCGCCUGGACACCAGAGUACUUCUCUGGCUGACACUGGAGCUGUGGAGCACAUUGGAGGUCAGACCAAGGCGGGGCUGUUAAUUAACCCUGCAGGAGUUGGCUGACUAGUGACUUUUGCCGCUACUGCGUAUUAUGCCCUAACCAAGGUCUUUUAGCAUAUAUGAUUUACUUUGAUUUUAAUGUUUCUCUUUAAUUUACAUUUUUAUCACUAAUGGGCAUUUUUCACCUUUCACAUCUUGCAUAAUUUAGGGGGUCCUCGGGGCAAAACCUUAACCUUUCACCUGUCAGUUAAGUGGGGUCAGAGCAGAGCUAGCAGUGCCAGUGGUUUCACCCUCUAAAGCUUAAGUAGCAUGAAAUUCAGCGAUUUAUUAAAUAUAUGUUACCCUCAGUUUGACCUAGCAUGCAAUACAUAAUAUGUGCAAACUUGAGCUUCUUUCCUAACUAAAAUAUAUUGCAUAUUGUCAAUAUGUUUGCUCUGAUUCAUCUGUAUGCCUAGUAACUCGUCUGACAUAUUGAUCAUCUUGUUUACAUAAACUAGUGAUUAGCCUGACUUCCCUGUAACAAAAAUGUGCAGUAUUUCGCAGUGCAGACCAAUGUAUAAAACUAAAUAUUUGUGCUGCUCCAUCGCAAUUGUACAUAACCUAUCUUUGAGUACCAUAUCUGUCUCCAUGCUACCAGUAUAAUUAUGUUACCUACUGUGCCUGCAUCUCUUGUUGUGACAGUGCAGGCGAUUGUGUACUCUUCAGCACUACAAAAAAAAAACUGGUGGUUUUACUGCACAUAAACAGGGUUAUUUAAGAAAAUAAGGAUUGCAAGGAAUUCAAAGUAAAUUUCAAACUCAAGUUCAUAGUAGAGGCAAAGCUGAAUUAGAGAAUUUUUUCAAACAGAGUAAAAAAAUUGGACAGGGGACAGGCGUGCGUGAGCUACAUGGGGUUGUAGGAAUACUGGAAGCUGGUAUUGCUAUGAAAUCAAGCAAUCCGAUCAUCUGCAGCUGCGACCAUAAACAGUAAAACCAGCUAGUAGUAACUUGACUUUGAACACAUGAAAACCAUAAAACACAUGGUGAAAGACUGUUGUUCAUACCAAAUUAUGAGAGUGAGAAGAAAUAUGCUUUAAGAUAAUUUGACCAUUAAUGAUUGUUGAUGCCAGAUGUGGUGGCUAGAAACUGUUAAUUGCUUGGAAUUUUCACACACAAAGCUGUAGAUCUUACAGACAAUAGUGUGGGGGGAAAAAAAUUCUGAUCAGUAAAUAUGCCUUGCUAAAUAUAUCUGUGAUCAGUGUAUAUACCUAGCUAAUGACCGUGGUCAAGAAGAAUCUCCAAACUUGUUAAAUCUGACGGGAAGGCGAUGGUAACUAAAAUAACCAAAUAUUACCACAGUGUUUAUGAAUACACAACAAACUGUACUUUGAAAAAGAUGGGUUGCAAAAGCAGAAACCAACAUCAGGUUUUUUCUUGUCAGAACAGGAAGCUGAAAUAUACCAUAUUGAAUCAUACUGGAUCAGAUUAAUUCUAGGCAUAUGGAAUGUCACAAAAGUAUAAUUUGUCUGCUCUGGACACACCUCCUACCUUGACAUUGUCUUGACUAUGGUUUGGAGUUAAGGCUUGGACACUAAUGACAGAUACCUCUCAAGAAUAGAUUGAUCCCCAUUCUUAUAUCUCUGUACAAAUGUGGCUUACUUUUGACUUCCUUAAAAUAUUUUGUUCGGGAUAAAUGUUUCAGAUGACAUAAUGAACCAAUAAAGUAGUAGUAGAGAGACUCUUAUCUAAUCCUUCCAAUUGGGUAAACAUCCACUUAAAAAAACAUUUUUUUUUGGGGGGGGGGGGCAAUGCAGGGGCGGGUAUUUCUGUGUGAUGGAACGCUGAGAGGCUCUCCCAGCUCUGCAUGUAUCUCUUCCCACGUUCCCUGAGACGGCUCCACCUUUUCCUGGUGGGCUCCCCCAGUCUGGGGCCACAGCGCUGGGAGAGCGGCUCUUGAGCGCCAGGCCGAUCCUCAAGGCGCCCGAGGUUGGACAAAGCCCCUAACAGCUGUGACAUCGGCUUCUGCUGAUCUCACAGAAGGCUGCAUGGGAGAAAAUGGAGCUGGGGGAAGAAGGAUUCUCUGAUUCCUCCUCCGAUGCCUAUCCGGACCCGGGAGAAGGCACCUCAAUGGACAAAGCCAAGUCACCUCCACCCGGAGACCCAGUCACUGCAGUUUAUUAAAAAGAAUGUUUGCAGAACUCCUGCAGGACUUAACUGCUGACAGGGCAUAUUUCAAGGAAGCCAUUGAGGGUUGCCACUACAAGGCUGACUCUUCUCGAGGCCUCAGCAAGCUCCCAAGACACCCUCCUAGCCACUCAUGAGCAGAGAGUCUCAGAGCUCCAAACACAACAACUCGGCACAGCCAAGUGGAGGACCACAGACGGAAACACAACUUAAAGAUCAGAGGGGUGCCUGACGCCAUAUGACUUUCUGAUCUGAUCUUGGCAUUUAUUGACCACACUGCUACAGCCUAAGCAGGCAUAACUUGUGAAAAUGUAUGGAAUGUUCCGCCUGCCAAAGCCGGCAAACGCACCCCCAACAGCCACAGCAGACCUUUUAGUGAGGUUUCAAUCCCUACAGGAACUGGACUCUCAUCUGGGUCGAUUGGGCCAAGCAGCCUCACAAAAGGAGACCAAUGCCAUCCUGACCCCUCUACAGUAGCGGAGUUCAUACCUAGAAUCUUCCAGCUGUCCUUAUGGACAUACGCUGCACAGACACCUACACCACAGUUUCUGCCACCAAGAACCGUGUUUAUGCUUACUAUGUUAUCAUUGUUAUUUUGCUUCAUGGAUGUUCAUUAAUUCUAAAUUCUAACUAUUGAUUAAUUGCAUACCUAGAGAUGUCUGAGAUGUCUGUAGAUACAUAUACCCACUUACUGUUUUAGGUUUAAAUUCUAAAAGUUUGCACCCCAUGCACAUACGUCCGCACAUCUUGCAGUCACACGCUUGAGAUGUCAAACCUAGUGCUAAAGAUAGCUUAGAGACGUCAGUCCCUGGAGGGGGCGACCCCCUGGAGCACCUAAGUUUACACGAGACACGACUUAACCAAAUGCAAUUUACUACUGUGCCCUAGAGGGUUUACAUCAUUGUGUUGUACCUGUUGAAAAUCUUGUUCUUAAUAUAAAAUUUCACUCUGCAUGUACCAUUGAACCUGCCAAUAACUAUGCCUUGAUCAUUAUAUGUGUACACCAUGGGCGGCAGCCUGCGUAUUGUAUUCUUCGUAUGCUGAAUGAACAAAACAUUUUUUUUUAUAUAAAAACAUUUUUGUAGAUUUCCCCCAAAUGAAUAUGUGCAUGCAUUUAAUUAUGCAUUUUUUCUUUGGCGUUAUAUAAAAAAUAAAUACCAGUAGCUUGCAAAACUGCAGAUCUUUCGUGACUGUUCAGUCACAGACUUUCCAUUGCAGCUCAAUUAAAAGUCUUUGCACAGUAGGUUCUCUGGGCACUUGUUGUCUUGAGUUCAGUGCACCUAAGCUAACCAAACCUAAAAGUAACAUUAUCCGUGGGUGUAACCAUUAUUAUUUUUAAAAGUGUCAAUUUCUGUUGAAAUCUUCACAAAUGAAGAAGGUAGGACUCACUCUCCACACAAAGCUUUUCAGCAAGCUAACGUGCUUUGGUAUCUGGAUUAUCCCUUUACAGAGACUCUCCAGUGCCAGGAAUACAUAUCAGUUUUUCUGGCAGUGCAGGUUCCUGCAGUGCCCCUCUCCCUUCCACCCCCAUCCCAUAUUGCUGAAGGGGUUAAAACCCCUUCAGUGACUUACCUGAAUCCAGCACCAAUGUCCCUCGGCACUGGGUCAGGCUCCGCCCAAGCUCCUCCCCCGCAGAUGUCACCUGAUGGGGGAGACAUGCAUGGCAAUGGAUGCGCAUUAGACCUCCACAUAGGAAAGCAUUAUUCAAUGCUUUCCAAUGUGGAUUCCCGCGACGCUGGAGGUCCUCAUGCAUAGCGGGCAUGGGGCCAGAGCGAAAUGCCCUUUUGGCCAAUCAGAACCUCCUCAUAGAGAUGCAUUGAAUCAAGCGUCUCCAUGCAGAGCGUGGGGAUGCUGAACGGCACUGAUGCCUACUGUGCUGCCCUGAGCCAGGAAGCACCUCCAGUGGCCAUCUGAGGCAUGGCCACUUGGAAGUGUCCCUAGGCGCAAUGUUAACACUGCCUUUUCUCUGAAAAGGCAGUGUUUGCAUGGAAAUGCCUGUAGUGAGCUAUUAUACUCACCAGAACAACUACAUUAAGCUGUAGUUGUUCUGGUGACUAUAGUGUCACUUUAAUGAAAACACUUUAUUAUGCAAAAAAAAAAAAAAGAUAAAUAUACACAUAGAUAUCUUUCUAUAUAUAAAACUUAAUUCUAAGUGUAAUUUAAAUUUUAUAUUAAUAUCAAAAUACGCUUACAAUAAAAUUACAUGUAUAUAUAUUUUGUUUUUUAUUUGUGGUUAUGUGAUCUUGAUGAAAUCACGAUCGCAUGACCCGGAAGGGCCAGAUUGGCUGCAGGGUUACUGCUGGGCUUGUCUGGCAGACUCUGAUCUGCAUUGCUGCCCUAAUGGCGUUAAAGCAGGACGGCAUUGUACAUCAUAACGAUGUAGAGGGGCCAAGUCCUUGCUUGGAUACAGGCACAUACAUUAAAUAAAUAGUUGCAAUUUACAGACAAAUCUCACUUAAAGGACACUCCAGCCUGCCUAAAUACUGAAAAGUGUGUUCUCUUUUUGUAUUUUUCAAAAAGUGGCGAUUUGAAUUGAAAUAUACUUUUAUAACUUAACCGGUUUACAUCCCUAUAUUUUGGUGUUUUUUUUAAAGUAAGACAACGGGUCCUGUAACUUCCUGGUUUGGUUAGCUCAGUGGAGCUAAACUCAAGAGGCAGCAAUUGCUCAGAGCUCCUGUCUUCCAAAUACUUCUCAUUGAGCUGAAUUGAAAAGUCUGUGAUUGGACAGCCACAGAUAGCUACAAAGUCUGGGUUGGGGAAGGAGGGGAGCGUUGGCAAAGGCAGCAGACAAGAAAGUGCAGGUUUUGCAUGCUGUUUUUAGAUAUACCCCCAGUGGGAAAAAAUACAUUAAUUUAUGCAUGCCAUUUUUCAUUUGUGAUAUAUCUACUAAACAGUAAUUUAAAAAAAAUAUAUAUAUAUAUAUAUAUAUUGGGCAGUGGAGUGUCCCUUUAAAUAUACACUGUUUGCCCUAACAGCCCUCUGCAGCAGAAUGAUAUGCAUGUGUGUAUCCAUGACAUGUCAGCUGCAACAAAAAAGUAAAAAUAAACAGAUACUUUGCGGCCCUCGAAAAUAAAUAAAAUCAGUCACUAUUUAUUAGAUAUACCCCCAAUUAAAUUAUGCAUGCUUUUAAUAAUGCAUUUUGCUCGCAUUGGAAGUAUAGCUAAAACAAUCUUGCAAAGUCUGCAGCUCUCCUGCAAGGUAUGUGUUCUGGCCAAUUGCCUGCCUCUUGAGUUAAAGGGGCAAACAUAAAAGGUAAAGGGAGGAUGGGAAGGCUUAACUGAAAUAGAGAGGGAGUGACAGUAAAGCCCAACAUGUAUUUUUGCACAGAAUUCACAUUAGGCAGUCUGGGACAGAGUUCAGCAUACAAAUGAGAGGAACUACACUCAUGGUUUCCUCUCUAACCUCUGCAGUUUAUAUAUUAUGUAAAUAAGUAGAUUUCUUCAGUUUUGCCGUCUAUGCUUUUGUAAGGUGCAUUUGCAGAUUGCUGUCAGCUCUCACCACAUUAUUUAUGAAAGUUACUUUGUGAUUACUAGAGGACUUCUAUUUAUAGAAAUCUCCCCUAGGUUUGGUAUGCUGGUCUCCAUAGCAAAGAUGAAAAAUAAAAAUACCAACCAGGGUAGAAAAAAUACCAACUGUGUCUACUGCAGUUAUACAACUACUGCAGGUACAGUUACAGUUUUACAGUUAUUCAGUUAUUCAAGAAACAUGCAGGCUUUUUAUUAAUUUUUUUUUUCCCAUACCAAGUGGGUGCACAAAAGAAUUAACAUAACAGCCUUGCACAGAAUUAAUUCAAGUCUUAAAACAUAUCAAUAGUGAUGCACCGAACGGUUCGCCGGCGAACAUAGCGUGUUUGCGUCCGCCGCGGACGGCGAACACAUGCGCGGUUUGAUCCGCCCCCUAUUCGUCAUCAUUGAGUAAACUUUGACCCUGUACCUCACAGUCAGCAGACACAUUCCAGCCAAUUAGCAACACACCCUCCCUAGCAGACCCUCCCACCUACUGGACAGCAUCCAUUUUAGAUUCAUUCUCAAGCUGCAUGCUUAGUGAGAGGAGGGAAAGUGUAGCUGCUGUUGAUUAGAUAGGGAAAUGCAUAGCUAGGUUAGGGUAUACAGUGUCCACUACAGUCCUGAAGGACUCAUCUGAUCUCUGCUGUAAGGACAGCACCCCAAAAAGCCCUUUUUAGGGCUAGAACAUCAGUCUGCUUUUUUUUUUUUCUGUGUAAUGUAAUUGCAGUUAGUUGUCUGCCACUGCUGCCAGCUUCUGUGUCAGGCUCACAGUGGAUACUGUGCCCAUUUGGCCAGUCAGUGCCACCACUCAUAUCUUGUGUCACAAUAGCUUGCAUUUAAAAACAAAAAACUUUUUUCACUGUUAUAGAUUGAAUAGCAGUCAGUGUCCUUAAAGCGGGUGUGUCAGGCUCACAGUGGAUACUGUGCCCAGUGCUACCACUCACUCACUGGUGUCACAAUGGAUACUGUGCCCUGUGUCAGGCUCACAGUGGAUACUGUGCCCAGUGCCACCACUCACUCACUGGUGUCACAAUAGCUUGCAUUUAAAAACAAAAAACUUUUUUCACUGUUCUAGAUUGAAUAGCAGUCAGUGUCCUUACUGGUGUCACCACUCACUCACUGGUGUCACAAUAGCUUGCAUUUAAAAACAAAAAACUUUUUUCACUGUUAUAGAUUGAAUAGCAGUCAGUGUCCUUAAAGCGGGUGUGUCAGACUCACAGUGGAUACUGUGCCCAGUGCCACCACUCACUCACUGGUGUCACAAUGGAUACUGUGCCCUGUGUCAGGCUCACAGUGGAUACUGUGCCCAGUGCCACCACUCACUCACUGGUGUCACAAUAGCUUGCAUUUAAAAACAAAAAACUUUUUUCACUGUUCUAGAUUGAAUAGCAGUCAGUGUCCUUAAAGCGGGUGUGUCAGGCUCACAGUGGAUACUGUGCCCAGUGCCACCACUCACUCACUGGUGUCACAAUAGCUUGCAUUUAAAAACAAAAAACUUUUUUCACUAUUAUAGAUUGAAUAGCAGUCAGUGUCCUUAAAGCGGGUGUGUCAGGCUCACAGUGGAUACUGUGCCCAUUUGCCCAGUGCCACGACUCAUAUCUGGUGUCACAAUAGCUUAAGCUUGACAUUUAAAAAGAAAAAAAAAUUUUUUUCACUGUAAUAGAUUGAAUAGCAGUUAGUUGUCUGCAAGCGUCUGGGUGUCAGGCCUCCUUCAGUGUGUGCUCUGCAGACCUCUGCUCGUGUACUUUGCCACUCAUAUCUGGUGUCUCUAUAGCAUGCUUUUACAAAGAAAAAAGUUUUUCAGUGUAAGCUAAUAGCAGUCAGUGUCCUUAAAGCGGGUGUCAGGCCUCCUUCAGCGUGUGCUCUGCAGACCUUUGCCCGUGUACUUUGCCACUCAUAUCUGGUGUCUCUAUAGCGUGCUUUUACAAAGAAAAAAAGUUUUUCAGUGUAAGCUAAUAGCAGUCAGUGUCCUUAAAGCGGGUGUCAGGCCUCCUUCAGCGUGUGCUCUGCAGACCUUUGCCCGUGUACUUUGCCACUCAUAUCUGGUGUCUCUAUAGCGUGCUUUUACAAAGAAAAAAAGUUUUUCAGUGUAAGCUAAUAGCAGUCAGUGUCCUUAAAGUGGGUGUCAGGCCUCCUUCAGCGUGUGCUCUGCAGACCUUGCCCGUGUACUUUGCCACUCAUAUCUGGUGUCUCUAUAGCGUGCUUUUACAAAGAAAAAAGUUUUUCAGUGUAAGCUAAUAGCAGUCAGUGUCCUUAAAGCGGGUGUCAGGCCUCCUUCAGCGUGUGCUCUGCAGACCUCUGCCCGUGUACUUUGCCACUCAUAUCUGGUGUCUCUAUAGCAUGCUUUUACAAAGAAAAAAAGUUUUUCAGUGUAAGCUAAUAGCAGUCAGUGUCCUUAAAGCGGGUGUCAGGCCUCCUUCAGCGUGUGCUCUGCAGACCUCUUGUACUUUGCCACUCAUAUCUGGUGUCUCUAUAGCGUGCUUUUACAAAGAAAAAACGUUUUUCAGUGUAAGCUAAUAGCAGUCAGUGUCCUUAAAGCGGGUGUCAGGCCUCCUUCAGCGUGUGCUCUGCAGACCUUGCCGUGUACUUUGCCACUCAUAUCUGGUGUCUCUAUAGCGUGCUUUUACAAAGAAAAAAAGUUUUUCAGUGUAAGCUAAUAGCAGUCAGUGUCCUUAAAGCGGGUGUCAGGCCUUCAGCGUGUGCUCUGCAGACCUCUGCCAGUGUACUUUGCCACUCAUAUCUGGUGUCACAAUAGCGUGCAUUUAAAACCAAAAAACUUUUUUCACUGUUAUAGAUUGAAUAGCAGUUAGUUGUCUCAAAGCGGGUGUGUCAGGCUCACAGUGGAUACUGUGCCCAGUGCCACCACUCACUCACUGGUGUCACAAUAGCUUGCAUUUAAAAACCAAAAAUCUUUUUUCACUGUUAUAGAUUGAAUAGCAGUUAGUUGUCUCAAAGCGGGUGUGUCAGGCUCACAGUGGAUACUGUGCCCAGUGCCACCACUCACUCACUGGUGUCACAAUAGCUUGCAUUUAAAAACCAAAAAACUUUUUUCACUGUUAUAGAUUGAAUAGCAGUUAGUUGUCUCAAAGCGGGUGUGUCAGCCCUACAGCGUGUACUCUGCCAGUUUACAGUGCCACUCAUAUCUGGUGUCAUAAUAGCUUGCAUUUAAAAACAAAAAACUUUUUUCACUGUUAUAGAUUGAAUAGCAGUUAGUUGUCUGCCAGCAGGUGUGUCAGGCUCACAGUGGAUACUGUGCCCAGUGCCACCACUCACUCACUGGUACCCGGACGAAAUUUAUUUUCACAAAAGGCAAUCCCCAACCUGUACUCGAUUGUGCAAAAGGAAAUAAUGGCAUGUCUGGCACACAGUGUUGGGGCAAGGGUCCAUCUGACCACUGAUACCUGGUCUGCAAAGCAUGGUCAGGGCAGGUAUAUCACCUACACUGCGCACUGGGCAAACCUGCUGACGGCUGCCAAGCAUGGAAUGCGUGGCUCUGCAGAGGAGUUGGUGACACCGCCAUGACUUGCAGGCAGGCCUGCUGCCACCUCCUCUACUCCUCCUACUCCAUCCUCUUCCAUAACCUCCUCGGCUGAGUCCUCUUCUGCUGCUGCGUCUUGCUCCACAUCAACGGAUAGGGGACGUAACAGGGAUUAAACUGAUAAGAAUAGUACUACAUAACACACCACUCCUAUCUGGUGGCACAUUAGAUUGCAUGCGCAGUGCCCCAAAUUUGUUGUGAUCUGUGAGUAAGGUAAACGGUUGUCCAUACAAGUAAGGUUGCAGCUUUUUGAGGGCCCACACCACCGCCAUGCACUCCUUUUCAAUGGCAGUGUAUCUACUUCCCUGGGCAAAAGUUUCCAGCUUAGAUAAGCCCCGGGUUGCUCGCCGCAAUCUGCUCCAACUUGACUCAGUACUGCUCCCAAUCCAAACAUAGAAGCGUCUGUAUGGACGAGAAAGCGUUUAGUUGGAUCAGGAGCAGAAAGUACAGAUGAUUUAAUGAGCGCCGUCUUGAGCUGUUGGAAGGCCUGUUCACACUCUGGGGCCCAUACUACUAUCUUUGGGAGGUUUUUACGCAUUCCUAUAUGGCACUUACUGGGCUUUAGGGUAAUUCCGGCCUCCCUAAUCCGGUCUAGUACGGCUCCUAUGUGGGUCAGGUGUUAGGGCCAGGAGCAGCUAAAAAUGGCUAUAUCAUCCAAGUAGGCGCAGACAUACUCCUGAAACCCAUCCAGUAGCCGAUCUACCAUCCUCUGAAAGUUAGCCGGGGCAUUCUUCAUCCCAAAUGGCAUGGCCUUAAACUGAUACAGGCCAAACGAGGUGACAAAUGCCGACUUGUGGAUGGCGUCCUCGGCUAAUGGAAUUUGCCAGUACCCCUUACACAGAUCUAUUGUGGUGAGGUACUGGCCUCUGGCCAUUUUGUCUAGGAGCUCGUCUAUCCGGGGCAUAGAUGAGGCGUCUGAGGUUGUUUUAUCGUUUUUAUCGUGCCGUCCCGUUUCGGUACUAGUACUACCGGGGAGGCCCAGGGGCUGUCAGAGUGUUCUAUCACCCCUAACUGCAUCAUUUCCUCAAUUUCUUUCUGAAUAUUUUCUUUAACUGCUUCGGGUAUGCGAUAGGCGGUUUGGCGAAGGGGGGUCUGGUCUAGGGUUUCAACUUUGUGAGUGGUUAACGGACUGUACCCAGGUAGGUUGGAAAACGUGGCCCCCUUGUCCUGGAUUAGUCUUUGGACCUGGGUUCGCUCCUGGGGGUCUAACCGUUCUCCUAACUGUACUUCUCCCAGGUCUCCGCUCUGGCCCUCUAGGUCUAGGAGAUCUGGGAGUGGCAAAUUAUCAUAAUCUUCAGUGGCAGGUGCACAGAUCGCGGUUACCUCUUCCGUGCGCUCGUGGUAUGGCUUGAGCAUGUUCACAUGGAGCAUGCGCUUGCCUCCCGUGCCUGUGACUGCACCGAUCACAAAGGUGGUCACAUCUCAAUGGUGCCAAGUGCACCCUUGUAUGGAACAGUCUCUAUUCUGCUCUGUGUCAGUGUGUAUCAUGGUCUCUUGAGGACAGGUGUCAAUCCAUAUCUGCCAAGUGACCCUAUGUAGGGGGAACAGUCUCUAUUCUGCUCUGUGUCAGUGUGUAUCAGGGUCUUUGAGGACAGGUGUCAAUCCAUAUCUGCCAAGUGACCCUAUGUAGGGGGAACAGUCUCUAUUCUGCUCUGUGUCAGUGUGUAUCAUGGUCUCUGAGGACAGGUGUCAAUCCAUACCUGCCAAGUGACCCUAUGUAGGGGACCAGUCCCUAUUCUGCUCUGUGUCCGUGUGCAUCAGGGGCUCUGAGGACAGGUGUCAAUCCAUAUGUCAAGGUGUCAAUAUGUCAUAUGUCAGGUGUCAAUCCAUAUUCAUUGUGAUUUAGGAAUGUUAGGUGAUUUCUGCCCUUUAUGGAUUAAAACCAGACUCUGCAUCAACUGUGUAAUUUUCCAUGGGAGUUUUGCCCCCUCCGGCAUGCCACAGUCCAGGUGUUAGUCCUCUUGAAACAACUUUUCCAUUCCUAUUGUGGCCAGAAAGAGUCCCUGUGUGUUUUAAAAUUCGCCUGCCCAUUGAAGUCUAUGGCGGUUCGCGAACAUUUGCGGAAGUUCGCGUUCGCCGUUCGCGAACCGAAACUUUUGUGUUCGCGACAUCACUACAUAUCAAUAUACAGUUAGGUUUGUUGCCUGUGUGUGCGACCCGAGUAUAUUGUGGUAAGAAUGUUUUUUCAUUUAGGGGGUAAGAGAAUUUAUAUAGUAUGUCAGAAUAAGAUGUGUGCCCCAAUGGGUCAUGUUAAGGUGUUUAAAUGCAAAGGCUCUAUUAAAAAUACCUAAUCCCUCGGGUGUAGACCACCUAUUGUGUGGAAUCUAGCAUUGGUAUCUUAAUUAUUUCAGUAGGAGGAGGUGUUUUGUGGCGCGUCUGAAGUUAGGGUGUUAGACUUUGCUGUAAGCCCAAUGGAGGGAUCGUUCUGCCUCGGUAGACUGGUGAAGGUUAACAGAGCAGUGCAUUAACACAAAAAAGAAAGGGUUACUUCGCCCCGUGGUCACUUUGAACCUAGGGUGCAAUUUAAGGUACACAAAACCACCCCCACCCCCCAAAAAUCCUUAAACAUGUGGUAGAACCACGGAACACAUAAAAUAAAAAGACAAGUAAAGUUAACAGUGAACUAAACUAGGAAAUUGUGUUUUUGGUGGUAUCUGUGGACAGUCUCAAGGCUUGUAGAGACUCCAGCUACUAGAAUAUGAUAAUCCCGUUGGGCCGCCGGCUGGUAGUUAGGUCACCUCUCCGGUGGGCACUGGUGGUCUUGCCGCUCGCGCAUUUGCUCUUCAAAUGUCUGGUAUGUUCCCGCAUGGUAAGUGGUACCGUCUAUGGAGUACCAGAUUACCCUUGGUAGGCCCCAGUGUGAGGGUAUAUUUCUGUCCCGUAGUGGAUGUAGCAGAGGUUUGAGGGAGCGGCGCCAUAGCAAGGUGGGCCAUGUUAGGCCUGGGAAGAUUAGUAGCGUGGGCCCCUCACACAGCACAGCCUUAUCCUGUAGAGACUGAAAACAGAGGAUGAGGUCUGGAGUCACCGCGGGUGGCGCACCUGCGGGCUUUGGAAGGCAGAACAUGCCGUCUAGUUUAAGUGUUUUGGCUUGUUUAGGCAGUAUAUAUGCAAAGAAGCGUCUGAUAAAAAGAGGUAUGUCCUCCAUCCCCAGAGACUCCGGGAUCCCCCUUAACUUGAGGUUAUAAUGCUUGUGGUGGUCUUUCAAGGCCUCUAUCCAAAUAUCGGCUUUAUGUUGAUGUUGAAGCAGUUCUUCCAUCCCAAGUUCCCCAGCCGCCAGCCAGGUAUCAUCAUUGCUGUGAGCAGCUUCUAUGUGGGUAAUCCGAGCUACUGCGCCAUCCACAGCUUUCUGGAAGCAGUCCAUGUCUCCCGCGAUAUUCGUACAGAGUUCCACGAGCAUUCGUACUGGGCUGCGGUGACUGGCUCCCAGCUGUCUCCUGCCGGAGGGUUUGGUUGCAGCUUCUUGCCUACAGACGCCCCCUCUCCCGGAUCGAAGCAGACAUCUUCGGAGGAGUAGCAUGAUCCCUCUUCUAGGGACACCAUAUUAUCCCACGCGGCCUGAGAGUUUUGGAAUAAGACUCCGAUGUUGCGGCCCAGUGGGCCUUCUGUCCCCCUUAGUUUUUUUUGUUUUCCGACCCAUCUCGAUCUCGCCCACCAGGUAAGGUAGUAUGGCCAGGUUUUUUGUUGAUUUCCACCAAAAUGUUUUAGUCUACUAUUCUGAGGAGCUCAGGUAAAGUUCAACUGCUCUGAUGCGCAGCUUUACUCCCCCCACUGCAGGCUUUCUUUUAUGAGAGUGAGUUUUAUACUAUUAUUGUCUUUAUUUUGACUUUAUACUGACUGCUGGAUUUACGUCAUCACUUCUGACUUCGUCACUAUUGAUCCCCUGCUUGAUUACUUGUGACUUGCAGCAUAUCUAUCCACCUUAGACUACUUGCAGUCAAACCUGGCCUUUGGGAGGUGUGCUAAUUGUACCUAAUAACCUGUAGAUUGCCAUUCAUAUCCCCCUCGGAUGGCUCCCUUUUAUACUUUGAUGUUGGGGGUGGUCUGUUUAACAACAUAUGCAGAGAUUACGUACCAUCACAUUCCCGGAACAGAUCAUUUAUCCAGCACUAUUUCAUUACUCAGCUCUGGUUAGCUACUGGAUAUUUACCCCCUGCCUCUGUUAAGAUUAAUUUACAGAUCUUUAUCUUCUUAAAACACACACAAAGGAGGAAUCCUGUGUAACUCAUUGUAAGUCUAUUUUUAAUAUACAUACAUACAAUGAAAGAAUAUACUUUCAGGGCAUCACUUUAAAAAAAAUAGAUGUAUUUUAACAGUGAGAGACAGAAUUUAAAAAAAACAAAUCCAAAAAAACACAUGUCAAAAAAGUUACACAUUUGCAUGUCAAUGAGUGAAAUAAGUAUUUGAUCCCCCAUCAAUCAGCAAGAUUUCUGGCUCCCAGGUGUCUUUUAUACAGGAUAACAAGCUGAGAUUAAGAGCACUCUCUUAAAGAGACUGCUUCUAAUCUCAGCUAGUUACCUGUAUAAAAGACACCUGUCCAUAGAAGCAAUCAAUCAGAUUCCAAACUCUUCACCAUGGCCAAGACCAAAGAGCUGUCAAGGAUGUCAGGGAAAAGAUUGUAGACCUACACAAGGCUGUAAUGAGCUACAAGACCAUCGUCAAGCAGCUUGGUGAGAAGGUGACAACAGUUGUUGCGAUUAUUUGCAAAUGGAAGAAACACAAAAUAACUGUUAGUCUCCCUUGGUCUGGUGCUCCAUGCAAGAUUUCACCUCGUGGAGUUUCAAUGAUCAUGAGAAUGGUGAGAAAUCAGCCCAGAACUACACGGGAGGAUCUUGUUAAUGAUCUCAAGGCAGCUGGGACCAUAGUCACCAAGAAAACAAUUGGUAACACACUAUGCUGUGAAGGACUGAAAUCCUGCAGUGCCCGCAUGGUACCCCUGCUAAAGAAAGCACAUGUACAGGCCCGUCUGAAGUUUGCCAAUGAACAUCUGAAAGAUUCAAAGGAGAACUGGCGGUAAGUGUUGUGGUCAGAUGAGACCAAAAUCAAGCUCUUUUGCAUCAACUCAACUUGCUUUGUUUGGAGGAGGAGGAAUGCUGCCUAUGACCCCAAGAACACCAUCCCGAACGUCAAACAUGGAGGUGAAAACAUGGAGCUUUGGGGGUGUUUUUCUGCUAAGGGGACAGGACACUUGCACUUUAUCAAAGGGACGAUGGACAGUGCCAUGUACUGUCAAAUCUUGGGUGAAUACCUCCUUCCCUCAGCCAGGGCAUUGAAAAUGCGUUGUGGAUGGGUAUUCCAGCAUGACAAUGACCUGAAAAACACAGCCAAGACAACAAAGGAGUGGCUCAAGAAGGAGCACAUUAAAGUCCUGGAGUGGCCUAGACAGUCUCCAAAUGUUAAUCCCAUAGAAAAUCUGUGGAGGGAGCUGAAGGUUCAAGUUGCCAAACGUCAGCCUCGAAACCUUAAUGACUUGCAGAGGAUCUGCAAAGAAGAGUGGGACAAAAUCCCUCCUGAGAUGUGUGCAAACAUGGUGGCCAACUACAAGAAACGUACUAAGUCAAAGGGGUCAAAUACUUAUUUCACUAAUGCAAAUCAAUUUAUAUUUUUUUUGACAUGUAGCCCAUGGAGCAACAAAGUAUGGGGAGUGGGCCUUGAGUAGGCAUAGCAACCAUGGUAAUUAGGUCAUUAGCUUGUUGGGGUGGGGUUUUGUGAAUCAUAGCGGCCAUUUUAGGUAGUGACCAUCUUAAUUAACUUUCACUUACCUGGUAGUUGUCCCACCAUCCCCCCCUUUUUGGUUUUGGUUUGGGUGCUUUCCUGUUUGGUCACUGCGGCAGGUUAGGGCCAGGUUAAAUUUAAAGGAUAGAUGGAGUAGGAAGUGGGGAAUGGCUACAUUAGGAUGGAUUCGGCAGGUAAGGUUCAUUUGCUUGGUAGGUUCGAGCCCGUCGGUGGCUCCGAACCUGGGGGUGUAGGGGUGUCUCGGUACAUCCCUACAGUUAAUAAGUUUGUUAUGGGGCUGAUGGAACAGCCAUGUGAUAUGUUAUCUGUACUGUUAUAUAUAUAUAGUUUGUGGGGUCAUUGCCAGGGGAUAUUUAAGUACAGGGAAUGGUGGGUUAUAUAUAUUUAUUUAUAUAUAUAUAUAUAUAUAUAUAUAUAUAUAUAUAUAUGUAUUUGUUGGCAAUGACCUUAGUUUGUUUCAUUUUCUUAUAAGUUAAUAAAGCUGUGGACAUAUAUGUUCCAACAAGAAAGUGUGUGUCUGUGCAUUCUUCGGUUAUUUGGAAGUGUUUAUAACACGACUGUGCGCUUGUCAUGCGUUUUUCUGGUUAUUUUUUUUGCUAUUCAGUCUCUCACUGUUAAAAUACACCUACCAUUAAAAUUAUAGACUGAUCAUUUCUUUGUCAGUGGGCAAUUGUUCAAAAUCAGCAGGGGAUCAAAUACUUUCUCCCCUGUAUAUAUAUACACAUAUGUUUGCUCAUCUGUCCACUAUUGGGAUUAUUUUUCAUAAAUUUUCCAUAAAUUUUUAUAAUUUAUUUAUAUAAAAAAUACACUUCGAUAACAAGACACGAAACAGCAGUUCAAAACCCUUGUGUGAGGUUAAAGGACCACUAUAGGUAUCCAGACCACGUCAGCUCAAUGAAGUAGUUUGGAUGCCAGGUCACUCUAGUUUUAACCCUGCAGCUAAAAACAUAGCAGUUUCAGAGAAACUGCUAUGUUUCACUGAGGGUUAAUCCAGCCUCUAGUGUCUGUCUCACUAACAGUCGCUAGAGGCGCGUCCGCGAUUCUCACUGAAAAUCACAGUGAGAGGACCAUGGACGUCCAUAGUGAAGCAUUGAGUAAUGCUUUCAUAUGGACUGUUUGAAUGCGCACGCGGCACUUGCCGCGCAUGUGCAUUCGGAUCUGACGUCGGCAGGGCAGGGCCGGUGCAAGGAUUUUUGCCGCCCUAGGCAAAAGUAAAGUUUGCCGCCCCCCCCGUGACAUCACAAUGCCCCACCCAUAUGACCUGCCUGUUAACUAACGCUAGUGCUGCAGUGCCGCCGUGUUUACAUUAAAAGGCCUGCAGGGACAGGCUAUAGACACCAGGACCACUACAUUAAGCUGCAGUGGUUCUGAGGACUAUAGUGUUUCUUUAAUGUGAGGUAAAUUAGAGAUUAGUGCCACAAAUAAUAUACUAGAUUACCUACUUACAAGCAGAUGAGGAUGAUGAUGGGCUCUAGCUGCAGUCUGGCUCCACUGGUCUGGUGUAUAACAGGAUCUCUGGAGGCUGUUUGUAACUGUGGUCACAAAAAUCAAUGUUCUGUGAGAACGAGAAGCAGCUCCAUUUUUUGGGGGCACUUUACACAGCUCAAGGUCUGGGUCCCAGGGUCCACCUUCAUGUUCCACCAAUGAGUUUGUUCACAGGGGGUGGAGUGUGUAGGGGAUGUCCUGAUUUGUGUGUAAGGAAUGCAUUGUGUGAAUCUGUGUUUGUAUGUGUAAGGGCUGCAAGGUGUGUUUCUGUGUAUGUAAGGGAUGAAGUGUGUGAGUCUGUAAGGGGUGCUUUGAGUGUGUGUAAGGAAUGCAUUGUGUGUUUCUGUGUGUGUAAGGGAUGCAUUGUGUGUAAGGCUUGCAUUGCGUGUGUGUGUGUGUAAUGCAUUGUGUGUUUUUCUGUGUGCAAGGGGUUCAUUGUCUUUGUGUGUGAUUGUGUGUGUGUGUGAUGGAUGUCAAUCUCUCCCCCCUCCCUUGUCACUCUCUUCUCCCCCUCCCUUGUUACUCUCAUUCUCCCUCCCUGUCAAUUUCUCUCUCCCCGUCAAUUCCCCUCCCUGUCAAUGUCUUCCCCCCUCCCUGUUUCUUUCUCCCCCCCCUCCCUCUCCUCCUCCUGUUUCUUUCUUUCUCCCCCCUCCCUCCCUGUUUCUUUCUCCUCCUCCCCUCCCUCCCUGUUUCUUUCUCCCCUCCCUCCCUCCUUCUUUCUCCCUCCCUGUUUCUUUCUCCCCCCCUCUUUCUUCUCCCUCCUCCCCUACCUGUGUUGUAGCGUGGCCGAGCUCUGUAUAGUCGGCGGGUACAGGGAGCUUUUGUUUCCUGUACCGGGCCGGACUAACAGGAAGUGCACACUCAGUGUGCACUUCCUGUUAGUCCGGCCGGGUACAGGAGACAGAUGCUCCCUGUACCCGCCGACUAUACAGAGCUCGGCCACGCUACAGAGAGGGAGUGACAGGAGGGAGCGCUGAGCGCUUCCCUCCUGUCAGCCCCUCUCCCCAGGCUGCGCCCGGGCUGUGUGGACCGCCCUCAUGGACGCACCGCCCGGGCAAAGCUGCAGCCGCCUGAGGCUCUUUACAGAGCGCUCGGGCGGCUGCAGCAUGAGCGGGGCCGGCGCUCCUGGCGGCGCCCCCUCCCAAGGGGCGCCCUAGGCGGCUGCCUAGUCCGCCUUACAGAUAGCGCCGGCCCUGCGGCAGGGGGUUCCCCAGCACAGAGGGAGCCCUAUGCUGAAGAAAGGUAAGUGGCUGAAGGGGUUUUAACCCCUUCAGCCCAGUGGGAGGGGGCCCUGAGGGUGGGGGGAACCUAAUGACCCUAUGGUGCCAAGAAAACAUAGUGCUCCUUUAACCUUACUCCCCUCGCCAAAAGGAUAAAUAAUGUAUAAAUAAGUGAAAAAACAUUAAUAUAUAGUGGAGCACGUAAUAUAGGAUACCUUACUUUGAGUAAAGGGUAACAAUCUAUUUUAAGCGAUCCACUAUAUACCAGUUUUUUACACUUAUUUAUGCAUUAUUAUAAUUAUUUUUGUUUAUGAAAAGUGAUGCCCUGAAAGUAUAUUCCUUUUAUUGUGUGAGAACCCUUUAAGAUUAUUUUAUCAUUUCUGAUUUUUUAUUUUGCAUUGGUUUUUAUCUAAUGUUUAUUGCAUUAGUAGUUUUUCAAGUAUUUAUAUAUUCAUGCAAAUUAUUCUAAUUAUUUAUAUAUGAAACAUAAUUUAAUAUGAAUAAAAUAAAAAAACUGAGAAAUUAAGAAUUUUUUUUAGUUAAGCAUGGUAUUUUAACUGUGAAUUUCAUAAUACUAUUAGCUUUUACUGUAAUAAAACACACAUAUUUGUAUUCAGCGAUGUACAGAUUUUAUAGUGUUUUGGAAAUUACAGGGUCAAAUAGCACAUUCUAUUUUUCAGUAUAAACACAUUGAAAUUUGCCAGACUGGUUAUGUUGCCUUUGAGACCGUAUGGUAGCUCAGGAAUAAGAAUUACCCUGAGGGCAUACCAUUUGCAAUAGAUCCUUGAGAGAGUUGUGGAUGUGAGAUUGACAGACUUCUUCGUAUCCAACUCUCUGCUUGACCCGCUUCAGUCUUGAUUCCGUGCUCACUCUGUUGAAACAGCUGUGACCAAAGUAUCCAACGAUUUAAUCGCUGCUAAAUCUCGUGGCCAUUACUCUAUCCUAAUUCUCCUUGAUCUCUCUGCUGCCUUUGACACUGUUGAUCAUCAACAGCUUCUUCUCAUUCUCCAUAAUCUCGGUCUACAGGAUACCGCUCUCUCCUGGUGCUCCUCUUACCUCUCCCAGUACGUUUUCAGUGUUUCUUUCUCUGGCUCUGCCUCUUCUCUCCAACCCCUCUCUGUCUCCGAUCCCCAAGGUUCUUUCCUUAGUCCCCUACUGUUCUCUAUCUAUACUGCCUCCCUUGGUAAAUUCAUCAGCUCCUUUGGCUUCCAUUAUCAUUUAUAUGCAGAUGACACACAAGUCUACCUGUCCUCUCCUGAUCUCUCCCCGCCCAUCUUGACUCCUGUCUCUGACUGCCUCUCCGCAAUUUCCAACUGGAUGGCUGCUCACUUCCUUAAACUCAACCUGUCCAAAACAGAACUUCUGGUCUUUCCUCCCUCAAGUGUUGUUACUCCCGUGUCUGUCUCCCUCCAAGUCAACGACACCACCAUCACCUCUACCUCACAGGCUUGCUGCCUAGGUGUUCUCUUUGACUCUGACCUCUCCUUCACCCCUCAUGUCCAGUCAAUCGCCAAAUCCUGCCGCUUCCAUCUCAAAAACAUAGCUUGCAUCCGCCCUUAUUUAACACCAGGUCCGGCUACAGUGCUGGUCCAUGUCGUUGUUCUUUCUCGCCUUGACUACUGCAAUCCCCUUCUCAGUUGUCUUACGUGUUUCCAUAUUGCACUGCUGAAAUCUAUAAUAAAUACGGCGGCGAGGUUCAUUUUCCUGUCCGCCCGCACCUCCCACCUCUGUCGGUCCCUACAUUGGCUUCCAGUUAGAUAUAGAGCUCAAUUUAAGAAUCUGGUGCUUGUUUACAAGUCCCUACAUAAUGCUGCUCCAACUUACCUAUCCUCCCUAAUGCACAAAUAUGUCACGUCGAGGUCCCUGCGCUCUGCCGAACACCUACGCCUAUCAUCUCUCAGUACUCCCACAUCUGAUGCUUGCCUCCAAGACUUCUCCAGGGCUGCACCUCUUCUGUGGAACUCCCUUCCCUUCUCCGUUAGACUUUCACCCAGCUCCACUCUUUCAAAAAAAAUCUUUGAAAACACACUUCAGGAAAGCAUAUCUUUUAAACUGUUAGUGGGUUUUCACUUCCCCCCUCCCCCCACACUCCCUGCCAUGACUCCUCUCCUGCAACUCUCAAAAAUAACCUACUACGUUCUCAGUGAUUACUUUUCUAGCAACCUGUAACGGAUCACCUGGCACCCCGACUGGGUACCUCCGUUGAAGGAUGCUCCUAGCGCUUCCUGAGGACUCCAAGCACUGCAGCAGACACCACAACCACCGAACCGGAGAAACAUACAGCCUCUUUUAUUCACAAUCCACAAACAUAGUACUGCCCACAGGGUUUUGAAAUACAACCAAUCAAUCCUUACAAUACACACAGACACUCCCACACAAAAUCCUCCCCUCUGCCUGUGAUAUGAUUAUUGAACACAAUGGUUAAUAUAAUUAUGACAGGCAGAGAAAUACAAUAUUAUAAAAAUAUCACAGGGACCCCAAAACAUGCAUUAACCCCAUAAAAAGUAUAUCCUCGGAACCGGGGGAUCUGGGUGAACCACAUAUCCAAAAUUAACCCAGAUCCGUUCAGUAGUUUGAAAGAUACAGUUUAAUGCAGAUUCCGCAGAACAUAUACAGGCUAUAUGAAAAACAGUUACUGUAUAAUAUGUCCCCUGUUGUAUAGUCCAAAACCACUGCACGAUGUCUCUGCCGUGCACCAAAUACCGGCGAGAUGGCCCCGUGUAGAAAAGUCCAAACAGUGUCUGUGAGUUAAAAUGGCCGCCAUCCAUUGUUCUCACCAUGUGCUUCAUCCAUUGUUCUCACCAUGUGCUUCAUCCAUUGUUCUCACCAUGUGCUUCUGAUACAUGAAAUGGUGGCCACCCAGUAACCUCACAGUAUGUCCCCUGAUGGUUCUUAAAGGGCCAGCAGCAGCAUAAUAAAAUACAAUAUGCCCAAAUACUGUAUUUAAAGGGCCAAAUCUCCCAGCGGCUAUAGUCAGCAGGCAGGAGGCGGGCAAACAGGCUUCUCCAAUGCCCAGUGGCGAGGUUGGUUUCGCCACAUUUCUCCCCUUUCCCAAAAAGACUAACAAGGUAUCUGGCCUCCUGUUGGUCAGUGCCCUGGUUAGUCCAGCAACCCACCCACAAAACAGAACUGCAGUAUAACCCACCCACGAAAAUUGGUUACUACACGUGGAGUAGUGGGUCGCUUGUCCAGGUCCAGGAGCUCCACCUAGGCUCUGGGGGGUACUAGCACUCUGGAUUGGUGGGUUGCUGGGUGGGCAGAGACCAGCGGUACUCUGCCCUGGUGCCUGCGCUACCACGGGAGUAGCCUGGUUGGAGCCCAGGUGAGGGAACGGCGUAGUAGGCUCCUCACUCCGGACCUGGGGCUGCUGCUGGAGGGGAAGACAGGCUGUCCCCUAUUUGGAUAUUGAGUGCUUUGUGGUAAAAGAGUUCUGGGAUGCCUCAAUCACGUGUGCUAGGGGUGCAAAUAGCAGCCAAUACAAAGGUGCAGAUUGCUCUGAAAUUGCCCCAUUUCAUCCAGAAACUCUGUACAUACAGACUCCUACCACCAUGACCACUUCUAAAACCUGAAGCUGCAGGGGGACAGGACCGACUGUCCCUACACUCUGUGGUUUGGGCACAGAGACCACGGUCCCAUAUGCACCUGUGUGGGGCUUAUCAUCUCCCCUUGGUGGGCUAGGCUGCCGCUGGGGAGGGGGAAUGAGACUCUCCCCUCCUGGUAGAAUACUCUGCCGCUGGGGAGCAGGACCGACUGUCCGUACUCCCUGUAGCUUGGGCGCAGAGACCAUGGUCCCAUCUGCGCUGAUGGGGGCUUAGUGUCUCCCCUUGUUGGGCUACGCUGCUGCUGGGGAGAGGGGGUAACAAGCUCCUCUCCCUUACACACUUUCAGCUGCUGGGGAGAAGGGGUAACAGUCUCCUCUCCCUGACACUCUCUCUGCUGGUGGAGAGGAGGACCGACUGUCUCCCCUUUCAAUAUAUUGUCCUGCUGCUGGGAAAUGAGACCGACUGUCUUAUCUUCCCCAUCUGGGAGAAUAAGGUCUACCCUUUGGGAAAUACACUGCCGCUGGGGAGGAAGGACGGCACCUUCGGCUCCCUGUGAUACAUACUGGUGCUGGGGAGGAAGGACAGCACCUUCAGCUCCCUGUGAUACAUACUGCGGCUGGGGAUCUGGGCCGACCCAUCUCCACCUGCCAUCUGUGGGUCUUCCCAGGACCAGUCUGUGAGGUCCCUCAACAUUUGCGAGUAAGGACCACCUGCUUCUGCACCUGGCAACUCAGGCUGCUGCUGGGGAUCUGGGCCGGCUGCCCAGCAUCCCGGUGGGCCUGGUGGAGAGACCUCGGUCCCAUCUCCACCUGCCUGUUGUGUUUCCUCACAGGACCAGUCUAUGAGGACCCCUACUUCGGGUUCCUCCGGCCGCCUCAGGGGGAGACGGCUAUCCUCCUCGGUUGCAGCCUCUACUCGGCUGCUGUAACACUCCUUCCGCUGAGCAUGCUCUCUCUCUUUCGCCAGCCGGAAUUCUCGGGCCAGCCUUGUGUUUCGCUUGGCGUGACCUGGUUCCAGAUCACCUGGCGUAUCUCUAUGGGUACAUCAUCCCCAUACUGGGCCACUCGCUGCCUCACCUCGGCCAUUCAAUCAUCUUCAGAGCCAGAGCCUUCCAUACCUGUCUGCUCCAAGUCGCUGGAUACCACUGCUCCCAGAGGUGCUGCAUGAGUGCUAGCGUUGCCCUCAAUUUGUAACUCCACGAACGGUGUGUCUGAGCUUCUUUACCUCGCACUAGGAUGCCAUCCCACCGCUGCCACCAAUGUAACGGAUCACCUGGCACCCCGACUGGGUACAUCCAUUGAAGGAUGCUCCUAGCGCUUCCUGAGGACUCCAAGCACUGCAGCAGACACCACAACCACCGAACCGGAGAAGCAUACGAAUGCUCUCAAGCAUUAGAAUGCUGUAAGCAGCUGAACAGGAAAAGCAUACAAUCAGCUUACACUCCUGGCAAUCAGCAUACAAUCCAAUUCCCCCAAUAACGAGGCGACACUUCGUUUUGAGGUCAAGCAGAACUGACUGUACUGGCACAUACAGCCUCUUUUAUUCACAAUCCACAAACAUAGUACUGCCCACAGGUUUUUGAAAUACAACCAAUCAAUCCUUACAAUACACACAGACACUCCCACACAAAAUCCUCCCCUCUGCCUGUGAUAAGAUUAUUGAACACAAUGGUUAAUAUAAUUAUGACAGGCAGAGAAAUACAGUAUUAUAAAAAUAUCACAGGGACCCAGAAACAUGCAAUAACCCCAUAAAAAGUAUAUCCUCGGAACCGGGGGAUCUGGGUGAACCACAUAUCCAAAAUUAACCCAGAUCAUUUCAGUAGUUUGGAAGAUACAGUUUAAUGCAGAUUCCGCAGAACAUAUACAGGCUAUAUGAAAAACACUUACUGUAUUAUGUGUCCCCUGUUGUAUAGUCCAAAACCACUGCACGAUGGCACCGUGUAGAAAAGUCCAAACAGUGUCUGUGCGUUAAAAUGGCCGCCAUCCAUUGUUCUCACCAUGUGCUUCAUCCAUUGUUCUCACCAUGUGCCUCUGAUACAUGAAAUGGUGGCCACCCAGUAACUCCACAGUAUGUCCCCAGAUGGUUCUUAAAGGGCCAGCAGUAGCAUAAUAAAAUACAAUAUACCCAAAUACUGUAUUUAAAGGGCCAAAUCUCCCAGGGGCCAUAGUCAGCAGGCAGGAGGCGGGCAAACAGGCUUCUCCAAUGCCCAGUGGCGAGGUUGGUUUCGCCACACAACCUAUUUCAUUAAUCCUACUUAUACCCUUUGUGUCACUAUACUCCACUCCCUCUAGCAUGUAAGCUCAUAAAGCAGGGCCCUCAACCCCUGUGCGUCCAAUUGUCUGGUUACAAUUACGUGUUAGUCCACCCAUUGUACAGCGCUACGCAAUUUGCUGGCGCUAUUUAAAUAAGAUAAUAAUAAAUAAUAAUAGUAGACAACCCAAAGUAUUGCAAAUGGGGUAUGUCCAGUCUUUUUCUAGUAACCACUUAUUCACAAACACUGGCCAAAGUUAGAGUUUAUAUUUGUUUGUUUGUGAAAAAUGCAACGCGAUCAAAUGGCCCAGGAGGGCUGAAUUAGCCAGAAGUGGACUGCCUGGGAUCUCAGGGACCCAAUGAGUAUUAAGGACAGUGGGGACGUUGUAUGCCACCCGCCAGUGUUUAGGACCAGCUCCUUAAGGACAGCAUUAAAUUAUAAACAUUUAUACAUAAACAUAAUUCUAUAUUUAUAUAUAAAAUAAUGCUUGUUUACUUAAGUUUAUGACUUGACAAAGGCCAGUGUAGGUCAAAACAUCACCUUUUGCUUGCUGUAAGUCUGUACUUUUAAAGGGGCUAUUGAGUGCUUUGUGGUAAAAGAGUUCUGGGCUGCCUCAAUCACGUGUGCUAGGGGUGCAAAUAGCAGCCAUUUCAUCCAGAAACUCUGUACAUACAGACUCCUACCACCAUGACCACUUCUAAAACCUGAAUUGAUAGUUGAAGUAACUAUUUAAGCUCCAGUGAGCUUAACCCUUUAAGGACCGGACUGUUUUUGUGAUGUUGUACAUUUGCGACCAGGCCUCUUUUUACACUUUUGUGAUGUUUGUGUUUAGCUGUCAUUUUCUGCUCUCUCAUUUACUGUUCCCAUACAAAUUAUAUAUUGUUUUUUUAGGACAAAAGGGGCUUUCUUUACCUACCAUUAUUUAUAUAAUCUCAUGUAAUUUAAUUUAAAAAAAAUUUUAAAAAAAUAUGAUGAAAAAUUGAAUAAAAAAAUACCAGUUUUUUGACUUUUAAUUGAAAAGUCUUUUACUAAUCUACAAAAGCUAAUGAAAAAAACUGCUAAAUAGAUUCAAAAUGUUGUCCUGAGUUUAAAAAUGCCCAGUGUUUACAUGCUUUUUUGCUUUUUUUUGCAAGUUAUAGGGCUAUAAGUACAAGUAGGAUAUUGGGGUUUCAAAACAUACAUCAAUAGUGACAUUGUAGAUAGCGAGAUCCCAGACAUCAAACCCACACACCUUACCACCAUGGAACACAAAAUGAAAAAGCCCAAACAGGACAGACCUAACCUGGGGAUGAACAUCUGCGAAAGGUGGCGUCAAGCACAUGACGCGAGCGGGCCCAAGAUGGCCGCGCUGUCGGGUGGUUGUUCCGAUUUCUCGGACGACCUGGCUUCGGAGGAGGAAGAGACACUUUCACUCACACCGGCUAAACCCCCGCCGACAAAGCCCACAACCCCCGGACACAUCCCCGGUUACUAUAUCGGCCUUAAAGGGACUCCUUGCGGAACUACAGAUCACCCUGCAAGCCGACAUUGCCACAAUAAGUGGAGGGCUGCAGGGGCUAACAGGCUGAAUCGACACACUAGAAACUACCACUCACCAGGACUCCCAGCGGAUACAAGUGCUGGAGAGAGUGGUGCAGGACAUCCAGCAGCAAAAUCAGGCCAACGAGCGCCGCUUCGCAGCCCAAGAAGACCUACGACGGCGGAACAAUUUGAAACUCAGGGGGGUCCCCGACGCGGUCCCCGAAGCAGAGCUGCCGCACUUAAUGCGGAGAAUGAUGGGAGACCUACUACCACCCUAGCAGGCCAAAGCAACACCCCUGGACGGGCUUUUUCAGAUCCCCAAACCAGCCAAAGCACAACCAAUGGCAUCAAGCGACCUGAAAAUCCAAUUCAGGCACAGAGCAGACAAGAUGGCAAUCCUGAAGGCAAUCAGGGGUAAGCCAAACUACCGCUUUGAAAAUAUGGCAUUGAAAUUUUACAGCGACCAGUACAAUGGCUUGGCGGAGGUCAUUCAAGCCCCUUACAUCACUGCUCCAACAGCGCAACAUAGGAUACCGCUGGCGCCUGCCCCGCAUGCUCCAGGUCACCCACGGAGAGACCACAUACCAACUCCAGGAGCUACGAGACGCAGGCACACUCCUAAGGGACUUGGGACUACCACAGGACCUUUUAUUAAAACCUCAGUCAUGACCCGAUACCAGGCCCACGCAUACCUGGGACGUUACCUCACUGUAGGUGUGUGCGAACAGCUAUAUUUCAUGCUUCCUGCUGUUAACCGCUGACGUACAUCCCAACACUCGCUUAACCAAUUAUUUCAACUUUACAUAAGAGCAUCACCUAGCAUGCAAAUUACUCCCAAGUUACCUCCAUGAGAGUAGUACUUAGCACUGAGUUUAGCUAAAAAUUAUUGAUACACAUAGACAAGCAAUCGGACCACUAACAUAUUGUUUUCUAACCGAGUUUAAUCAGCUGUGUACUACAAAUGGCAACGUCCGAAUAGCUUGUUCAUAACUUAACAUGUUAAAAAUGUGCUGAUAUUUCCAUGUCACUACUGUGUUUAUAUCUCUUACCUCUGUUGUUGUGGCAUGGUCAACCGUUCUGUCAAUCUUUGCACAAAGAAAAAUAAAGAAUAAAAAAAAUUAAAAAAAAGUGACAUUGUAACACUAUUAUCUGUCAUAAAUCUCUGAAUAACACCCCCACAUGUACAUAUUUUUUUUUAAAGUAGACAACCCAGGAUAUUCAAUAUGGGGUAUAUCCAGUCUUUUUUAGUAGCCACAAACAAUGGCCAAAGUUAGCGUUCAUAUAUGUUUGUGUGUGAAAAAAGUAAAAAACGAAAUUGAACGCUAAUUUUGGCCAGUGUUUGACUAAGUGGCUGCUAAAAAAGACCUUGCAAUACCUUGAGUUGUCUUCUUUUGCAAAUGGUAUGCCAUCAUGGGGGAAAUUCUCAUUCCUGAGCUACCAUACGCUCUCAAAGGCAACGUAACCAACCUGGCAAUUUUCAAUGUAAAAAUAUUUGACCCAUAUAUUUGACCCUGUAAUUUAAAAAAGCGCUAUAAAACCUGUACAUGCGGGGUACUGUUAUACUCGGGAGACUUUGCUGAACACAAAUAUUAGUGUUUCAAAACAGAAUGUAUCACAACAAUGAUAUCAUCAGUAAAAGUGUUGUUUGUGUGUUAAAAAUGCAAAAUGUCACUUUCACUGACAAUACCAUCACUGUGAUAUGUUUUACUGUUUUGAAUCACUAAUAUCUGUGUUCAGCAAAGUCUCCCGAGUGAAACAGUACCCCCCAUGUACAGGUUUUAGGGUGUCAUAGAAAGUUACUGGGUAAAAUACAGUGCUAGCAAAAUAAAUUCUCUGGACUUUUGGCCUGGGUUGUCAGGCAGGUCCCUCAAAUUGCAAUCAAUAAAAUUACUUAAUUACUUACUAUUGUGACCAUGUGAUCCCUCUGUUGAGCGAUCACAUGGCCCCAGGAGUCCUAAUCCGCCAUGUGGAGAUCCGCCACACCUAAUCCACCACACCGGGGGAACGACAGUGAUCGGGUAAGUACAUUAGACCGUUGUGAUGAUUCAGGAUCGUCAGCAAUACAAAAAAAGGACCACUAUAGUGCCACGAAAACAAACUUGUUUUCCUGGCACUAUAGGAUCUUUAGGUUCCCCCCUCCCUCAGGGUCCCACUCCCGCUGGGCUCAAGGAGGCUGAAGGGGUUAAACACUUACCUUUCUCCAGCGCCAGGUUCCCUCGGUGCUGGGGAACUCUCCUCCUCCUCCCGACGUCAUUGCUGAAUGCGCAUGUGCGGCAAGAGCCGCACGCACAUUCAGACAGUCCAUAGAAAAGCAUCUCAAUGUCAGUGAGACAGCCACUAGAGGCUGGAUUAACCCUAGUGUAAACAUAGCAGUUUCUCUAUGUUUAAAGCUCCAGGGUUAAAACCUGGGGGACUUGGCACCCAGACCACCUUGAAUUGAAGUGAUCUGGGUGCCUAUAGUGGUCCUUUAACUACCAGGAAAAAAACAGGACUGGUCGUCUAAUUGACAGGGGGUGUAAGAAGGUUAUUUUAUAAAAGUGCAAAUUUAUAUUGUAUAAAUAUUGUAAAGUGGAAAAAAAAUUAGAUCAGACAAAUAUUUUUGUGGGUAGCAAAUCAAAAUGGUUAAUAGUAUGUGCAGAUCAUGUGUUAAUGGCAUUAAGUCAACCACAUAUUUUAUUAUCUGUGUUAAAAAUAUUCUUAACAAUGUAUCAUAUUAGAAAAUGAAUGUAAACAAGUCACAAGCAUUAGCUAUUGGAUUAGACAGAGUAGUUUUAACAGCAUUAUUAAACAAUUUUCAGAUUCACUGGGCAGAUGACAAUGUUAUAUAUUUAUUUAGGACUACAUAUAUAGAAAACAAGCCCAGAAAAAUAUAUCUAAAAAAUAAUGUUAAACUAAAUUACAUUCCUGAACAUAUUUUGUAUUAAGUAACUGAUCCAACUCACCCUUCUCGUAGUUAGAUAGAAUAUCAACUAUAAAGAUGUUAAUAUCUACUCUGUAAUGUCUGUAAGAGUUUGUUCUGUACACUGUCUAUAAAAAUAGCAAAACUAUGUUUAAUAGAACAAUGGUUUGUUUGUUUUUUGGUUUUUUAUUCUUUAUUUUUACGGUGCAGAAUUAGGCAUACAGGCUUGCAUUAACAUUGUGAAAGAUUGACUGUAGUGGCACAGAGAUGUGACAUACAAUAUCAAGAAAAUAUGCACUGUUUGUUGGUAUAUAAAUGACAUGGUAAAUCCGUGUGUGUCUAAUGAUAGACCAAACAAUCUAGUAAAAGCUAAGCUGGGUCUCAACACAAAUAAUAACAUGCAAUGAAAUGCCCACCAGAGUUCUCAGGUAUUAAGUUAGGGUAGGUGACUGGCGGCUACUAAAAAUAUAAAAUGAAAGUAGCAGAGACAACACAAAUCAAGCAAAAGACAAGCUGCACCAACUGACAUUAUGAUUAAAUUAAAAUAAAAACAAAAAAUAAUAAAAACAGAAUAUAGUACGAAUAAACAGGCAGACUUGAUCAGCCAUGCUGGAAUAGAAAUCCACUGGAUACGCUUCACAUUGAGACAAGUCAAGUCUCUGCAUUACAAAUUAGAAAAAUAAUAACAUGAAUUAGGAGAGAUUUCCCAGAACGGCAAGCCUAUACCCCUUGUAGGCCAACGGUCGUGGGACAGUACGGUGCUGGGAUCAGCUCCUACUCCCUUUGCCUUUGCCUCUCGCUGCAGUAAUAGAUAGACUUGAUGCAUUAGAAACAGAGACAGUUCCAGAUGCCAGACCCCUCCCCCCCUCUUCCCCUUCAACCUAGGCCUUAAUAGGAGCCAGUGCCUGGUCUCCUGGAAACCUCUGUCUUGGUAGGAGGAUUGUGACCCCGCACAGGCCUCAGGUGUUGUGGUGUCUCUUGGGUCCAGAUGAUGUGCAGCAAGCUGGAAUGGCCUCUGAUGUCAGCAGAGCGACAGGCGAGGUAGGUAUUCUUGGUCAGCAGGUCACACAAUGCCAAAUCUCCUGGCACAGCUUCUCAAAAAGAGCCUCAAAGUUCUCCCUCCAGUUUUGGCCCGUGGGCUUGUUUGACUUUGAACAUGUACUUGCAUGGCUACCAUCUCGGACUUGCCUCUUGGUAAUUGAGUAAGCAGAUGUUAAGUGCUGCAGAGUCACAACUUCUGCAGUGGGGACCAGGAUAUCCCCCACCAGUCCAAAGAGGGUAGCAGAGGUACCAUGCAAGGGAAAAUAUUGAGCUACCUGAAAUCCAACACUCUGUCAUUAUCAGUACAACACUAGCCAUGCCAGUCCUGUGAUAGUCUCCUAGCUUCACUUUACUACAAACUAAUAGUGGAGCCAGGUAGCUCCCUUUUUCUGUUCCCUGAUGGAAACUUGUAGGGGUGAGAACCCCGCAACACCCAAAAAAAAAGUAGUGUAGGCAGACCCAAAGAAUGAUGAAAUGAUUAUAUAGGAAAUAAAAUAAAUAAAUAAGUUUGUUGUCUUUGUUAUACAUUCCAGAACAGAAAAAAUAUCAAUACGUAAGCUACCCUGGCACCAGACAGAGGAUUGAAUAAGACAGGCAGGGCAUUUGAGAGGCAUCUCAGCCUGCCAGGAAAGAUCUACCUCUAUCAACUCCCUCACCUACUCAGUGAGUGAUCAUUUGUAUUAUAGCAUGGCUCUAGACUCUAAGAGAGCAGGGUCGUCUGUCAGUAGGGCAACGGUUUUAUAGACCGUCAUCCAAAAUGGCACUCUGUUAUUGUGCAGCUUCACCAAAAUUGCAGAAAUUCCCCCUCACUGUGCAUAUAUUGCCAGCAACUAAGCUACCUAAGAGUCCUAUACCAGAAAGAUAAAAUCAGAAGGAGUGUGUGUCUAUUUUGUAUAAGGUACAAAAUAGACACUGGGGCGGGGCCUCAGUGGAGCACAUCUCUUCAAAACUAGUAAGUGCUCAAGCCAAAUAUGAUCUCUGCAGGAUGGAUAUAAUGUAGUCUCUGAUCUGGUAGCAUGCAAAUAUAAACAAAAGAGGGAUCCUUUUAUCCCCUAUCAAAAUCUCUUAGGAUCUGAUCUGUCUAUGAGGAUCAACAAAUAUGUCUUGCCUGUGGAAUAAACACUUUUUGGGAACAGGAUCUGUAUUGAGUGUCUUCCACCCAACUCAAAAGAUUGAUGCGUUGCAAUAGCAGGAGUGGUGAGAGUAGAGGCAAAUAAACAUUUUCUUCUUUGGAAACACCAUAUACACAUUGACAGUCCCAUAAAAGGAUGUCUCCAGACCAUUCGCCCUCCCUUCAGAGGUCAAUCCACAGUACACAGCUAAUCGCAUCCAGAAGAGUGCAUACCUCUAGACUUAUUCACAAUGUGUCAUUAUGUUGGAUACUCUAUUCCUUAAUCCUUGUUAGUUGUGUCGAUCAAUAAUAUUUUCCCAAAUACAAAAGUGAUAAGCAUUCACUGCUCUUGGAGAGCGACAUCUGAGAGAAAGACAGGCAAGGUGACUUACUGCACCAAACAAAGGAAUGGAUUGUGCAUAUCAGAGUGCCACAGAAGAGAGUCUUCAGUUUUAUUCAGACGGUUGGCCAGCUUCCCCCUACUAGUUAAUAGCUUUCUAUAAGUCUGUUUGUUGCCAGUAGCCCGGUGUGCCACUUCUAGUUUGGCUAUCACAUAAUAUAGAUCAGGGGUAGGCAACCUACAGCACAAGUGCCAUGCACGGCACUCGAGGUGUCUUUCCACGCCACUCAAGGCUGCUAGAGCCAAACAGGGUCUGGCCUAUCAGGAGUCUCAGUUAAACUUCAGAUAUCUGCUAAUACAAAGAGGUAGUGAAGGACAAUCCUCAAUUUAUGCAUUGCAGCACUUAGAGGAAGUGAUCUCAGAUCACUUCCUCCCAGCACUUGUGAAUGGGAAUCCACACUGUAGUAGAGCAGCCCACAGCUGAUGUUGCAGCUCUUGUCCUUUUAUAGAUGUUUAUAUAUUAUAGUAUAGAUGUUUGUUUAAUUUGUGUGGAGCAUUCCUGCUGUCUCUGAGCACCCUCCACGAUAUAAUGUUCAUGUACUACCGUUGUUGCAUUCUCAAGGAAAUAAUACUACAGAACUUUCUGUGUCUGUGUUACAUGAAUGGAAUCAAUCAGUAGCUUUCAUUUAGCCUUCAGUAAAUUCUCAUAACUCUGUGCAGUACUGACAACAUCAUCUGUAAUGGACAGUGGUCCGACUAUGUCAUUUGUCAAAUUGUCAUGGAGUUACAUAGUUACAUAGCUGAAAAGAGCUUUGCGUCCAUCAAGUUCAGCCUUCCUCACGUAUGUUUUUGCUGUUGAUCCAAAAGAAGGCAAAAAACCUAGUCUGAAGAGCUUCCAAUUUUGCCACAAACUAGGAAAAAAUUCCUUCUUGACCCCGAAUUAGCUGUCAGAUGUCUCCUUGGAUCAAGCAGCUAUUACCCCACUAAUUAGAAAUUAUAUCCCUGUAUUAUACGAGGAAAACAAAAAGAAUUAACCUAGGGCCAAAAUUUAGAUAUCACAAGUAGAGGGCACAAAAAAAGGGGGGUAACCCCUAAAUGGUGAAUAUCAUAGAGAAUAAAAAAAAAAAGAAAAAAAGGGGCUCUGGACACUUACUGACACAUUAUUAGUGUCGGCACCUAACUCUCUGCUUAUCUAUUGCUAAAUUCAAGUUCAUUCAUGUCCAGCAUCUCAGGAGUGCAUAUUGGAGACUCUUAACACUAAUUUUGUGUACUCUGUACAUACUUUAUUUCUUUUUCUUUUUCCUUUAUUAUGUUUAUGGGGGGAGAUUGAUAAGACCAGGCAUUUUACUAAGGGGUGCCCUCGAAGGCACAAGACUCAGGAAUCUUUAUUCUAUAUGCCUUUAUUCUAUAUGCCUUCCUCUGUCACUGUCUGUAUAUUUUCUACCACCUAGGCAACCUGUUCAAAAAACUGUUUGUAAACCCUCUUUUUAUACUUUGACCUAUUAUUUAGAUGCAGCCAGCACUUAGGCAACUUGCGUGACUUUUAACCGGUAUAUUUUCUACUAUCUAGGCAACCUGUUUAAAAACUGUUUGUAACCUUUUCUUUAUACUUUGACCUAUUAUUUAGAUGCAGCUAGCAUUUAGGCAACUUGUGUGAUUUUUAACCGGUUAACUGCUGCCUGUCAGCAGUCCUUCACAGGUGAGCUACUACUUGGUGCUCCAUUGUGGUCAAGCAUAAGUUAACAUCAUUCAGUGCAGGCAGCUGUUGUUACACUAGAAUAUACUGCUAGGUAUCUUGCAUAAAAAACGGAGCCAGGUCAGCAACCCCUUAUUUUAUACUUUACUGCUUGACAGCAACCUUUAAUUUAUUAUCAAAGUGCUGCUAUGAUCUAGGCAGCUUUUGUGAUAUUUAACUGGCUAAUCGCCGUCUGUCAGAAAUCUGUCUUAGCUGAACCAUUAUCUUUGAUCUUUCCAAGGUUAAGCACCAUAGAACAUUAUCAAUUAUUGUAUGUGGAGUUAACCCAUGUCGUUAGUUGUACUAUCAUGUAGGGAUUUACUUAUCCAUAUCUUUUAACUAUUGACAGCACUGAUUUAGCAGUUGUCUUAUCUCCUCCCCUCUUGUUACAGCUAUUAGUGAUAUAGAAUAUAGUAUCACUUCUAUUAUUUGGGAAUACACUGUUAUAUUGUAGCUAAACAGUAUUGCUUCAGCAUUAAUGUUAUUAUGUAUACACUUUUACAGCUUGUAUAAGUAGUCACAGAGUUUUACUCGCUGUAUAGUCUCCAUUUACUCCUGCUGUUCAUAUUAUAUAUUUUUUUUCUUUUUUAUAUUUUUCUUUUAGAUUUAUUUAUUAAAAGUUACUUUUUAACCUACAAUCUUCUCAGUAAAUCAUACACAGGUAGAAUGGCACUUUUUUCUUUUUUUCUUUAUUCUCUAUUAUAUCCCUGUAUGUUAUGUUUUUGCAAGUAUUUAUCCAAUUGCAGUUUAAACAUCUGUAAUGACUCUGACAAAACCACCUCUUCAGGCAGAGAAUUCCAUAUCCUUAUUGCUCUUACUGUAAAAAAAACCUUUUCUUUGCCUUAGAUUAAAUCUCCUUUCUUCCAGCCUAAGUGUGACCCUGUGUCCCAUGUAUAGCCUGUUUAUGAAUAGAUUUCCAGAUAAAGGUUUGGUUCUCCAUGAAGAAGUACCGUAAUCAAUAUGUGAGUAACAUCCAUGGACCAACAAAUAGUAGGUAAAAUCUCUCACAAUGGCAGAUAGUAUGUGUGGAGUGGUCAUUGAAAAGUGGACUCCAGAUGGGAGGAGGACUUAGUGCUUGAAUCAGCUUUUGGUUCUAGUACUACAUUUCCCCAUCUACACUUAGGAUUUCUUUUCGGAAUUUGUAUGUAUCAAAAAUCUACACUGUUUGGUGUUGGGCCCAUAGAGGUUUGCGAAUGUUUAGUGCUGGGGAAAUAUAGUCCUCUUAAUGAGGAGGAGUCUCCCUUUUCCAUCCACCUUAGUCUCUUUCUCAUGGAAUAGGAUUGCUCUGAAGAACAUGAUCACCACUCCUUUUGAUUUAACCUGAAUGUUAAUGAUAAAACAAACAAAAAAAACAAAAAAAAAACGUAAUGCUUGGCAGAGCACUCCCAAAAGUGCGUUUCUUGACAAAAUGCUAUUUCGACACAAGGCUUAAAAUCUUGCAGCACCAGUGCUCUUCGAAAAUUAACAAACUGAAACUAAAUGAAGCUAAAUAUUUUUAUUUGAAAAAUUUUCACCCAUGUACAUCUUUAGUAUAUGUUUGUCUUGUUAAGAGCAGAAAGGGGCUGCCUGCCAAAAUAGAAAACAUAGGUGACACCAAGGAUCAGUCCAUAAGCCAGACAUGCACAGCAGUGUUUUACUCAGUGGAGUUGAGGGAUUCUGUGAAAGAUUCCCGGCAGGCCCCUCGUAAGUUAUUCAAUUGUUCUUUAACGGUUUUGCUACUUGCUCAUAAAGAAGGGCAACAGGGCACUCCUGGCAUUAUAAUCUCUACAGAGGGCUGUAGUGGUUAUUCUGCCUAUUCCUUUAAAUAAUCUACUAGUACCCGUCCUAAGAUUACUAUAUAUAGGGUGAGGUAGAGGCAAAAAAUGCCUACAAAAUUCAAAAUAUAAACAAAGAAAAAAUUAGACCUGUGCUACAGAUGCUCCACACCAGGGGCGGACUGAGAACCCUCAGGGCCCCCGGGCAAAAUAAAUCAAGGGCCCCCUUACAGGCCCCUCCCAUACUCCGCAGCAAGCGCCACCCUUUUCCCGCCUUCAUGCACCGCCUCCAGCCACACCCUACACAAUCUUUAGACACAAGGAACAAAAGUGCAAUAAUCCCUUCGAGGCCCCAGUAGAGACUACAAUUGAGGGCUAAUGGGCCAUGGAGGGGGGUCUUUCUAGCAGAGGCUAUCUCAGUGUCCUUUAGAGAGUGUGUUAGAAAGAAGGCCUGUGGGCUGGCUACUGGCCUGGCUGGCUAACUGGUGGCUUGUGGGCUGGCUGGCUGGCUACUGGGGCACUUGUAGAUUACUUAAAGAAAUAAUCCUUGCACAAUAACCACUACUGCUCUGUGUAGUGGUUAUGGUGCCAGAAGGGCCGGGCCCCCCUCCCAUAGUAAGUAGUCAAACCGUUUAAGAACAGUUUGACAACUUACCUGGGGUCUGCUGGGAUAUGGGGCUGUAGUAGGGUAUAGGAGCAGUGGUGCAAUGUGUGAGGGGUGCAGUGUGUGUGUUGGGGUGUAGUGUGUUAAUGUGUAGGGUGUGUGGGGCAAUGUGUGUAUGAGGGGGCUGUGUAUGUGUGUGGCAAUGUUAGUAUGGGGGCUGUGUAUGGAGCUCUGUGUGUAUAUGGGUGGGCAGUGUAUGUGUGUGUGUGUGUGUGAGGCAAUGUGUGUAAAUGUGUAUGGUGUAUGGGGGGCAGUGUGUGAAUGUGUAUGGUGUGUGGGGGCAGUGUGUUUAUGGGGCUAGAGUUCACUCUCACCACUGCGACCACCAGGAAUCCCUGGUGGUCACAGUGUUGAUAGUGAACUCUAGCCCGUAGCUCCAGGGCUAGAGUUAACUCUCGCAAGAGCGGUAACGUUGCCAUGGUAACCGCGGCAACGCUCUGUGCUCGCGCAAGAAGGACCCAGAGGAGCUGCAGGCUGAGCUCCCGGGUCCUCUCUUCCUCCCUCCCCUGCUGGCUGCCCGCAUGGUGCCUUCGGACAGGGGAGGGGGCGCAACUGCCCUGUUGCCCCCCUGGAUCCACCAGUGAUAUAUACAGCCCUUCUGUGUGCCUUUUUGUCUCCCCCCAUCCCUCUGCAUGUUUCUUUCUCCCCCUCACUGCUCCUGUGUCUAUGUCUCCCCUCUCCUUCCCAGUCUCUUACCCCUCUGCCUCUUUCUCCCCCUCCCCUUGUGUGUCUCUCUCCUUUCUCCCUGUCUCUCUCUUCCACUGUUUCUUUCUCCCCCCUUUCCCUGUGUCUCUCUCUCCCCCACAUCUCUCUUCCUCUUUGUCUCAUACUCCCCCAUCUCUUUCUCCCCCUGUGUCUCAUUCUUAUCUCCCUUUCUUCCCCCUCCCCCAACUCUCUAUUCCACCUCUUUCUCCUCUUUCUCCCCCUCCCAUCUUUCUAUUCUCCUCUUUCUCCCCUGUGUCUCAUUCUUCCCUCUUUUCUCCCCCUCCCAUCUCUAUUCCCCUCUUUCUCCCCUGUGUCUCAUUCUUCCCUCUCUUCUUCCCUCUCUCUCUUUCUCCCCCUGUGUCUCAUUCUUCCCUUUCUUUCUCCCCCCUCCCCAUCUCGCUAUUCCCGCUCUUUCUCCCCCUGUGUCUCAAGUCAGAUGGGGCUUGACGCGUUUCAUGCUGGAGCCACCGGGCCGGGUGGCAGCCUCGCCGGUCCGGCAGCACUCCUCGCACUAACGCUGAGGGCUGAAGGAAGGAGGAGCAUGUUUCUCUCAUGCUCCUUUGCGGUUCCCACAUCCUGUGCUGGGAAUUGUGGGAACCGCAGGGAGCAUGAUAGAGAGACAUGCUCCUCCCUCCUUCAGCCCUCAGCGUUAGUGAGAGGAGUGCCGUCGGACCGGCAAGGCUGCCACCCGGCCCGGCGAGGCUGCCUCCCUGCCUGGCGGCUCCAGCGUGAAACGCGGUCGGCCCCCUCAGAGUGUGCCACCGGACCGGCCACCCGGUGGCACCUUCUUCUGCAGUACCCAGAUGCCGCCCUCAAUCCAGCCCUGCCCCCUCCUGGCCGUGCCCUUGGACCAUGUCCGAAGUGCCCGACCGGUCAGUCCGCCCCUGCUCCACACUGAAGUCCCAACAGUGUAUAUACAACCAAAAAACAAACAAUAGUCCUGCGCAUCCAGUAUAGGUGUGCACAAAGUUAAUGCAGCAAACGUUUUCUCGAUGCAGUCCUUUCUCAAUGCUAAUGUCCUCCUAAGAUUACGUUUUGGAUCUGCUACUUGUCUAUAUGUGAAUGCAUGUCUGUGUAUGUGUUCAAGUUAAUUUCCUAUAACAAGAUCUUCUAUAUUUGCUUGUUCUUACUCCAUGUGCAGUCAGUGAAUGAGGUAAUGCAAUUACAUGGGAUUUAUCAUAAAGCAAAGUUGUCCUACCAGGGAUAGACAACAUUCUGCACUCCAAAUGUUGUUCACUACAUCUCCCACAAUGCUCUUACAGCAAUAAUGCUGGCAAAGCAUCAUGGAACGUAGAGUCCAAAACUCUGGAGUGCUGAAGGAUGCCUAUUCUUGUGACGGAAUCUAACAAUUUUUUGUUUUUUUUUAUAUAACCUUUAAACACAAUCACAUUUUGGACUUCAAGCACCCUGGCAUGAUUUCAGUGUCAUGAGCUACACUUGUUUUUGCCAACAUCACACCAUGACAAAUGUACCUUAUUAAGCUGCCCAGUACAUUGUUUGAAAUCACUGAGGAUGAAAUGUACGUUGUCAAGUGGUUCUCUACAAUAUUUGAAAUCACUGAGGAUAAAAAGUACUUGCAAACAACUCCUUUUUCUGAAUCUGCUCCCUGCCAAGCCUCACACAGAAGAUUCUUAUAAGAUUACUUUUAUAUAAAAUAGAAGAAAGUAACCCCAAAUGGUUUCUAAUAAACUAUAACAGGUGUAUGUAAAGUAUGUGUGCAGCAGUGUGUGUUCUUUUUAGAGUGUGGGUUGUAAUGUAGUAGUGUGUAGGGUGUAGCAUGUGUGUGUUUGUGUGUGUGUAACAUGUGUAGUCAUUUGUGUAGCUGUGUGUGUAUUUGUAUAAGAGAGUGGGUAGUAUAUGUAUGUGUACAAGUGUAUGUAGUAAUGUGCGGGUAGUAAUGAGGUUGCCAUCCCGCCCCAAUGUCAGUGUGGCCAGGGUUGCAUUUGCAUGUCAGGUGCCUAUAGGCACAAAAGUGUAAGGUGCACCCUGCUCCUUAACCCAAAAAAAGUCAGAUAAAGCUAGUAUAAUUAAUUUAUUAACUAGACAUACUUCCAAAAUGAUAACAUACAGGUACAUAAUUUCUAAUUAGUGGGGUAAUAGCUGCUUGAUCCAAGGAGAUAUCUGACUCCCAUUUUGGGGUCAAGAAGGAAUUUUCUCCUGGUUUGUUGCAAAAUUGGAAGCGCUGCAAACUUUUUUUUUUUUACUUCUUUUGGAUCAACAGCAAAAACAUAUGUGAGGAAGGCUGAACUUGGACACAAGUCACUGUUAAGCAAUGUAACAUUACAAGCCUAAAAACAUAAAAAAAAAAAAAAAAUUCAAGCUAUUUCAAUUGCUUUUGUUUGAUUUGCUUAUUGCAAACAGCUCAAAGUCUGAACAUUUUGACAAUAAACCUGAUUUCCAAUGUGGGUUGAAUAAUUUUGAUUAUAUGUAUGUGUAUGUGUAUAUAUAUAUAUAUAUAUACAUAUAUAUAUAUAUAUAUAAUUAUAUUUGUUAUAUUUGAUUAUAGCUAUAUGUAUAUAAAAUCCAAACAGUCCUGCACUCCUACUUACAACUGCUUUAAUCCGGUGCUUGAUAGCACAAAAUAGCAUAUAAUCGAAAAGGAAGGAAUCAGCACUCCAGGGGUUUCCAAAAUCCAUCAUAACUUUAACUUUCAUCAGGACAAACCAGAGUGACCAGGGCCGGCCUUAGGCCUUUGGGCGCCCUGUGCGAAAAAUCUUCACAGAGCCCACACCACUUCCUGUCCCCCCCUUCCCACACAUAUGCAGACAGCCACACGCACACACAGACAUAGAAACAUAGAAUGCGACGGCAGAUAAGAACCAUUCGGCCCAUCUAGUCUGCCCAGACAGUCACACACACACAGACAGACAGCCACACACAAACACACAGACAGCCACACAACCACACACAAACACAGAGGCAGACAGCCACACACAAACACACAUGCAGACAGCCACACACACAGGCAGACAUAGAAACAUAGAAUGUGACGGCAGAUAAGAACCAUUCGGCCCAUCUAGUCUGCCAAGACAGUCACACACACAGACACAGUCACACAUAGACAGUCACACACACAGGCAGACAAUCACACAUAGUUACCUCUGUUCCUUGUGGAGGCAGACAGGCAGCGCAGCUCCUGGAUUCUGAUGUUGGGGGAAGCAGGGACUCCUUCCUGCUUCCCCUGCACUUUUAGCCCCACCCCCACCGCAAUUUUUUUUUUAUCCUGGCCAGCCAUAUGUGAGCUUAGUCGGCCGCACGGCGCCCCCUGCUCCAUAGCGCCGUGUGCGGCCGCACAGCUCGCCUAAACCUAAGGCCGGCCCUGACAGUGACCACCCACCAUCUCCAUAUAGGACCCCCAAUUAGUCACCACUUUCCUGUGUGUGGGGCUGGCGUCCCUCCGUACCGGGGAAGUGUGUCUCAUCUGUCUCCAUCAAUCAGCUGAUUAACAGUUACGCGUGUCUAUGCACCUGCUCCCGACUACCUGUCUAACGUUACCUUGGUUACCAGAACACGAGCAGCUGAUACCACACGUAAAUGGGGCAAAGAUCUAUAUUUCACCCUGUAACGUUCCAAAAUCCCAUAAAACCUGUAAUUGGGUGGGAAUGUUGUACUCCUGAGACAUUGCUGAAUACAAAUAUGUGUAUUUUAUUAUAAUAAAAGCUAACAGGAUUAUGACAAUCACAGUUAAAAUGCCAUGCAGAACUUUGAAAAUAAAAUUUCUUAAGUUCUGACAUUUUCUAGAUUUUAUUCAUAUUCAGUUUUGUUUCAUUUAUAAAUGUUUGAUGUGAAAUAAAAUCUUAUAUCUCCUGAACAAAAUUAUAUAUAUAUAAUAAGUGUGGGUGCACUUAAUAUGAAAGAGGUAAAUUAUGGUUAAACAAACAUAGCUAAAAUUCUAGGUAUUUUUAGUUUUGUUUUUUUUCAGAAGUAGUACAAUUGCCUUCUUCCUUAAGGGGUUAAGAAGGUUUAUUGAAUUUUAAAAAAUACCAACCGGGGGGUGGAGCCAGCAGCCGCACGGGACAGAUGCAGAAGAGUAGAGCUCCGUGCAAAGCCCGCAGUAAAUGGGUAAUAGGGACAGUUUUGCCUGGUCACACACACCAAUUCCCCUACACACCAACCUUGCUGAAGCUGAUGGGGAAACACUGGGCAGAUCCGAGCCCUGUGUCCCGCGAUAUCGGAACGUUCCUGCGGCAAUCUGCUAGGCCUCCGUGUCGGAGUCCUUGGAUGGGGAGAGCCUCCCUGAACAGCUUUCAGAGUUCGAGAGAGCACCCAAAGCGGCCCAAGGGUCCCAGGGGACUUGAGAUACAGCCCCUUCCACCACAGCCGACAUAAUAGCCCUACUCCAAGAAAUAAGGGCAAUGUUUCAAGCUGAUGUGGCAGUGGUCAGGGAGGAGGUGGCCACACUUGCCACCAGGAUUGCUAGCACAGAAGCUGAUAUGGGGAAUGUGAAGAUGCACACGGUCCAGAAGAGCAACGCGGCUAUACUAAAUCGUUUGGCUAUCCUGGAGGACAAGACAAGGGCACGAAAUGUGAGACUCAGGGGAAGAACUGCCUCAUUAUCUCAGGUGGCUCCUGACAACACUUCUAUCACCAAAACAGCUGAAACAAGUAGCAAUAGACUAUUAUUUUCGCCUGCCUAAAGCUCCUCCAGAGGCGCCCAAAGAUGCGCUGAUAAAAUUUGUCCGGGACUCUGACAGGGGGAUCAUUAUGGGAGCAACCAGGAAGACACCUGCUGUUGAUUUCGAGGGCCACCAUCCUUUGGAGACAAUCACUUCGCUCAAUCACCCAGGUACUCCGAGACCACAAGGUACCCUACAAAUGGGGGAUGCACAGGCUCCUGGUGGAGAAGGGCAGCAAGACCCACUCCCUCACUCACCUCUCAGAGGCUUCUGCUUUACUCGGCGAGCUCGGAAUGCCAAACGGAACCCUGUCAGCAACACCCCGACCGAGAUGGUUGGUUGACCGGAUAACUCCAUUUGGACCAAGAGCAACGGUGUCACCACCUUGCAACGCACCGACCUGAAUAGUCUCCUUGAAAUGGACUAACCCAAACUGCACUCAUCCUUUUUCCUCUAAUGCAAGAGUUUAAUGACUUGGGCUACUCCCAACGGUUUAUAUUUCAGUUACAAUUACCUCUCCAUUUAAUUAAUGAUGUUUCAUUUGUUUAACUUGAUUAUCUAAUUUUCUGGUUCCACAAGCUGACAUAGAAUCGGACAGCUACAACAACCUUCCUCCCACAACCAGCUGACAGACAGGUGCCUCCCCAUAUGUGUAAAAACUUGGCUAGCUACGUAACAACCAUUACUAACAACACAGCCAACCUCACUAGACACAGCUGACCGCCAUAGUGGCGAAUAAACCUGAUGACAUCCUUACCACUUAGUAUCGAGUGUGACAGUCCCUGUUUCCAAAGGCCAAAUGGAGACCCUUCAGCUCACAUACACUCACGAUACGCUAGCUGACGGACUCAGUAUUAUGCUCUAGCAGUGUUUAGUUUGUUAAAAAAAAUACAAAACAGUGCUGUAUACCAUUGCCAUGCUCCUUUUCUCUUUUUGUGAAAUACCUCUUGAGACCACAGACAUGACGGUCACUAUGUACAACUAAUGAAGUACAACCAAAAUAAAGAAUUAAAAAAAAAAAAAAAAAACAACCUAUGUUGAAUGUUUGAACUCCUACUUAAAAGAGACUUUUAAUUAAGUCCAAGUGUGUAUAAUAACUGUUUUGCAAUCACUGUAAUUAAUUUAGUUAAUUGUGAUAUAUAGAUCUAUAUCUCUCUAUAUAUCUAUAUAUAUAUCUAUCUCUAUAUAUCUAUAUAGUAUUAUUGCAAAAUAAAGACCUGUUUUAGGUCUAAACUGUAUUUGUUACACUGAUCUUCAUUAAAUCCUCCAUUCACUAUCCUUGAGUGCCUAUAUUAAGUGGGAUUAUGGACAGUACUGUCUCAAAGGGCAACCCAAGACCAACCACUACAUCUAUAUACGUUUUUUUGAAGAUGAAAAACUUGAAAAGUGAUUAUUUGCUUUGGGAACUGUGAACUGCUUUUCAUUAUCCUUGCUCUGCAGGAAUGUAGACAUCUGUUAAAAGAAUCAAUGAUGCCUUUCACAAUAAUUUUAGACAAAAACAAUUUGUCCUACAUACGUUAUAUAAAACUUUGGCAUUUAGACAAGCUAGGCGGUCUCUAUUUCUUUCUAGGUACAUUUAUGUUAUCACUUAUCUUCUUGGUUCCUGGAAUAUAGAGCCAGAUGCAAGUCUAAACCAAGAUUCCAAAACACAUAAAUAACUACCAUCAUACUGUGAUAUCCUCUAUACUUCUUGAAUGCAUUUAAGCCAGUCAAGCACAAACUCGUGCAAAAAACACCCAGGAAAUUUUUUUUUAUUCUUUCUACUGAUAUUAAUAAACAUUUCGGGUUAUUAAUUACCAUAACACAGCUAGAUAUCUUAUAGACUGUAACUGCCCUCUCUAACAAGUUUUGGUGACCAUCUCUUCACAAAGAAGUUAAACAAUACUUUCACACCUCCAAUACAUGUGUGCAAACAGAAAUGUCAACAAUUCACCUGUAGCCCUUUCUUUACAAACCAUGGACAUGUUUUAAUGGAUUUUAUGUUAGUGUUGCCAUCAUUUAUAGCGAAUACUGGAAAUUGUUAUGAUCAUAGAUAGAAAACGAUCAUAUCGGAAACCAUUCUUUUGCAUACUUUAUCUUUUUUGAAUUAAGAAUUUUUUUGUGAGUGAAAUAUUCAUUGGUUGCAUUGGAAUUUUCAUAUUAUGAUGGAUCUGAUGAACUGGCUAAUCAAGCUUUGGAGCAAAAUGUAUGCUAUUUUGUCCAGUAGUGCAAUAUGUUUUUCUUGGUUGAAUUUGUCCAAAUCUAUGGUAAUUAAACUUUUGGGCCAAGUCGGUUCUGUAUUUAUUUAUUUUUGUCGAUGAAAAUAUUUAUUGAGGCAUAAAGCUUAGAUACAUAACAGUACAGUAGUAAUAAAAAUAUAUGCAGACAUGCAAUGAGGAGGUAAGAUUCACAAUAUGAGUCGGGAGCAAAGCUAUGUUAACACAAAGAAUUUGACGCAUCUAGAAAUACUAGGAAACAAAAACAAAUAGCAUGUAGCUUUCGAUGUGUAAUAACGGUUUCUAAGGCCAUCCUAUAAAAUUGGCCUUUCAUAUAUAGACCAUAGAAUAUGAUUGGAGAAAGCAGGAAGAGAAAAUCAGCGCUAAAUUGCCACAAAAGAAUAUAAUAAAAAGGCUGCACUCCUCAAAGGGGAAAACAGACAAUAAAAUAAGGGUGCGCCUAAAAUAUAUAAUAAAACAUAAAAUAUAUUAAAAUAUUAAAAUAAUAAUAUUGUUAAAAUAUUAAAAUAAAAUAAGUGAUUAGCAAUAGUCCAAAAAAUUUAUCAAAAUCUGUAAUGGUAGGUCCCACGUGUGGAAAGGGAAUUCUUAGGAUGUAAAAUGGGAUCAAGUCUUCACGGUUAUAUGCUUGAAAUUCAGUGGAGCAUAUGUAGAGAAAGGAAAGAUAAAAACAGGACUCCAAUGGCACAGUAUAUAGAUAUAUAAAAUAAUAAAAUUGGUCUUACUCACACUUUUCAGAGCUAAAAUCCAGCUCUGAUAUUGCGCACGUGAAGUGGAAUAAUCCCCACUCAAGGAUAUGCGGAGUAAAAUUUGAUUGGCGAAUAUCUGGCACAAGUUCGGCGUCCAAAUUGGUGUUGUUAGACCCAGAAGAAGAGGAUAAAAUAUAUAGUGCUUUCUGUAUUAUAAUUAAAAGUAUAAAAGAGUAUAAAAUAUACUACUCACAUUAUUUAGAGCAGGCUUGUACUGCUCAGUGUAAGCGCUUGGGUGGUAUAAUCCCCACCUGUGGAUUCUUUGAGCUUCUUAUAGAAUAUACAAUAUAUGUAUAGUCAGGUGAAAAGAAAGAAAAUGGCAAUAAAGUAUUUUAUGCCAAAAUAAUUUCUUUAUUAUAAAGUAGUAAAAUCAAUAUCUAAACGCAUUUCGCCUCAAGGGCUUCUUCAAGUAGAUAAUAAUAAAAAGGGGGGCAUACCUGACAUACAAGAGUUUAUAUAGGGUAUAAUAGAAUUUUGAAAUUCCUGCCAAAAUGACGUCAUCAAAACCAUCUUAAUUUAGUACAAUUAAAAACAGUGAUUUUCACGUAGAUUUAUAUAAAUACAAUUAACAUGAGGUAGAUACAAUGGUUAAAAAUGUAAAACGAAGGUUGUAAAUGUAUAAAAUAUCUUUUAAAAGAGUGAUCACGUGACGCGCGAUUAGAAACACUUCCGCGUCACGUGAUGCUCGGUGGAACGCAUGCGUUCCGUUUGUGGGCUGUCCCAACAGACCGGGGAACAGAAGAAGCAGAGAUAAGGCUGUCUGCCUGCAAGAGCAGGCAGACAGCCACAGCAGCAGCAUUUGAGACUUGCUGUCUGCCUGCACAAGCAGGCAGACAGCUGUCCCAACCCUGCACAAGUUCAAACACUGUGAGAGAUACUUAGAAUCUGUCUUAACAUUGCACCCAUCAUAACAGUGUGAGAGAUACAUAAAAAGGGGGAAACUAAGACAAAUAACAUAAAAAACAGCUAGUUUUGUAAACUUAUGGUAAAUAGAAUAAUAUAACCAUUAAAUGCUGAAGAUAAUAAUAUAAGAUGCAUCUAAAAAAUAAUAUUGUAUAUAUACAAGCACUUUACAAUAUAUUAAAAUAGCAAUAAAAAGUAAUAAAAAUAUAAAGAUAAAUAAUGUGAGUAGUAUAUUUUAUACUCUUUUAUACUUUUAAUUAUAAUACAGAGAGCACUAUAUAUUUUAUCCUCUUCUUCUGGGUCUAACAAAACCAAUUUGGACGCCGAACUUGUGCCAGAUAUUCGCCAAUCAAAUUUUACUCCGCAUAUCCUUGAGUGGAGAUUAUUCCACUUCACGUGCGCAAUAUCAGAGCUGGAUUUUAGCUCUGGAAAGUGUGAGUAAGACCAAGUGUAUUAUUUUAUAUUUUAUUCAUCUCUAUACUGUGCCAUUGGAGUCCUGUUUUUAUCUUUCUCCUUUCUCUACAUAUGCUCCACUGAAUUUCAAGAAUAUAACCGUGAAGACUUGAUCCCAUUUUACAUCCCAAGAAUUCCCUUUCCACACGUGGGACCUACCAUUACGGAUUUUGAUAAGUUUUUUGGACUAUUGCUAAUCACUUAUUUUAUUUUAAUAUUUAAAAAAUAUUAUUAUUUUAAUAUUUUAAUAUAUUUUAUAAGUUUUAUUAUAUAUUUUAGGCGCACCCUUAUUUUAUUGUCUGUUUUGUGUUCCUUCUUACCACUAAGGGAUUAGACGGGAUUCCCCUUUGAGGAGUGCAGCCUUUUUAUUAUCUUCUUUUGUGGCAAUUUAGCGCUGAUUUUCUCUUCCUGCUUUCUCCAGUUUUCUCUUUAAAACCCCUAUAAAUUAGCUGCUAUACUCUAAGACCACAUUUUUCUUAAAAAUAAUGUCUAUCUUUGAUUUUAGAAAUAAUUUCAUUAUAGAUAUUAAUCAUGCUUUUAACACAGAAGAAAACCUCCCUACAUACACAAGAAUUGAUAAUUAUAAUCAAAAAGAGCUCUUUGUUAAACUAGAAAAAGCACUCACAAUGGAAAUUAAAUUAAAAUGGGAAUUAGCCACCUUAAAGAAAUAUCUAGAAGAAAGAAUAACCCCUAGAGGGUUAAGACUUUUUAAAGAACCUACAUCAGAUAGAGAUGACGAAGAAUUUAUGAGAGACUGGUAUAAUAAGUUAGAAGUAUGCACUUUUGGUCUUAUGGAUACAUUAAUCAUUAAAAAAACUAAAAAACUCUCAACGCUUGAAAUGGAGAUAAAUGAUCUAAAAGAAAAGAUGUCGAUAUUUACAGAGACACAAGUUUUUAAACAAAAUUCUAUUCUUAUCCAGAACAAAAUAGAAAAAGUGGAAAUGGAUACUAAACAUAUUAAGGUAAAAAAAUAUAUCCGUGACAAACAAGAUUAUUCUAACAAUCAGGUCCGUUCUUACCAUAAAAUAAAUAUUUCAGACAAUACCACUUAUCCAUCCUCUAACACCUAUCAAAACGAUCACAUACCCAAAACACACCAUAACCAUCUACUUAGAAGAGAACCACAAUAUCAACCUCAUCCUCCUGUGAGGAAACAAUCCUUCACUUCAUCACGAAAUUAUCACUCCAACCGGUCCCACACUACCCAUAAAUAUCAACACUAUCAAACUCAACCUAGGCACUUACAUUUAUCCCAUCAAUAUCACAAUUCACUCCCAUCGAUACAGAAACCCACCAAUCACACCAGCAACACCAAUCAUUCUCCUGGUAUGUACCAAAAUGAGAAAGGUAUAACACCCAAAAUCCAAAGAUCAAGAUAUGCACAAAGACACUUUGAAGGUAAAUGAUCUCCUCCGAACUAUGUCCACAAUAAUAGAUAUCAACUGUUAUCUGUAGAUUCCGAAACAGAUAAUAAUGAUUAUUUUUUUAGAGCUUGGACACAAAACAACGCACAUGCAUUAACGCCACACCCUAUAAAAACCAGAAAGCGAAGUCUGAAUUUAGAGGAAGGAGAAGUGGUAGAAGAAUCCAAAGGAGAAAGGUUAGAAAGACAAUAAAUCAGACAAAUGAUAAAGAUCUUGGUAUUUUUAACUUAUCCCAAAAGGCAUUAACAUCUACCCAAAUAUCAGUCCUAACUAAAGGUCUCAAAUUUGCUCCUACAAAUCCUUUUAAAGCUUUUAUAGAUAUUAACAAAUUUGUCAGAAAAGCCACUCUUAAAAGAGUUUUUGCUUGUAAGAAUGCAGAAAUUUCUACCUCACAACCCCUAGCUACCUCACCAUCAGAAUCACCUAGAAUCAUCUCUACCCCGUUAAAGAAAAAUUCGACUUUCUUUCCUUGUAGCUUCAAAUCAGGCCCCUUAGAAGUCUUUGAAAAACUAGUUACAAAAGAUCUAGAAAAAAAUUCAUUAAAAAAAAUCUGAUCAAGACAAUCUUACACAUCUAGAGCGGAAAGCAUUGCAACAAUUACAAAAAGACGGCAAUAUUAUCAUAAAACCUGCAGACAAGGGGGGGAGGUAUACAGGGAAAUAUUAGGCAAAUGAGUAUUUUGACCACAUCAUCCUCUUUAUGCAUGUUGUCUUACUCCAAGCUGUAUAGGCUCGAAAGCCUACUACCAAUUAAGCAUAUUAGGUGAUGUGCAUCUCUGUAAUGAGAAAGGGUGUGGUCUAAUGACAUCAACACCCUAUAUCAGGUGUGCAUAAUUAUUAGGCAACUUCCUUUCCUUUGGCAAAAUGGGUCAAAAGAAGGACUUGACAGGCUCAGAAAAGUCAAAAAUAGUGAGAUAUCUUGCAGAGGGAUGCAGCACUCUUAAAAUUGCAAAGCUUCUGAAGCGUGAUCAUCGAACAAUCAAGCGUUUCAUUCAAAAUAGUCAACAGGGUCGCAAGAAGCGUGUGGAAAAACCAAGGCGCAAAAUAACUGCCCAUGAACUGAGAAAAGUCAAGCGUGCAGCUGCCACGAUGCCACUUGCCACCAGUUUGGCCAUAUUUCAGAGCUGCAACAUCACUGGAGUGCCCAAAAGCACAAGGUGUGCAAUACUCAGAGACAUGGCCAAGGUAAGAAAGGCUGAAAGACGACCACCACUGAACAAGACACACAAGCUGAAACGUCAAGACUGGGCCAAGAAAUAUCUCAAGACUGAUUUUUCUAAGGUUUUAUGGACUGAUGAAAUGAGAGUGAGUCUUGAUGGGCCAGAUGGAUGGGCCCGUGGCUGGAUUGGUAAAGGGCAGAGAGCUCCAGUCCGACUCAGACGCCAGCCAGGUGGAGGUGGAGUACUGGUUUGGGCUGGUAUCAUCAAAGAUGAGCUUGUGGGGCCUUUUCGGGUUGAGGAUGGAGUCAAGCUCAACUCCCAGUCCUACUGCCAGUUCCUGGAAGACACCUUCUUCAAGCAGUGGUACAGGAAGAAGUCUGCAUCCUUCAAGAAAAACAUGAUUUUCAUGCAGGACAAUGCUCCAUCACACGCGUCCAAGUACUCCACAGCGUGGCUGGCAAGAAAGGGUAUAAAAGAAGAAAAUCUAAUGACAUGGCCUCCUUGUUCACCUGAUCUGAACCCCAUUGAGAACCUGUGGUCCAUCAUCAAAUGUGAGAUUUACAAGGAGGGAAAACAGUACACCUCUCUGAACAGUGUCUGGGAGGCUGUGGUUGCUGCUGCACGCAAUGUUGAUGGUGAACAGAUCAAAACACUGACAGAAUCCAUGGAUGGCAGGCUUUUGAGUGUCCUUGCAAAGAAAGGUGGCUAUAUUGGUCACUGAUUUGUUUUUGUUUUGUUUUUGAAUGUCAGAAAUGUAUAUUUGUGAAUGUUGAGAUGUUAUAUUGGUUUCACUGGUAAUAAUAAAUAAUUGAAAUGGGUAUAUAUUUGUUUUUUGUUAAGUUGCCUAAUAAUUAUGCACAGUAAUAGUCACCUGCACACACAGAUAUCCCCUAACAUAGCUAUAACUAAAAACAAACUAAAAACUACUUCCAAAAAUAUUCAGCUUUGAUAUUAAUGAGUUUUUUGGGUUCAUUGAGAACAUGGUUGUUGUUCAAUAAUAAAAUUAUCCUCAAAAAUACAACUUGCCUAAUAAUUCUGCACUCCCUGUAGUUAUCUUAACUAAAGAUAUGUAUAUAAAAGAAGCCAUGAGACAAUUAAAUGACCCCAUUGUCUAUGAAAAAUUAAUACAAGAUCCCACAUCUAAAAUCCAACAAAUUUUUACUUCCUUUUUAAUCAAUAGUCGUGAACAGAACAUUUUAAACAAACAGGAAUUUGAAUACUUAAAUGUGUCCCACCCCAUUAUCCCUGUUAUCUACUUUUUACCGAAAAUCCAUAGACAUUUCUAACCCUCCAGGUAGGCCUAUUGUAUCAGGGAUCAGCUCUAUUUUAUCCAAUUUAUCUGAGUACCUGGACAUUCUUUUACAGCCUUCAGUGAAGCGUAUGAAGUCAUACCUAAAAGACUCUAUGACCUUACUUCGUUUUUUAAAUAAUUUUAAAUGGAAAAAUAUAUAUGUUUUAGUGACCUGUGAUGUACAAUCUUUAUAUACCAUCAUCCCUCACGAUAAAGGCUGUUUAGCAGUUGAAAAAAUGUUAAAAGCCGAAAAGAAUAUUCCAGACCAACAAGUAGAUUUUAUUAUCCAGGGUAUCAAAAUUAUUUUAAAUAACAACUACUUUUGGUUUUUAGACUCUUUUUAUUUACAAAAACAGGGCACUGCUAUGAGGACCAGGUUUGCCCCUAGCUACGCCAACCUUUUAAUGGCAGAUUGGGAAUCCACUGCCAUUCUGGGAGGGCAUGGCUGGCAGGCAAACCUGGUCACAUAUUUUAGAUACAUAGAUGAUUUGUUUUUUAUCUGGGAUGGCCCAGAAGACUCUCUCAAUCAGUUUUUACAGUUUUUAAAUUAUAAUGACAAAGGUAUUGUUUUAACCUGGGAUUAUAGUAAAUCCUCUAUCCACUUUUUAUACCUAGAAAUUGUUAUUAAGUAUGUACCAACAACGUUAUUGAUGUGUCCAGUUGCCAUCAUAAACCAUGGCUUCAAGGAAUACCCAAGAGCCAGUUCCUCCGUUUACAUAGAAACUGCUCCCUCACACAAGAUUUUGAGGAACAGUCUCAAUUACUGUCCAACAAAUUCCCCCCCAAAAAUUACCCCAGAAAUAAUUUAGACCAGACGCUAAAAAACAUCAGUGAAACUAACAGAUCCAAAUUAUUAGAAUAUAAGACAAACAAAGAAGCUAAAACCGCUCCAGUAUUGCCAAUUAUUUUCGACUUCAAUAACAAAAGUAAUGUUAUGAAGAAGAUUAUAAAGAAACAUUGGCAUAUAUUAAAACAGGAUGAGACUUUGGCUGGAAUUAUCCCUGAGAAACCACAAGUUAUAUUUAGAGGGGCACCCAGCUUUAAGUCUAUCCUCACAAGUAAUUACACUAAAUAUAAACAUAGCACUUUACCCCCUAGCCCCUCCACCUUCUUAACUAAACCUAGCGGUUUCUUUAAAUGCAAUAGAUGCAUAGUUUGCAAACGUACUAGUGAUAUUAUCAAAUCUAAAACUACAUCGUUUAUAUCAACAAUUACCCAGAAAACAUAUCAAAUAAAACAUUUUAUUCACUUUAAUACGAGAAAUGUAAUCUCUCUUCUGGAAUGUCCAUGUGGGCUACAAUAUGUGGGUAUGACCACCAGAGACCUAAAAACGAGAUUAGCUGAACAUUGUAGAAAUAUUUUAAAAGGCUACGAGAAUCAUUCAGUCUCAAAACAUUUUCUACAACAUGGAAAGAAUCCAAAACACCUUAAAUGUAUCGGUAUAGACAUUUGUAAUGUCCCAUGGAGAGGUGGAGACAUUAAAAAAGUUUUAGGUAAAAAAGAAAUGGAAUGGGCAUAUAAUCUAAAAACCCUUGCCCCCACAGGUCUAAAUAUUGACUUUGAUCUUUUUAACUUUUUAUAACUAACAAUUUUUUAUAACAAACAAUUAAUCUCUGACUCUCUUCAUUUUAUCUUUAUAUUUUUAUUACUUUUUAUUGCUAUUUUAAUAUAUUGUAAAGUGCUUGUAUGUAUACAAUAUUAUUUUUUAGAUGCAUCUUAUAUUAUUAUCUUCAGCAUUUAAUGGUUAUAUUAUUCUAUUUACCAUAAGUUUACAAAACUAGCUGUUUUUUAUGUUAUUUGUCUUAGUUUCCCCCUUUUUAUGUAUCUCUCACACUGUUAUGAUGGGUGCAAUGUUAAGACAGAUUCUAAGUAUCUCUCACAGUGUUUGAACUUGUGCAGGGUUGGGACAGCUGUCUGCCUGCUUGUGCAGGCAGACAGCAAGCCUCAAGUGCUGCUGCUGUGGCUGUCUGCCUGCUCUUGCAGGCAGACAGCCUUAUCUCUGCUUCUUCUGUUCCCCGGUCUGUUGGGACAGCCCACCCCCCUCACAUCAUCUUUCGAUGACGCAUGCGUUCCACACAAACGGAACGCAUGCGUUCCACCGAGCAUCACGUGACGCGGAAGUGUUUCUAAUCGCGCGUCACGUGAACGCUCUUUUAAAAGAUAUUUUAUACAUUUACAACCUUCGUUUUACAUUUUUAACCAUUAUAUCUACCUCAUGUUAAUUGUAUUUAUAUAAAUCUAUGUGAAAAUCACUGUUUUUAAUUGUACUAAAUUAACCCCUUAAGGACUGGACUGUUUUUGCGAUGUUGUACAUUUGCGACCAGGCAUAUUUUUAUACUUUUGUGGUGUUUGUGUUUGGCUGUAAUUUUCCGCUCUCUCAUUUACUGUUACCAUACAAAUUAUAUAUUGUUUUUUUUCAGGACAAAAGGGGCUUUCUUUACAUACCAUUAUUUAUAUAAUCUCAUGUAUUUUAAUUUUAAAAAAAUAAAAAAAUAUGAUGAAAAAUUGAAAAAAAUACAUGUUUUUUUACUUUUACUUGAAAAAUCUUUUACUCAUCUACAAAAGCGAAUGAAAAAAACUGCUAAAUAGAUUAAAAAUUUUGUCCUGAGUUUAAAAAUACCCAGUGUUUACGUGCUUUUUCUGCUUUUUUUGCAUGUUAUAGGGCUAUAGGUACAAGUAGGAUAUUGAGGUUUCAAAACAUACAUUUUUAAAGUUUAUCAAUAGUGACAUUGUAACACUAUUAUCUGUCAUAAAUCUCUGAAUAACACCCCACAUGUACAUAUUUUUUUUAAACUAGACAACCCAGGGUAUUCAAUAUGGGGUAUGUCCAGUCUUUUUUAGUAGCCACUUAGUCGAAAACACUGGCCAAAGUAAGCAUUCAUAUUUGUUUGUGUGUGAAAAAAGUAAAAAAACUAAAUUGAAUGCUAAUUUUGGCCAGUGUUUGUGACCAAGUGGUUACUAAAAAAGACUGGACAUACCCCAUUUGCAAUACCUUGGGUUGUCUUCUUUUGCAAAUGGUAUGCCAUCAUGGGGGUAAUUCUCAUUCCUGGGCUACCAUACGCUCUCAAAGGCAACGUAACCAACCUGGCCAUUUUCAAUGUAAAAAUAUUUGACCCAUAUAUUUGACCUUGUAACUUUCAAAAAUGCUAUAAAACCUGUACAUGGGGGGUACUGUUUUACUCGGGAGACAUCGCUGAACACAAAUAUUAGUGUUUAAAAACUGGAAAACGUAUCACAAUAAUUAUAUCAUCAGUAAAAGUGCUGUUUGUGUGUGAAAAAUGCAAAAAAAGUAACUUUCACUGACAAUAUCAUCGCUGUGAUAUGUUUUACUGUUUUGAAUCACUAAUAUUUGUGUUCAGCGAAGUCUCCCGAGUAAAACAGUACCCCCCAUGUACAGGUUUUAGGGUGUCGUAGAACGUUACAGGGUAAAAUACAGUGCUAGCAAAUUAAAUUCUCUGGAAUUUCGGCCUGGGUUGGCAGGCAGGUCCCUCAAAUUGCAAUCAAUAAAAUUACUGAAUUAUGUAAAAAUAUUACAUAAAUACGCACGUAGAAUUUAAAUAUAUAUGCAUAUUUAUAUAUUUGAAGUCUAUGUGUAUAUUUAUAUAAUUAUUUAUGUAGUUUUGUAUAUGGACAUAUGUAUAUUUUGUAUUAUUUUUAUUUAUUUAUAUAUACAUAGAUAUAUAUACAAAUUCAUUCUAAGUGUAUUUUGAUAUAAAUAUAUAUAUAUUAAUUUUAAAAUACAGUUAGAAUAAAAUUUCAUAUAGAUAUAUAAUUUUUUAAAAUUUUUAUUAUUAUUUAAAAACUUUUUAAUUUAAUUUAAAUUACGUAUUAUUUAUAUUUUAUAAUAAUAUAUAUAGACAAUAUAUAUAGUUAUUAUAUAUAUAUUAUAUAUAUGUGUGUAAUUUAAUUAUAAGUGUAUUUUUAUAUUAAUAUAAGUACAUAUUAAUAUAAAAAUACACUUAGUAUGGCAUUAUAUAUAUAUGAUAUAUAGACAUAUAUUAUAUAAAUAUAAUAUAUGUCUUAUAUCAUAUAUACACAUAUAUAAUUUAUUUUUUAUUUUUUAUUAACACUAACUUUAUUUUAUUUUUUUGAUUUUACACUAGCAGUGAGACUGCCUGUCAGCACAGGCAGUCCCCCUGCAGGCAGACACAUGGACACCCAUUGUGACCAUGUGAUCGCUGUGUUAAGCGAUCACAUGGCCACAGGGGUCCUAAUUCAGUGUGGGGAGACUGUCUGGGCUGCAGGCAGUCUCCCCACAAUGGGAGCACCGCUGAUUGCCGCCAGGGGAACGACGGCGAUCAGGUAAGUAACUCAGACCGUUAGGACGGUUCAGGACCGUCAUCGGUUGGCAACGCAAAAAUGUCGGUCAUUAAGGGGUUAAGAUGGUUUUGAUGACGUCAUUUUGACGGGAAUUUCAAAAUUCAUAGUACUAUUAUACCCUAUAUAAACUCUUGUAUGUCAGGUGUGCCCCCCUUUUUAUUAUUAUCUACUUGAAGAAGCCCUUGAGGCGAAACGCGUUUAGAUAUUGUUUUUACUACUUUAUAAUAAAGAAAUUAUUUUGGCGUAAAAUACUUUAUUGCCAUUUUCUUUCUUUUCACCUGACUAUACAUAUAUUGUAUAUUCUAUAAGAAGCUCAAAGAAUCCACAGGUGGGGAUUAUACCACCCAAGCGCUUACACCGAGCAGUACAAGCUUGCUCUAAAUAAUGUGAGUAGUAUAUUUUAUACUCUUUUAUACUUUUAAUUAUAAUACAGAGAGCACUAUAUAUUUUAUCCUCUUUUUCUGGGUCUAACAACACCAAUUUGGACGCCGAACUUGUGCCAGAUAUUCGCCAAUCAAAUUUUACUUCGCAUAUCCUUGAGUGGGGAUUAUUCCACUUCACGUGCGCAAUAUCAGAGCUGGAUUUUAGCUCUGAAAAGUGUGAGUAAGACCAAUUUUAUUAUUUUAUAUUUUAUUCAUCUAUAUACUGUGCCAUUGGAGUCCUGUUUUUAUCUUUCCUUUCUCUACAUAUGCUCCACUGAAUUUCAAGCAUAUAACCGUGAAGACUUGAUCCCAUUUUACAUCCCUUUCCACACGUGAGACCUACCCUUACGGAUUUUGAUAAAUUUUUUGGACUAUUGCUAAUCACUUAUUUUAUUUUAAUAUUUGAAAAAUAUUAUUAUUUUAAUAUUUUAAUAUAUUUUAUAUGUUUUAUUAUAUAUUUUAGGCGCACCCUUAUUUUAUUGUCUGUUUUGUGCUCAUAGAAUAUAAUUAGUAAAACCAAACUUUAUUUCUUAAGUAGCAGCACACCUGUAAACCACUAUAUUUGAAAGUAACACUCCUACAUACAAGAAGAACCUCAGCCACCCGACUAAACCUUAAUGUGGCAGGCUCUCCAUGGGUGAAGAUUAAUUAUUUUUUAUUGCUGUGAAGUUUCUUUCUUUCUGGAUUUUUUGUGGUCAGGCCUUUUUAAAAUGUGAUUAGUGGUAUUGGUUCUUAUGAAUUUUAAUUUGGCCUAUUUUAGGGCUGAGGAACAGAAGAAUAAAAAGAAAUAAGACUUCUCAUGGUUUGAAUAUUUUUUAACAGGUUUUAGAUUUAUUGCCCCCCUCGCUAUUUUUAGGGUGAGAGGGUUACUGAUGGACUUUCAUUUCUUGUAGUUGUGGUGGCUAUGAGAUUGGGGACCCGUAGCCACCUGAGCUAUUAUUCAGAGGAUGGACAUUUUUAUAAUUAAAUAAGUUCCACACCCCAACCCCCAAGGGUGGGGGUGGGGGUUGGGGUGGACACUAGGAUCCCCCUUUAUUAUUAUUAUUAGUGCCCCACCUGUCACCCAUGGCCCCUGCUGCAUGGAGGUACAGUAUCUCCAUUGUAGUAAUAUGGGGGUCUUUUAUUGACCCCCAUAGGAUUUGUAUUUAUUAAAGGACCACUAUAGUGCCAGGAAAAUAAACUUGUUUUCCCUUCACUAUAGGGUUAUUAGCCCCCCCACCCUCAUGGCCCCCCCUCCUGCUUGGCUAAAGGGGUUAAAACACCUUCAGCCACUUACCUUUCUCCAGCGCCGGUAACCUCUCCUCCUCCUGGCGACGUCAGCACCGAAUGCGCAUGCGCAGCAAGAGCCGCACAUGCAUUCAAACUGCCCAUAGGAAAGCAUUAUCAAUGCUUUCCUAUGGACAUCAGCGUCUUCUCACUGUGAUUUUCACAGUGAGAAUCGCGAAAGCGGCCUCUAGUGGCUGUCAUGGAGGCUGGAUUUACCCUCAAUGUAAACAUAGCAGUUUCUCUGAACUUCUCUGAAACUUCUCUAAACAAAAAAAACUGUUUUCAGCUGCAGGGUAAAACUAGAGGGACCUGGCAUCCAGACCACUUUAUUGAGCUGAAGUGGUGUGGGUGCCUAUAUUGGUCCUUUAAUUAUUUUAAAAUGUUUAAAACAUUUUUAAUCUGGCAAGCACUGGCUAGCUACCACAUAAUUAACCCUCUCGCUGCUGAGGUUUUUUUACCUUGAAUCAUCAAUUCACUUUCAAAAAGCAAGUGAAUGAUGAUUUGAGAAUGUACAUCCUGCCAUAUGCAUUGAGGUAUCUUCGUUUGCCAAGCGACCGUUGAUAAAUCUAUAUUUCCUUUGCUUUAAUUUGGUUCUUAUAUUAGAGAUUUUUUAAACACUUCUGAACCAACUGAAUCCUGACUACAUUUAACUUUGAUAAAUCCCCAUAUAUGAUUCAGGCCUUGUGAGAGAAGUGGAAGUGAUGGGCGAUAAAGCCUUGCUAAAUUGAAGCAGUGCAGCAGAUAGACCUGCAAAAACCUUGAUAUGGCGAUACAGCUUAGGCAGGUCUGCGGCAUGGACAAUAUUCUCCCUGGCAUGGAAAAAGUGGACCCUUGCGUUGACAUCUCAUGCCGUAGCGGCAGGUAGAUGUUUAGGCCUCCUGAGCCUGUGUGCCCUAUACACAUGCAGCUGGUUAGAACAAAUUUCGGGCGGAUGUGUCUGGAACAUGUCCAGGAGCUAUGCUUAUAGGUCAGCAUUAGACACCGAUUUUGGAAUGUCUCUUAUGCAUAGAUUGUGCCUUCGAGAUCUAUCUUCGAUGUCAGCGAGUUUGAGCUUAUGAGCCUCCAAGAUGUUGUCGAGCUCUUGCAGUUUAUCUACUAAGCUAUUAUGAGCUCCUGCAAAAUCAUCCAUCUUCUGUUCAAUGUGCAAAGUGUGCAAACCAAUAUCUUUCAUUUCUUUCUGUAAAUCAGUAGCCAAGGUUUUUAGUUGUCUUUUUAUGUUAGUUUUAGUAGAGUCCAAGAAUUCUGAAAUCAUAGCCAAUAUCAUGGCUAUUGUCAAGGGCCAGUCAUCAGAUCGAGAGCAUGGAGAGGCUGGAGGUGAGAACGAGCUCUCUCUUGAUCGGGCGCCUCUGCCAUUUUGAUUAAGAGCGAGGUAUAAGCACACUUUUAAAGUGGAGGCUCUUAUUAGGAAAAGUGAAAGACCUGUUUAUGCUUGAGUUAGGUCAGUAUUGACAUAUAGUUCAAAUUAUCCCCUAAAUGCAUGCCAUUUGCAAAAGUAGACAUGGAGUAUGUCAUAUGGUAUAUUUUGAGCCUUAUUGUACAGCCAUGUUUGCACCAAUUUCUUUUAUAGUUUAAGGCAGGGUCGGCCUGUCCAUAGGAACAGGUGGGACCAUGACCCAGGUGGCACUUUAACUGUGCAGAGCCAACAUUUGCGAGCUGUGUGGGCGCCACUCAGUGGCCAUUGGCCACCUGAGCGCACCUUGGCAGGUGGGCGACAGUAUCCAAUGAUACUGCUCCCCCCCCCAGGAAAAGUGCAAUUUACUUUUAUUAAAUAUAUUGCUGGAUGCACAAUAUUUCCAAUAAAAAGUAUUCCUUGGUGAUCUAGUAGGCGAUAUCUGAUGCUAGGUACCUCCUCUUGAUCCACUCGAUAAUAAGCUCUCCCUCGCUCUCCGGCGCUCAGUGAUGACUCAGAGUGCAGCCGAGGAGAUUCCCAGCCUGCUCUGAGUCAUCACUGACCGCCAGAGCCGCAAGGAAGAGCUUAUUAUUGAGUGGAUCAACAAGCUCCAAGAGGAUUAGCUCGGGAUGCAGACACGAUGUGGCUGCCUGGUGUGUGCCAGUAAUCUGCCUUUUUACUAUGUGGGUUCUAGUGUACUGAGCUUGUGUGUAUGUGUGUCAGUGAGCAUGUGUGUAUGCAUGUCUGUGUGUAUGUCUGUCAGUGAGCAUGUGUGUAUGUAUGUGUGUGUGUAUGUGUCAGUGAGCUUGUGUGUAUGCGUGCAUGUAUGUCUGUGUAUGUGUGUCAGUGAGCUUGUGUGUAUGUGUCUGUAUGUGUGCAUGUAAGUCUGUGUAUGUGUGUCACUGAGCUUGUGUGUAUGUGUGUCAGUAAGCUUGUGUGUAUGUGUGUCAGUGAGAUUGUGUGUAGUAACCUUGUGUGUCAGUGAGCUUGUAUAUAGUGACCUUGUCUCUGUGUGUCGGAGCUUGUGUAUGUGUGUGUGUGUCAGUGAGCUUGUGUGUAGUGUCCCCGUGUCUGUGAGCUUGUGUGUAGUGACCUUGUGUCUGUGUGUGCAUGUGUCACUGAGAUUGUGUGUAGUAACCUUGUGUGCUAGUGAGCUUGUGUAUAGUAACCUUGUGUCUGUGUGUAUGUGUGUCACUGAGCUUGUGUGUAGAGACUUUGUGUGUAGCCUGUCCCCCAGACUGGCACAUUUCAUCCUUGGACCCAGGCAGCACAAUGUCUUCAAAUACAAAAAAAACAAGUCCUGCGCGUUUGAUGGCUAUAAGAUGGCUACAAGAUAAGGCCAGGGACUAAUGAGAGUAUCUAGAAAAUUGGGCAGACUAGAUGGGUUCUUACCUGCUGUCACAUUCUAUGUUUCUACGAAUUGGUAAGACAAAAAAAAUGUAUUCUGCCUUCAUUAUAGUUCUAGCGGGGACCUUAUUUUUAGUGGUGCACUGCUCGAAAAUGGUUUAAAAGCGGAUGGAGGGACAGAACCAGGGGAAUCCAUUCUCUAUAAUCAUUUCACUGUUAUAGCACCUACAAUGUCCCAUUUGGGUGUUUUGCCGUAAAUAUGUACACACAGUAUUGUUCCCUCUCAUAGCACAACUCCUGCUAGUGAAGGAGAGUGACUGAAAAUUGUGAUAUUGGACCUUAUAGCAAUGUCCUGAUUGUCAGAUAAAAAAUUUUGCUGAGACAUUCUGUGAAUUGGCAAUCAAAUAAACACAAAUCAUCGUGAAUCUGUAAUUGUGAUUUAGUUACUUGUAGAUCAGUUAAUUUUUUGAGUCUUUAGUUUGCUUAUUUUUUGCAUGUACAUUUUUAUUUGUAGAUAGCUGCAAACAUGAAUCUUAACGACAAACAAAGGAACCGCCAUUUUCUGGAGGAGAUGCUGCUUUUAACAUCGCGAAACCUACCUAUGAUUACAGUUAAGGAUAAUUACACAAUUGUCAAGGAACUGGGAAGUGGUUCUUAUGGACAUGUGCUUCUUGCAAUGAAUCAAGCUCAAGGUAAUUAAUAUGCUGUUUGUAUGAGUAUCAGCACAAAAUAUUUUUUUUCCCUGUUAUAAAAUGAGCAAAUAAUGGAUAAUGGGAAAGUAGAAAAAUAUGCUAUCCAGAAAAGAAUGAUGAUUAAAUUGAAAUUGAAUUGUCAAAUUCUAAGAGGGAUGACUAAGGUAAAGACAAAGUAAACAGUCGCUUUCACUCUUGACUAUUGGGGUAAACACAGUGUAAGGAAAUGAGUAGGCAGAGUCAGGAAGGAAGUAGAGGUCAGUUCAGAAUUUAUUGAGGAUUCAGAUAAAGGAAUAUCCAGGGAUCACAUAUAUUAGGGAAUAGUUCUAAAGAGCAAUGCAGAAGAUUGGUUGAUCUUUUCAUAUGAAACAUUUACACGUUUUAGCAGUAAUCCAAGAGAGUGAGUAUAAUGGUCCACUUCAGUUCUUCGCUAAACACAAGUAACAAGUAACAGUUCUUCGCUAAACACAAACGGUGCAUAUCCUGUGAAUACAGUUGCUGUUUAAAUAUCAUGUACAGACUCUAAUAAAAACCCCUUCUACAGUUAGAGAAGUCCACAUCCUUCUUGCUGUAAAAAUCCCUUUCCUUUGCCUUAGACUAAAACUAUUUUCUUCCAGUCUAAAUGUGGGACCUUAUGUCCUAUGUAUAAUUCUAUGCUCCAUGUAAACAAUGGAUUUCCAGACAAUGAUAUGUAUUGCAGAAAUAAACAAAAAAAAGUGCUAACUAUAAUAACAAGGACAGACAGCAGUGACCCAGGUAAGGAUUUCCAAACAUUUCCAAGAAAAAUAUGAGUGAGCAAAAAAAACAGGACCUAUUAGAAAUAAUUAUUUAGCAAUCUUUUUUUACUGUGCAUAGUGAAAUACUGUGGAAGAAUUCUUGGGUCAGAGAUGAUGCAAGGACACUCCAAACACAGGUCAUUGAAGAACAAAGGUUAUUUAUUAUUUUUGCAGCUGCAAAGUCUCAGUCAGACAAUAGUCUUGGAAUAACCGACUGAGCAAGCGUUUAAAAGAGAAUAUAUACCACAAAUAACAUAUUCCAUACGUAUACAUAGAAUACCAAAAUUACAACUACAUUACUAUAGUUACAUCCAAUUAUUAAAGGACCACUAUAGGCACCCAGACCACUUCAGCUCAAUUAAGUGGUCUGGGUGCCAGGUCCAUCUAGGGUUAACCCUGAAGCUGUAAACAUAGCAGUUUCACAGAAACUGCUAUGUUUACAAUAUGGUUAAUCCAGCCUCUAGUGGCUGUCUCAUUGACAGCCGCUAGAGGCGCUUCUCACUGUGAUUUUCAUAGUGAGAAGACGCCAGCGUCCAUAUGAAAGCAUUGAGAAAUGCUUUCCUAUGGACUGAUUGAAUGCGCGCGCGGCUCUUGCCACACAUGCGCAUUCAGUGGAAGAGGGAGGAGAGUCCCCAGCGCAGAGGGAGCCUGGCGCUGGAGAAAGGUAAGCGUUUAACCUCUUCCUCCCCCUAGAGCCUGGCGGGAGGGGGGGCCAUGAGGGUGGGGGGGACCUAUUAACACUAUAGUGCCAGGAAAAUUAGUUUGUUUUCCUGGCACUAUAGUGGUCCUUAAGCUUAUCUCUUACAUAUGUUAUCUAAUAGUGGGCAUUCCACACAUGCACCCUGGUUCAAGAGAGUUGCACAGUAGUUUUAACCAUGUGAGUACUGAACUUUACUUAAACAUCCUGUAGCUUCUACCACAAUACAUAUAUUUUUGCAAGUAUUCAUCCUGAGCGACCAUAGGUGCGACAGUUAAUCUAAGAUGUCCCUUCAGGCCACAAUAUAGGCAGGGCCCCUCCUUUCUCUUACACUAUAUCUCAGCCUCAGACAAUUUAGUGACCCCUAGAUGAAUCUAACACGAGUCCUCUCUUAGGCUCUUUCCCUUAGUCGAUUCGAUAAUCGAUAAGGUCUUCUAGAAGGACUGGAAGAUCUCUGGCUGCCACCUCAUCCAGGAUGUUAUCAUUAACCCCUUCCAUGAACGCAGAAGCCAAACCACUAUUGGCCCAAUCCACCUCAGAGGCAAGAGUGUGGAAACUAAUCGCAUAAUCCGCGAUGGAUAUUUAGCUGCACUCUUCUCUCUGCCAGGUGGAUCAAACACUUUACGGAAGGCUCUUACAAAAGGUCUUGUAAUCAUAAACCAAGUCCUUGUUUGCCUCCCAUAAAGGAUUAGCCCAUUCCAAGGCCUUGUCGGUUAACUGGUGCAUAAAGAACCCGACCUUGGACCUUUCAGUGGGAACGUUUCAAAAUGAAACUAUCUAGUUUAUGAACCCUUGACAGGUCUUGGGAUCGCCACUUUAUCUAAGAGGUGGUAACAGGCUGGUGGUCAUACUGUUCUGACCACAGGCACAGGCUGGUGGAGGGUUUUCAGGAGAGAGGUGGGCUGUCCUGGCUAACAAGGCCUGAAGGAAUUGAUCCAUUUCCACAAAUUUAGCCUUGCAAGGAUUCUGUGGAGCUCCCAUUCCUGCAGGGAUCCAUGGCCCUAUCAUAAUGUCACUGGAGUUGUACCCCAACAUGAAGGAAAGAAGAAACCCACAAAAUAUGGAAUCCGAAAGACGUAUUACAGAGCCUUAGACUGGCCGGACUUAACGUAUAAUACAACAAGAAACAGGGUCAAGAUAAAUCAAGGACAGGAAUAACAAAUACUUAGAGUCAAGACAAAGCCAGGUCAGGAUACCAGAAAUCACAAAGUCAAAUACGAAGCCGAGGUCAGAAUACCAGAAAUCACAAAGUCAAAUACGAAGCCGAGGUCAGGAUUCCAGAAGUCACAAGUCAAAUACGAAGACGAGGUCAGGAUUCCAGAAAGCACAAGUCAAAUACGAAGACGAGGUCAGGAUUCCAGAAAGCACAAGUCAAAUACGAUACAUGAGGAUCACAGUUCAAAUCCCCUUUUGGGCACUUCUGGGGCGACCACAUCUGGAUGUCACCAUGAGUACCGUGACAUAGUGUAAGAAAUUAUGACCCUCUUACAAGGAUAUUCUUUUAGGGAAUGUGUGACAAAUAAGACAUAAACACAAGUGUAUAAUAAAAUGUAUUGUAAAUAUUCAUUUAAGGAUACUGUUAGAUUUUAAAAGGAUAUACACAAUAUACAUUAUACAUUAUAUCCGGUACAUAAUCAAAAGCUACAUAAUAAAAGGGCAAUACUUAAACAUUUAAAUGCAGGUCUUCCCCUUGCGCCUUCAUCUUGGGUAAUCUGGGACAGCCUCUCUUAGUUCACCAUGGCCCUGCUUGCUGCGUUGUCCUCUCCAAAGAGAGAGAGAAAGAGGAGAGCCUUCCUUGGUUGUUGUCCUUUUAAAGACUGAUUCUUGGAGUAAUAAACUACAAGUCCCAGAAUCCCUUUUCCUUCCCAAAAGUGGUUUAUCCCGCCCUCUUUCUCCAGAGAGUUUUGUCUUUACACAAGUCUUUCCCUUUGAUCUCUUCCCUCCAGCCAUACUGUAACAUUGUGAAAGACCAGUUGAUUAGGUUUCUUGGUAGAUUGGACUGCUUGGGAAAACACACACUUUCAUGGUUACACCUAGAUGUCUAUUACUCUGAUCUCCUGAUAACAUGCAAGGAAUACUGGAGGGAUGUAAGCUUUUGUUUUAGCUGGGUGUUGUAAAAUGCAACUGAAAGCUUUGAUCCUUAUCACACUGUUAUCAAGGAAAUGACCCCCACUUGUGAAACCAGUCACAUACACAGAAAGUUAUAUACAAUAUUGCAGUUUGGAAUAUCAAUUUCUUACAGUCCCCACCUAGAGGGCGAAUGACUCAACAAGAAAAUGAGCCCUCUCAAAGAAAUACAGUAUUUGAAUUAUGUGUGUUUUAAAUGAUUAUGUGUUUUACUGAGACACAAAUGACUUGACAACCACAUAUAUUUAUAAUUUAGGGUACUGCAAUGCAUAAUUUAGCCAAAUCAUUGAGGCACUUACAGUUAUCAUUUUUCACCAUUAAUUUGAACUCCUUCAGCCAUAUUCGUAACCUUUCAUUACCCUCAUAGGCUCAGCAUCACUGCAACCAUUAGAUUUCACUCCCAUCACGCUCAGUUACCUGUGCCACCAGCACUGCUUCCACCACACUGUUCCUUUAACCCUGGCCUUGCUUACUUUGGGCAAAUAGGCCUCUGACCUCUGCCCACCAUGACACCUGGUGUAUUUUCACACCAACAGCAGUUAAUUUGCUGUUCACUUACAUAGUGUAUUAAAGAGACCACACAAGGGAGAAACAUAGUUUAUUGUUUGGAGUGGGGAUCUGAGUGAAGGUGUUUGUGCACGUUUGUAAAGGUGGAGUGGGUUUGUGUUUGAGCCCUUGAGGAUGUUUAAUAAGUUUUCGAUAGGCCCUUGGCUUCCGGAAAUUAAAAGAUUCUUAGCACAGAAAGUGCGCAGUGUUACAUUAUGCAAAUCACUAGUGGUUUAAUUAUCAUCCUUGUCUCAGUACUACCGUCUGGAUUCACAAGUGGUCAUCUAAAACAUUGUAAACACAAAUGUGAGCAAAAUGCAACCAAUAUUAAUGUAUACUAAGGGAUACGUCCUCAUAACAGUAUGAAAUAAUUUACUAUAACUUUACUAAAACCAUAAAUAUUUAACCCCUUGUGGAAAACCAAAUAGAGCAAAUAGAAAAUGCUAAAUCAUAUAUUGUCGCUCACCCCACCUUGACUCAAAAACAAUAUAAAAUAUACAAACUGGUCUAAUUUGUCUAUACGCUAUACCCCACCUUGAGAGUAUAAAUUAAAACAAAAACAAACAAAGAAUAACCAUUAUCAUUCUAUUGUUCACCCAACCUUGACCCAAGGAAAUGUAAAUAUAUGCAAUUAUCUGUUUUCCCUAUAUUCCCUUUAGAGUGUGAAAUACAAUAAAAAGCAUAAGAAAACAACAAAAUCAAAGAAGAUGGAGAGAGAAAAAAGUAGAUUGAAUGCUACCAUUACCUUCAGUCAUUGAACUGUAUACAAAGUUUGGCAGCGUGCAAUCUAAAGAAAACUGACAAUGGUCUGUUGCCUUUCAAAGAUUAAAAUCAAAAAUCGGCUUGAGGCUAUUUGUGUUGGUAACCAAAUGAAAAAAAGACAAAAACUAAAAUAUUUACUGUUGUAAACCAACAGACAGUUACACUAUCACAUCUCUCCAGUGUGAUCAACGUAUAAGCCUCACCUUGGCAACAAUUCAUCUAAUCUAGAAAUAUAUAAAAUUAGUAAUCCAGUAUCAAAAUACAAAAAUAAAACAUAGCUGGAAGUGCAGGUGUGCUAAACUAAUAAAAACAAAAAUAAUUUGGAAUUUGGACCACCUGACUGUAAUGAAUGAGUUUAGAGGCUUAUCCUUAAUAUGAAAUAAAAUAUCAUAAAACUACAUAUUAAGGUCCUCUAUAAACUGGAACUGUAUUUUUCCUGAAAUAAAUAAACAUGUUAAAUGGUUGGUCUUCUCACAGAUAUUUGUCUUCCUUCUCAAUUGGCAUCAUCUCCGUAGUUUUCUAAAAAACAAACUUCAAGAGAAAGUUAAUAACACACAACUAGAAUAGGUCAUUCAAGAAAAACUGUAUCUAUUAUCAGAUUCUUUGUGUUAACCAUAUCCUCUAAUCUACUUAAUUGUGCCUUGAGACAAUCCAGUUUUUCAAGGAACUCAUUACGUUCACAUGUAAGAGAAAGAUUUUCUGCCUUUAGUUGUGUAUUCUGUGCUUUAAGCACAUGGUAGGGAAUCCAAGGUCUUGUGAGGGAGAUACCAUUAUUAUCUUUUCUCUGGGAUCUCCACCUAGGCUGAUUAUCUUUAUUUCCCAGAGUCCAUCUAUCACACAUGGGCCUUUCAUGAUGAAUAUGCACAUCUGAUUUACAAAAUUUUUCAAUAUGUCCCAUCCUACCACACCUAAAACAUGUAAUGGAUUUUAUAUGUGGGGACUUUCUCUGAUUGAUAUAUCCGUGAGGUUGGGGACUUUGUAUCAAUGACACUUGUCUUUUAUUUACUUUUUCUUGAUUUAGUAAAAUUGCUUCAGCCCUUUUUAAGCAAUUCCGUAUAUUUACAAAGGUGUCCUGUGGGGACACAGUUAAACCAAUUAACUCUCGAAUAUCUGGCAGUGUCCUAUUAAGUAAUGCUUUCUUAUAUGCAUAUUCAUUCUGAUCAGCAUGUGCUCCAGGUGGAACAGUCAGUUUGAAUAAAACAAAUAACCUAUUUACAAACCCUUGAACAGACUCCCCUCUCUUCUGAGCACAAUUACCAAAAGCAAAAUGAUGAUUUACUUCCUCUAGACCAAGUGCGUUUAAUAACUCUUUGAUAAGCUGUUGCUUGGUUCUAGGUUCUAUAAAUAUCUCAUGUGGCAGACUUGCUCUUAGUGAAUGGUCUGUACUAGCAAUUAUAACAUCAAAAAUAUCCAAUUCAUUUAAGUUUCUGUGUAUUAUUUCAAAUUGAUCAAUUUUUAACAUUAUAUCUAUUGGAUCAUCAUCCAAGCUUAUACAUCCCAGUUCUUUGCUCAGUGCAAUAACCUCUGUAUGUUUUAAGGAAUGGGUCACAGUAGUUUUAUGUAGUACAUUUCCCUGUGCAUCCACCAUGUGCUCUGUAGAGACUGGUGCCAUUUUAGCAGGAAUACUGCACUCACAAUUACUAUAAUUAUUAUGAAACACCUCCAUUUUUGUUGUACACAAACCUCCACAAUUGGUUUUCAGCCCAUAUUUAGUAGCAGCAAAACCAUUUCUUUUUGUUAGUUUACAUUUUAAAUCAUCAAUUUCUUUAAGGCACACAGAAUGACCAGCCUACUUCUGGCUGCUGGAAGCAAAGAUUCUAAUAGCACCCUCUGCAUCCUUCAGCCUUUCUACAAGCUGCUCAUUACAACUGUGCAAUUCCUCAUUUUCAAGACUCAUUUGCUGACUACCUACACACAAAGCAGCAGCAUUUUGCGCAGACAGUUUAAAACCUUCCACUUCAUUCUUUAAACUCAAAAUGUCUGCCUCUAAUUUCUCUUUUUGCCUAUUUAAAGAUUUAUACUUCUCCGCAAUCCAACGGGCAGCAUAAAUCAAGGCAAUUUUACCACGAGAUUUGCACAAUUUCUUUUCAAUAAUUGCCCUGGCCACAUAAUCCUGAGCAUUAAGCCACGGAUCUAAUGCACCAUCCAUACAUUUAAUUAUUGCUUCUGGAUUAGACACCUUAGCAAUCUUUUUCAAUAAACUCUCCAUCAUUGACAGCGCACAAUUCACUGAAAUUUCUAUACACAAUAUCUGAACAGUAUCCAAAAGUAAAUAUACAAUCUAUACAAUUAUGAAUAUGCUCAUAAAUCACACUAAAUCCCUCCUACCUCGGCUCGCCAAUUUGUAAGAAAUUAUGACCCUCUUACAAGGAUAUUCUUUUAGGGAAUGUGUGACAAAUAAGACAUAAACACAAGUGUAUAAUAAAAUGUAUUGUAAAUAUUCAUUUAAGGAUACUGUUAGAUUUUAAAAGGAUAUACACAAUAUACAUUAUACAUUAUAUCCGGUACAUAAUCAAAAGCUACAUAAUAAAAGGGCAAUACUUAAACAUUUAAAUGCAGGUCUUCCCCUUGCGCCUUCAUCUUGGGUAAUCUGGGACAGCCUCUCUUAGUUCACCAUGGCCCUGCUUGCUGCGUUGUCCUCUCCAAAGAGAGAGAGAAAGAGGAGAGCCUUCCUUGGUUGUUGUCCUUUUAAAGACUGAUUCUUGGAGUAAUAAACUACAAGUCCCAGAAUCCCUUUUCCUUCCCAAAAGUGGUUUAUCCCGCCCUCUUUCUCCAGAGAGUUUUGUCUUUACACAAGUCUUUCCCUUUGAUCUCUUCCCUCCAGCCAUACUGUAACAUUGUGAAAGACCAGUUGAUUAGGUUUCUUGGUAGAUUGGACUGCUUGGGAAAACACACACUUUCAUGGUUACACCUAGAUGUCUAUUACUCUGAUCUCCUGAUAACAUGCAAGGAAUACUGGAGGGAUGUAAGCUUUUGUUUUAGCUGGGUGUUGUAAAAUGCAACUGAAAGCUUUGAUCCUUAUCACACUGUUAUCAAGGAAAUGACCCCCACUUGUGAAACCAGUCACAUACACAGAAAGUUAUAUACAAUAUUGCAGUUUGGAAUAUCAAUUUCUUACAAUAGGCCAUCCCCAACCUCUUCCAAUAAUCCAUCCACUCUGUCUGCAACAUGCCAGACCUGAGCACCCUGAAGACAUCUCUCCUUUUGACAUGAUCAGAGCAGCAGAUUACCAUAUCUGCUCUCUUAAUAUAUAAUAUAUAGUCCCCUACCACCACAACCUGUCUAGCCUUUAUCACGUUCUCAACCCCACCCAUACUUGAGAUAUUCUCUUGGUUGUUAGAAGGAACAGCUUUCUUCAGUACAGUUACUCCUGCCAACAUCUUCACUUAAAUCUGUUUGAGAACUAGAUAAACCUUUCCUCUUCCAUCCCCUCUGCUACCACGUGAAUAUCUUACCCAGUUGUUUUAUCUCCUCCUACUCCACUACCAGUCCCACUAAACUUUGCUCAAUGAGUAUUAAAGUUUAUUGACUGUCAUUACUUAGUUACAUUAUGUGAAACUAUAGCACAUUAGGUAACAGGAAAUUAUUUUGUAGUUGAUUAACAUAGGAUCUUCUCUACUAAACAAUGUAUGUCAAAUGUAUCCUUUCACAUAUCAAUCAUGAGUUUCAUGAUUUAUUAUUAUUAUAUGUGGUUAUUAGCAAUUUGUUUUUAUUAUUUAAGUUUGGUAUUUUUAGGGAAUGUGGUAUGUCUCUUUAAUUUUGCUUCUAUUCAUUUUUUUGUGAUUUUAAUUUUUACACUUUUUUGUUGUUUGUUCAUUUUAUUUCUUUGUGUUCUUCGUUUAAUAUGUUACUGUGUGGGGUCAUUAUGCCAUUUGAAAAUUGGUGUGUUAGACAUCUUAUGUUGUCACACUUUUUCCAUUUUGAUAAAUAUUGAUUACUUCGAUUAGCAUUGUAACACCCUUUUACAAGGGAGCAGUCUCCCUUGGCAACCUUUGGCACUCCAGAUGUUUAGGACUACAUCUCCCUUGAUGCUUUGCCAAUAUUAUGGUUGUAAGAGCAUUAUGGGAGAUGUAGUGUUUUAGUAUGAAACAUUAUAGUUGGUGUUGGUGUCUUCCUUUAUUUAUUCCUUUCUUAUACUGGAAUAAAUUAUCGUAUCUACCUUGGUCUUUUUUUUGCUUAAUUGCUUGUCAUAAAACUGUAGAGUUGUUGCAUAUGAGAAUUGUACCAAAUUAAGGAGCUAUCUACUAAACAGCAUUCUAUAGGGAAUAAUGGAUGCCCGAAUUUCGAAUGUUUCUGAAAUUAGCGGCUGAAUUUCUCUCGAAAUUGAUAAUUACCAAAUGUCAGUCAAACUGAAUUUCGGAAUUAACAAACGAAACAAAUCGAAAACAAACCAACUUUUCUCUCGUACACAUGUCUAAUAAUCUCCAAUCUUAAAUAGUAACAUCUGUAAAUGGCAUUCCCAUUCUGAUGUGUAAAUGUUUUGCCUUAUAUGUCUAAUGGCAUAGAUUUCUGAUUGAAAUAACUAUACCUAUUUUUUUUUCUGUUUUCCCUUUAGGAAACAUAAUGGCUCUGAAGUUUAUACGGAAAAGUACUACAGAUCUCCAGGUUUUCCUUAUUGAGUAUUGUGUUUCGCUUAGCUUGGCGGCUCACCCUUGCAUUAUUGGUACAUUUGGAAUUGCCUUUCAGACUGAUAGCCAUUAUGUUUUUGCCCAGGAACUGGCUGUAGACAACCUCUUCUCCCUAAUGAAACCUCAGGUGAGAUUAUUUAAUGUAACCGUAAUUUACAAUGUAUUUCCAUGUAUACAUUGUGUAAGUAGAACUGCCAAUUUUUUAGUUUGGCUAUUGUAAAUUUUAAUUUAAAAUUCACUUUGAAUUUGCACUUCAGUAAAUAAACCUGUAAAUUUUAUUAGAAUAAACUAGGAUAUAUAUAUAUAAUAUUAAAAAAUAAGCUUCCAUUUAGCCAGACAGUUAGCACUUACAGAUUAACCACUUGAAUUCCCAUAUAUUUUUAACUAUAUGUUCAGUUUUGUUAAAGAAUAAGAUGUGUGAUUAUUUUAAUGUGUACAUACAUAUUCUAUGAAAAAAAAGUUAUAUUCUCUCAUUUAUUUUCAUUUACAGUAAAGUGAAAUGUCUUUUCUGUGAAACCCCAAUAUAAUCAUAACACUCUGUGUGUUUCUUCUUCUGCUUAGGUUGGAGUACCUGAGAUAUUGGUCAAACGUUGUGCUAUACAACUUUCGAGUGCAUUGGAAUAUAUGCACAUGAAAGAACUAGUUCACCGUGAUAUAAAACCUGAAAAUGUUUUAAUUUUUGAUCAUGAGUGUCGACAAAUUAAACUGACAGACUUUGGGCUUUCUUGUACUAAAGGUACCUCUGUAGAAUCCAUGCCUGAGAAUUUGCCAUAUACAGCACCAGAAAUGUGUAUUUUGGGUACAUCAGAUAAACUGAUUGCACAAACAAGCUUAGAUAUUUGGGCCUUUGGAGUACUUAUUUUUUCCAUCCUAACUGGAUACUUUCCUUGGAACUCUGCUGUGACAUCAGAUAAAGAUUAUGUGGACUAUUCUAAAUGGCACAGAAGCAGUAGAAUAUUCCAGAUUCCAAAUCAGUGGAAGUUGUUCAGCACAGAAGCACUGGAAAUGUUAAAAAAGUUGAUUGCUCCAGAACCAGGAAAGAGAUGUUCUUCAAAAGAAGUGAUGAACUAUCUGAAAUCACCUUGGAAAGCAAUCCCUGAAAACAAAAACUUAAAUCCCAGAGGGAGAUUAAAUGAUUUAAGUUAUUUACAUGGCCAUCUGGAUAACAGGAAUAUGAAUAAGAACAGGGGGAAAUGA